CACUUCGUUUACAUUUUAUACACUUAAGGCAAUCAGAGCGCAUUUAAAUAAAAUAAUAAUAAAAAUGUCAUUAUUAUUUUUAGUAAGCUCUGUGUUGUUGUUGUUGUUGUUGUUGUUCUUCUUCUUCUUCUUCUUCUUCUUCUUCUUCUUCUUCUUCUUAUUAUUAUUAUUAUUAUUGUUAUUAUUAUUAUUAUUAUUAUUAUUAUUAUUAUUGUUAUGGGCACAGAUGUAUUUAGUGGUUUUUCUGUCUCUUCAAAUAUCAUUCAGACCUACUCCUUUUGCGUUUGCCACAGAGUGUGUGUAUGUUUAUUUGUGUGUGUAUGUGUGUGUACCUUUGUGUCUUGGUAACAAUUGUCACUUUGUCGCAUUGGUGGUUGUUAACUGCCUUUGUUUUACCGCAACACCAAACCAACUGGUGAUCAAGAAGCGGGGAGUGUCGUCUUUCCCUAACAUUCCCAUGGUCCGUGAACGCAGCAUGAAACAGCUCCAUUGCCAGUAGAAGGAGCUCUUCGGUCUUACCUAAGCUACAAGCCAAACAUACACAAACAUGGCGAUAUCACAAGCAGGCAAGAUGCAGUCCUCUCUCCGCUCUUCGUUAUAUUUAUUACUUUUUUUGGUCGCUGGAUUAAAUGCGUCGACCCUUCAUCUUCGCCCAGAGCAGCGUUUCAUGCUCCCUCAAAACAGAGGAUUUUUCACGAUAGAAGCAAAUGAGGAUUUACCGCGGAGAGAUGGAGGACGCGCCGCGGCUCCUGCACAGCCUCUGGCCGCUCGAAGCAUUGCUGAAGGCGCGUCGGAGUCCGGCGCCCUCCCGUUGCAGAGAAGCCGCCGGAGCGCCGGGGAAUCGGCCAUGCCAAAGGUGUAUGGACAGGUAAUAUUGUGCACCUCCACGACAGCGCUCUCCUAAACCCUAAUCUCUGCGCAUCACCUCAGUGUGCCCUUAGCUGGUACGAAUAUCUCGAAGAAAAAUUACGCAAGCCUCUGUGUUGUUUGUAAGUCACUCAUUGCUCGCACCUUAAAGUGAGGAGGAUUGGGAACUUUGCAGAGAAAAUAACUGAAAUUAUUGACCUGUUUAACCUCAAAGCAGCACACCCAGCUCACCGAAUACAGAGUGGGUCAGCCGGUUCACAUUAUUUAUUUCGAUGCAAUAUGUAAGUCGUUACUGCCCACUGAAUAUGCGGGGUUUCUGUGUUAAACCUGGUCAGCCUGGAGGUCGGCUGAUGGCAACCUGUGCAUGGCAUCUCUCGUACACGAAUGGCAAAAAUCUUGGGAUUUAAAAGCUCUUACGUAGAUGUUAUUUGCCCAGAAGUUACCAGAAACCCCCGAGGACUCUGGAGAGUCUUUGAGGUCUUAUUCAUCCUGCUGUGCCCUGUCCAAUACUAACAAGAAAACCGCAUUACAUGAUUGCUAAAUGGUGGUUUUCAAUGGGAGAGAAUGAGGAUAGAAGGGGGAGCUGGGGUUAGAGGUGAGAAACAAAUGGCUCCAGCUGUUGUUUCCAUUUCACCUCUGUCACAAGAAGACAGGGGUGACUGAGAAAAACAACUGAUAAGUUUAAAUGAAGUACCAAUUUCAAAGACAUUACACAUGGAGGACAGACUGUUAAAGCAAACUUUGAGACAGUUUUGUGGAUCUAAUCGGCCUCAUCUCGUGGAUACAUAAGGUGGAAAUUAAACAGGAUAGUUGCUUUUACCAGAUCAAGACUGUAGCUGACUUGGGUGCAUCAGGUUAGAGUUAAGCUUAGUGAGAAGUACCUCCUGAGAGAAAAUAGCCAAGAAUACAGAGAUGAAAGCAGUUGAGUGAAUUUUGGAGAUGAAAUGCACAGAGACUUGUCUUAUGGAUUUUUUUUUAUUAUUGAUGUUGCACCAGUAUGAGCUUUCAAAUGGCUUCUGUUUUGACAAAUAUGAAGUAAAUUACACAUGGUCAGCUGAUGCAGGGCACUUUCUACAAUACAUUUUUAAGAUAGAGAUAAUAUGAUUCAGGGAUUUUAAUUAUAGGAUGUUCAUCUAGUGAUGGUGGUGUUGAUAUCAUUAGGGCUUUUUAAACUAAUACAGAUCAUGACAUACUAAUGCACCGAUAUAUUUAAUCCCUCACUGCUGCACCUACACUAAACAUUUUCAUGACUUUAUUUAGUUGUUUUCUUACGUUGAAAUCCACAUUAGCUCAACAUUGUCAUGAAAGGAGCCCAAGAAGACUUAAUAAUGCCUCCCUGUAUAGAAAAUAUCCAACAGGAGAGAAUUUCAGCAGCUUCUUUCUUGAACCAUCAAACCAAACCAACAGCCUGAUAACAAUUGAACAAUGGUGAGAUGGUUUAUUUUUUGUCAUUCGCCGAAAACACUAGUCUGUCAACUAAACAGGAUCAAAUACUGCUCCCUUUUAUUUAAAUUUGAGCUGCUAACGUAAUGCUAUGUUGCCUCCUCUGCCUUGCCAUUGUCUUUUAUUUUGUUAUCCAUGGUGUGGAAAUCAAAAUACUUUAGAAGAUGCUUCUCAGGUGUCAGAAUUGCUGGUGAAACAUUAUCAUGUCGUACAAAUACAAUUCUUCCUUAAGUCUGCAGUCUCCCCAUGCCGUUGAACUUGCCCAGUCUCUCAGCAUUGCAGGUUGGGAAAGCAUAAUAGGGCAACUAAACCCUCACCACCACUCAACACCAUGAUGGAAGAAGUAAUGAAGCAUCUUACAACAAACUGCAGCAGAGUCAAUGAAACAUGAUCACUUCAAGAAAACUUUUUCUCCAUUAAGUUGAGAUAGACAGUAAAAGACAGGACGGCACAGUCAUAGUGAAACUUUCUAAAAUAGUUUGGGAAGUUGUUUGGAGAUGACGCCCAACAGCACUUAUCUGGAACUGUAAAGAGGAAACGAGCUGUUGAAAUGCUGGAUGAUGGCCGAGGUUAUUUACAGAUUGCCUGAAAACUUUUGGACAUUGGUGAUUUAUUGAUUGAGGCACAGAGCAAUAUGUUCCUUUUUUGACAUUUAGUGGUCAUAAUAAAUACUGUAAUUCCGGAAAGCUUGUUCCAAAAGCAACCUGAUAAUGACAGACACCUUAGUUACCAAAUUGCUUUUCAUUUUGAAUGUGGUCACUUAACAUGCCUUUAACUCAUGUUUAUGUCACUCUGUUUUAGACUUCAAUGUUAAACUCUUUAAGACAACGAAGAAAAACACUAAAAAAAUUAAAGAUACAUUUUAGAAAUCAGCAUUUUUCUAACGCUAUAUGGUUCAUGAAGGGUAACAGGAGGGGCUGAGAGCUGAGCUGCUGCUAAUGAGGAUUCUUUUUAUCUCAGAGGUCACCCAAAGGGAGAUGAAUUAUCAGGGGGGUUUCCUCCUCCCCUCCAAAACAAAAUGACACAGAUUUUAAAAUCACAAGAGAAAACAGUCUUUUUUAGUAAGAUGGUGUUUCCAUGGCACUCGAUUGCUCAUUUGCUUAAGUUUGAGGCCAUGGCAUAACGUCAGCGGCCUUCAGACGUAUUCUGCUUGUCAUCCAGACUUUAUCAUUUUUCUAAAAAGGGGAACGAAAAAAAGGUUUUUCCAUGACUCUUUUUGGUGGGCAGAUUGCCAGGGGGCUGCAAGCUGACCUGCCUUACAAACUUCAGCACUAGUUUUUGAUUAUGCUACAAUUUACCGUUGACAGCAUUUCUUCAAUGAGAUGGCUUAACUGUACACAGCUCAUUUUUACCCCAAAUCGAAUUAACCUUGUAUAGCUAAAUAAGAUUGUUUACAUUUUUAGACCUGGGGGGCUGCAAGCUGAGCUGCUGGCAAUGUCAGAAUAGUUUGUUUCAGUCUUUACUUCCAUUCUUCUGAUGACUCAGCUGCUUUAGUUCAUCUUUUUUUCAGAUGAAGUGAUACUGAAAUAAAUUAAACAGUAAUGAGUCACCACUCUGAAUGUUUUGCUGUAUUUUACACUCACUUAAGCUGAUUCCUGUUUUUAGAUUGGUCUUCAGUUCAACCUAAAUUUAGCUUUAAAUGUCCUGAAUUUUUUAUUCUUAUCAGUCCUAAUUUUACGAUCCUCUUUCCAGACAUUUAAUUGCAGAUUCAUCCCCAGUCGUUGCAGACUUAAAAGCCAGAUAAAAAAGGGAAAACAGUCGAGAUAACCUCCAUGCAAAUGCAGACAGACUCCUUGAGAAAUGGCCAAAGAAAACAAAUAAGUAAAAGGGGAACUUUAUUGCAGCAUGUGUUGGUGUCUGCGGUUGACAAUCCCACAGUGAGUUUUGUAGACAAGAAGAAGUUACCAAAGAGAGGAGGUGUUGCUCUUCAUCAUUUGUUGUCAGCCUGCUGUCCCACGCUGUCCUGGGCUGUUCUGUCCGCUGACACCCACAGUCCAAACACAGCAGACAGGACAAACAGACUCCAGAGAGUCACAUCAGGAUCAGGUUUCGUGGCUUGUACAGAGGACAAGCGGUGGAGGUUGUUAUUAAGUGCUUAGCUUGCCGAGUGUCUAUUCCUCAGAUUGUUGCCUUGUAGUGGGAUGGCUGGCCUUGUUAAGAAGCAGAGCAGGUGCUGUAAUUGGAGAUAAUGGCUUGGUCUUAUUGGGGUACAGUUUGCAUACUUAAUCAUGCACCCAUUGACCAAGGCUGUGGUUAACCAGUCCAGUGUGAGAUUAAUGGUACCUCGAAUGAGACCAGAAUACAGGAUGAUUUAAACCAGCUUUGGGAGGUUUUUAGCUGUCCUAGUUGCAUUAUGUUUGAUUGAUUGGAGUGAUCUGUAUCUUCACUUUGGAGGAAUGCGUGUAAGUGUCUCUCUGAGCCUGAUUCAGCUUUUUGUUGUCCUGAUCUAUUGGUGUAUUGGGUGAAGUUUUAUGUUGGGAGGCUUGAAGUGUUUUUUGUUUUUUUUUUGUGUCACAAUGCACCACCAGGACUGCAGGCUAGCUGCUUUAGCACCCGGUUGUUGCCAUGCAGCUGUAUUAGGUACUAAAUGUAGUUUAGGUUCUUCUUGCUUCAUUAUGUUAAAUCCGUCUGGAUAACAGCACAUGUCACUCUAGCUUUGACCUCAUUUGUGGAUACAGCAGCAAACCGUGUUCAUAGACAGUGUUUUUUUAGGGUGUUAUUUUGACCCCAUGUGGUGAGUUCCACUGCAGAGUCAUGUCUGUUUAAAUGCACCGGGGUCUGAAGAUCAAAGCCAUGUAUUACUCAUCAUCAGCGUUUCACUUUCAGUACAGAGAUUUCUCCAGAUUCUCUGAAUCUUUCAACAAUAUUAUGUACUGUGGGUAAUGACUUUCCCUCUCACAGUGUGGCAAAUCUCUUCCCAUCAUUAUGUCUGAGAGAUCUGGCCUCUCUGAGGAGUCUUUUUCAUGCUCUGUCACGUUGCUCACCUCCUGUAAAUCAGUGUACUUAGUUUGGAGAUGGUCCUCCAGUUGUUCGUUGUAGCAUUUUCAGUGUUUUUGUGUCUAUGUUGUUAGAAUGAAACCUGAAUUGAGCAUAUAUUUCAUGUAAAAGUAAAAUGAUAAUUUUCAACAUUUGAUGUGUCAUCUUUGCUUUGUUUUCAGUUAGGAUUCAAAUGAUUCGUUGUGAACUGUCUAUUCUGUUUUUAUUAACAUUUUGCAUCCUUUUCUCUUUUGGAGCUGAGGUUACAUUUGAAUACUUGGGUGACUACUUGGGCACCAGCUGCUGGAUUAAAAGUGUUUCAAGUUUGCAGGAUUAACAAUCUACAUGUGAACCUUUGACCGGUAGCUACAAAUUAGUCUGGAAGUGAAAUUCCUGCAGACAACACGAAUGGGCUUGAGGUUCUGUGGUGGCGCUGCUGAGGCUGUCUGAGCUGUAAUUGAUGUACCUUCUGAGGCUCUGUGGUCGUAUUCUGUGAUAGACCUUCUGAUUUCACUGCCCAGUUUCUCAUCUGUGGAUACAUUUGUGCAGGGGUUUCCUCCUGAUUUUAUUCCCUGCAGCCCCUUCCAGGCUGGUUUCAGUCUUAAUGCAACAGAGGCCUAAAUCAAGAACUUCUGUGCCCACCCUUGACUCAAGAGUGUUUGUUCAUAAUGAUGUGGUAUGCACAAAUCUUUGAGGUCAGGUCUGUCUGUUAAAAAUGACACACCACUUUUACAAUAUUCACAAAUGUCAUUUUGGCUGCAAAUGUAUACUUGCGCCUACAGAAAAGAAAAGCCACUCAGUUCCUGGUAUUAAGGCUGAGAUCUUUUUCUGUGAAGCCCUGAUGUCAUAAUCCCUGAUCAACACACACCUCUGAGCAGGAGAGGCAGCUGUCACUCUACAAAUGAAAGUUUGUUUCUUUUCUCUGCACAUCUUUGCAUAGAUAAAACUGCAAAUUCAGACUUUAGUGCUCUUCAUGUUUGCUGCAGCAUGACUGCAUCUGCAGGUGAUGGCUGUGUAAAACAAAGAGAACAAUCGCACCUUAUUCAUUUGAGCUAAAAGAACCAAGUUAUUUUAGGUGAGCUGCAGCUGAGGGUUAAGUCUUUCUUUCUGACUUUCACCUGAAUUUUUCCUGCCAGCUAUGAAGUGAAAUGUCUGAAGAUUUCAAGAUGAGCCAGUGCAACAGGAAAAAUCAUGAAACUUCACUGCGAAUGAGUGAUAAUGUUUACAUUACGGCUGUGAAGUCCUAGUCCACUGGUCGACUUAUUGGUCGAUUCGUGCUGAGUUGAUCAAAAUUCUAAUUGGUUGACUCGAUUUUUUUCCAAUUUUUUUUUCAAUUUACAGUUUAUGGUUAAUUUCACCAGGAGAAUGUACAAGUGUUUUCAGAACACCCCCUUCUUUUAACUAUUUUGGCUUCUUCCAACCCACUGGAGACCGGCUGGAGACAGGAAGAUUGAAGAGUGCCACGUUAAUCAACGUCCGGUGGUUGGCUGAAUAUUAAACUUUAUUUUGAGUGUUUCAACUUUUGUUGUGUUUAAUGGCCUUCUUGUGCUGAUAUCAGUAUAUUUUCACCCCGCCGAGCCACGCCUUGCCAUGCCGGGUCAUCCCCGCUGUGGUAGGGUUUGCCUUCAGAGAAUCCCCACACACAAACGAGUUGAUUUUGGUCGAACAUUUCAGGGUUUUAGCCGACCAAGAGUUUCUUUUGUUGAUUACAGCCUGAAUUUACAUGCUGCUGUUGAAUGACUACUGCUCUUGUUCUGCACACAAUGGAGCUGUAUCAGACUCCUUUCUGGUCACCACUCAUUCUUUCAUACCUCAUACUAAUAAAUAGACAAAAACUUUUUGUCAUGGUGUUGGACUCGCUUCAGUCACCAUCCAGGAUUUCUUGUAAACAUUACACAAUGAUCCCUGCAGCAUCCAUUAACUCCCCUGUCCUCUUCCUGACACUUCAGGCCAUGAUGAAUGAGUGAGGAUAGGCAACUCUGAGGAAUUUCAGGGAGAGAUUGUCCUGUAAUUUUCCAGAGAAUACAGGAGUGCAUGUGUUAAAAGGGCUCCCAUCAGCCAGAGUUGGAGCAGCAUCAGGCUGCACUCUCUAACCACCAGGCGCAGUCCUAAUGACACUCCCACACACUUUCAGAAAACACACACUCUCCAUGCAUCUCCACUCUUACUGCUUUCGUGCAGAGUCUGAUUUCUUGGGCCCUCUUAAAAUUCAUCACUGACUCUCACUCUUAACAGCCGAGUGAACAUGUGUGUGUCUGCGAGUGUGUUUGUGUGUGUUCUGUAACGCGGCACUUAGCUCCAGCAUGAAAACACGGCCCUUGGUUUUUGUCUGGUCGAGUUUGUGCAGCUGCUGUGGAGACGUUUCGAGCGGGGUUGUCUUGUUGUGGAACAACUCAAGCCCACUUUUCAUUCAGCCUGAGAGAAAAUGAAUAUGCCAUUAAUCUUUUUCACAUGAGAGCCUCAAUUCUAGACAUUAAAACCUUUGCAUCCUAACCUUGUAAACAGUUUAAUCAACCCAGAAGCAUCAGCCACUUGCUCUUCUUCAUCACCACCUUUAUUCUGUCAGCACCUUGCUUUCUGUCAGUGUGGUCUAACCUUAAGAGAACCCUGAAGGGGGAUGUCUGCUGUCACAUUUCCAAUACAGUGGCUUCAUUGUGUUUCGUCUCCGUAGCCAGAAGUACGCUAAGAGCACAGGCCAACUCACACAUGCAAAGUGUAGAAGGCCUGCCAGUCCUGCAGAGAUGAUGUCAUUGUUUGAGACCGGGCCCUGCCGCCGAUGCUCUCCUGACUACGAUACUGCCCCCACCCAGCCCCCCCUUACAGCUGAAUAAUGGAGAACUCAGAGCUGAGGAGAGGGGAGGGCGAAGUAGGAGAGAGUAGGCUAAAUGCCCGGGUGUAGUGUUGCUCUGUUUCACUCCUUGGUAGUACCAGACACAGAGCCAAACUCCUCCACGCUACCAACAGGACAUGAAAGUGCCAAGAGGGAGGGAGAGGAAUGCUGCAGAUAGCAAAAAAAAAGAGGUGUAUCUUCUACGAUCAAUCCUCUCAGGUCAAAUCAUGGAGGAUUUUUGCUUGACUGUAAUGUAAGACUGGGCAUGGUGGCAAAAAUACAUGAUAAUAAAAACCUGAAAACUUUGUCAACAACAAUGGUGGAGGUCUGUACAGAGGAAUAACUCCUGUAGUUCUGUGGGGCAUAAUUCCCAUGUGUAGAGCUGCAAAAAAUGUCACAACACCAUUUCUGUCAGAUUUCUCUUUCUUCUUCUUCUUUUUUUUUUUUUUUACAUCGAAUCAAAUUAAAUAUGAGUAAUUAUGAAGCAUUAUUAAACCGACUUUAACUGAAACUGCCAAUGAAAGGAGAAGUGCCUCCUGGACAACUUUCAUAACCUGUCAGCACUUAACGUUGGCGAGUAGAGAAAAUGCUUUAAACUGAGGUCAUGGGCGCUUCCAGCUUAAAAAAAUGUCAGUGGUUACAACCCCUUUAGCAGUUUCACACAGAAAAGCAGUGACUAAUACUAUGUGAGGGGGCUGCACUUGUGCUUAGGUGAGGCCACUUUCAGUCCUCAGCAUUCACAAGGCUUUUAAUUUUACCACUGUGAUCUAUGAAUGAAGCUGCUUUGAUUCAGAGACGAGUGUCUUUGCUCAUCUCUCAGAAUGCCAGUAAGGGGGCUGGUAGCUGAGCUGCUGCAGAAUCCGUAAACUUGAUGUCACGGUGCCUUGUUUUCGUUACUGCUUUCCUUGUCUGUUCUGGAUGGUUAGGGGAUUUCCUGUUGGGAUUCUCUCCCAUUUGUUGUUUCAGUUUAUUUUUCUGCAGCUCAAUCUGAUUUGCUGUGUGAAGAAGACGCUUACACUGUUGUGAACAUCAUGUCCAAAAACAACCGAUAAAACAGGCUAUUUCUUCUCUGUGUGAUCGACUAUGAAAAGGAUCUUUAAUAGAAAGUUCCAAAGUUUCCAAACUUUAUCAUCAUCAGUACAACCUGCUUUCAUUAUCAUUUUAUGACUCUGCUCUGUUUUGCUGUAAAGGGGAAUUGAAUAAUUCCUGCCUGCUUUUAAUAUUCAUCUUUAUGAAACCUGCUUCCAAGAGGUAAUUUCUCCCUCUCUCUGCUGGAAGCUAUCUUUUUUGGUUGGAUAAAAAUAUUUUAGGACUUGGAGAUGCUGAGACUUGAAAUGAGCUGCUCCUCCAGAGGGAUGAUGAGAAAUAGCACAGACUGUUCAUGUGCCCGUUCUCACUCAGGGAAAGAGUUUCUAGCAUUUUCUAAUAGAUGAGAACAGGAGCUUUGUCUGGAGUUUAUUUAAUUGUGUUCAGGUUUCACUUUGCUAAUCCUCUACAAAGAUCUGUCUGGCUUGCACUCGUCUGCACUGGAUGACUAAUGCUGUGUCACAUCCAGGCCUGGUCAUGCUUUUUACGAACACUCUCCCAUGGCAUUUAAUCUUCUCUGUUAAUAUUAAACACUGCUACUGAAAAUGUCUGUCCAAUGGCGCUGGUUUCAUCCCAAAUAAUCAAUAUACAUUGAUGAGGCUUUUAAGCGGUUGUCAGACAGCCAGCAGGAAUCCUUUAGCCAAAAAGGACUGAAGGCUUUUUAUUUGGAUCCAGGCGCUGAUGAGGAAUGCAGCCAGUUUUUUUUUUUUAACUCGCAUGUUUUGGCUUGUUGGUAAAAGAAAAGGCCUCGUCGCCUGCCUGUGGGACGUGACACAAAGGGGUGUGUAAAACGACAACACAUAAUGCCAUUUGACGGCUUUGAAAACUGGAUCAUGGCACCAAAAUUCAGUCUUUCAGGCUGUAUUCUGAAAUGCUAAAUAUUAGACAAGAAAGAUGCACCAUAAGAAAAAUAAAUUAAUAACUGUGCCAGCAGUAGACACUUGUGUUCUGUGUGUCUGUGUUACUUAAUAUUUUCAGUGAAAUCAGGUGUCUUUAAAAAAGGAAAUCCAUGUCUGGUAGAAAGGACAAAACAAAUGAAACUUUUCGAAGGUCAACCUCAGUACUGCACAUUUUUUAGAUACACUCGCAAUUUUAUUGGAUUUUAUUUUUAUAUAUUUGUUUUAUAAUAUUGUGUUUGUUUGUUUGUUUGCACUUUGGUCAGCUGAGGUUGUUUUUAAAUGUGUUUUAGAAAUACACUUUAACUUGACAAUAAGAUAUGAGUCAAUACAAAAGAGUACAAGACAUGAUGAUUCCAAACAAUACAAUGAGAUGGGAACUGAAAAGAUGUAAAUGAUAUUAAUAUAUCUAUUCUGUUUAUCAGUCCAGUUCUCUUUGGACUCUUUUAUUAAUUCCUGUAGUUUUUCAGAGUUGAAUAAGUCGGCUAAUACAAAUUUUCUGGGACAUCUAAACAAAUUAGGAGUUUUAUUACUGUCGUUGAGCCUGGGAGGUUUGGCCUCAGCUGAUCGCAGAUACGACUGAUUGGUCAACAGGACACAACAGAGAUAAUUUCAGUCCCUGCAAAUUCACUGAUUCUCUCUGGUAGUUGGAGAAAUGCACAGAGUUUAUCACAGAAGGGGUACAGGUCUAACAAAGCAAGUGGAUUUUAAAGAAGACAGUUUGUCACCCUGCUCUAUUUUUACAGCCGAUAGUGUGAACUGUACAAAAGUAUGUCGUAUUCAACAGCGGUUGACUGCUCCUCUUUUCUGUCUGCCAUGAUGGCUUCCUUGACUCUAAAGUUGUGAAAUUACAAGAGCCACUGCAAGGAGUCAUGGAGUAAUAACACUUACAGUCACACUGAACCCUAACCCUCUGAACAGCUGUCCCAACUCUACCUCUAGAGCUGGUUAGUUUGAAAGUAUUCAUACUGGGUGAGCAGGUUGGGGUAAUAUUGUCAGGAUGACAAUAUAAAGCUCUAAUGAUAUUUCUGUCCCAGCUCUCAGACAUGUAAAGUAACAACAGGAACCCCUCUGUUGCAGAACAAGCACUCCGAGUGUUUCUGUGUUCUGCAGCCUGUCCCUAUGUUUACAGACAACAGUCAGCAAAGACGAGUUUGUUUGGCUUUUCUGUCUACGGCGCUGUGGCUCAACUGUUAAAGGGAAUAGAGACAGUGUAGAGUUUUGGGGAUUUUCUGGGAAUGUCUCCAAAACAUUUCAUUUCAUUAAAGUGAUCUUCUGCUCUGAUACGGUUUUGAUCUUUGAUGAGAUGCAUUAACUUGUUUGAUGAUAAAUGCAGCAGGGCUUGAAAACAAAACGUCAUUAUUACAGAUUUAAACUCCUGGGAUGAAGCUUUGACUACAGAGACAAAAACGCAGCGUUGGACUUGGCUGCAGGGCGACUUUUCCAUGCUUUCAAAAACUCUUUACAGCCUUUCUUCCACUUGUGUUUCAGGCAGUUUUAAUGAGUGUUUCAAUGACUUUUAGUUGUUUGUAUUUCAUUGGGUGUUUGAGCAGGAUGAGGUGGUGUAGAUAUAAAUCUCCCCUUCCUCGCCACAGAGGAGAGCCUAUUAAAAUGGCGAUAAACUCGCUGUUCCAGUCUGCUGCCUCUCAAGGUCUGACUGAGGAGCAAGCCGUCAGAAAGAGAGAGAAAUCCUUCUAUCUGCACUUUCAGACCCAUUCACCGUGUUUACCGAGCCCUGUCUGCCUGCUCAGGUAUGAAGGGUUCACACAAAGUAGCUGCCACAGAGUGCAUGAAACAUGUUUGUGCGAGACAGAAAGGCACAGACAGUGGCAGCACAGUCGCCUUUGUGUCUGUCUGAGAUGCUCCUGACUCUUGCCCUUCCCCUCUUCCUCCCUGAGUGACCACAAAGCUGUCACAGAGAUUGAUGGACGGGAACAGACAGGGAUUACACCUCUGAAACCCGGCCGCCAUGUUGCUUUGCAGCAUGAAAAGGGGACAGAAAGGACUGAACUGAAACAGAGCAGCACAGGGAAUAUGCUAAAUAGAAGCUAUAGCAUGAAAUCUUGUUAGCCUGAAGGUGUGCAUUAUUCUCAGAUGAGCGUUCGGCUCUGACACAGCAGCUGUCCUGAAUUAAUUCUUGGGUGGGAGGUGUCUGUUCAGCUGUUACUAGGCUGCAGCCUCCCUGUGUUAUGAUGGUAACGUCAUGUUGACAAGGUUGACAAAGGUAGUGUUUCUGUUUGCAGAGCAAGUGUCUUAGUGCUUCAUUACCAAAGAGAUCAUUGACAUGAACUAAAACCAGCUUUACUUGGAGAUAAUAGUUGGUAGUUCAGGUCACAGUGGGAAUAUGCAACGUUGAUAAAAACAAAGACAGUGUUUAAAGUUUUAUAAAACUCAUGGAUUUUAUGUUAUUAAUCUUCUUCAGAUGACUUUGCCUUCAAGAGCGAGAUCAACUGAAGAGAGAUGGGAAAGAGAGAUGGAUGCAAGACCAAAACCCAGAGAAGACUUAAACACCCACAUGUGUGGGCGGGGCCACAGCCUGUCUUCUCCUUAUGUCUUAUCCUCUGGUGUACAUAAACUACACAUUUAAAAUACAAAAUCCCUCCAAAAUAUGUCUGUGAUUUAUCAGUAAAGGCCAUCUAGAGCAGAUUUUUUAUAGAGCUUUCGAGGAGUUUCUUUUUGAAAAAGACUGAAAUUCAAAUUAAUGCCUUGCUAUGAUUUACAAAAGCAAACAAGACCAUCAGCAACAAGACUGUCAAUUUUUUUAUUGUAAUUUGUAUUGCCUGACACUGGUGUGGGAGGAUAAGUGUCAGCCAAGUAGCUGCAGAAACAGCCCCUUUGUUACACUUUCCACAUGAAAUAGUAACAGCAAAUGUUAAAUCUGAACUUCCCUCUACACUUCCAGUAAGCCUGACUGCACUUUUGUCUUGUCCCACUUUGACCUCACAGUAAACUAGUCCUACUGGUAUAACCAUAAGAUGCCAUGCAGUCAGCUGGAAAAAAAAAACAAAAAAACAGUUGUAUUGAGAUCUUAUGUGUCAUGUCAGCUUUGACUGCUUGUCACAUUGGUGACUUCUUUAAAACACAAGGAGUUGAAUCUCAGUUUGUUUGUCUGCACUGGAAAAAUAUAUGUAAAUACAUGUCGGUCUUUUGCUGCAGCUCUGACGGAUGAGCUGCAAAAACUGUGUUUGCCCCCAUUUCAUGGUGUUAUGAAUAGAACUGCAGGAGCUGUAGUACAAAAACAAACUUUCUUUACUUCCAAAUCAACCAGGGAAAACACAUUUGGUUGUUUGGAGGAGGCUGCACAAACGGACACUGUUACAUUGUUGAGUAUUCAUGGCAAAGUGACUCCUCUAAUGAGCAGCGAGACAGAGGGUUCUGCCGUGUUUUUCAAACCUUUUGUUUUGCCUGUGCUCUGCAAACGGUGUUCACUGUUGAGCUCUUCCUCCUCCAGAGACAGACGAGUUUACAACCUGAGGUAAACAGUGAAGCUGUAAAUGUAAAUCGUCAGUAAUGAGGUCUUUCCAUCAUGUACCGUAUGUCUCGGGUUUGAAGUUGACCACAUAAUGCUGAGAAGUGGUACUUCUGUAGGUUUACUGUGCAGAUACCACGUCAUCUGUCGCAUGAACAUGCGUGUGAACCUCUGUGACCUGGCACCAUGGCUUCAGUGAGCCAGACCACAAAGUCUGUUCUCAGAGAAGCACUUAAACCAAAGAUAAUGUGUUGCACACAAUGAUAACUUGGCACUUUUACGGCUGUAGACUAUAGCGGUGUAAUUCCCGGACUCUACAGCCUCUCUGUUGGGUUGGCCUCAAACUGAUGUCAGGGGACAAUGCUAGAGGAUGAGUCCACUCAGCAGCUCUGUCAGAGACAUGCCUACUGGGAAAUGGAAAGUCUGUGUCACCGCUCAUCGCUUUGUUGACACAGCUGAUUAGCAACCAAAAGCAGCACAAGCUCUAAUGUGAUUGUUUUAUGUGCAAUUAAUAUAAAUUGGGCUGCAACGAUUAGUCGACAUUGUUGACAAAAAUCGACAAUGGAAAAAAGUCAACGAUGAAUUCCAUUGUCGACUGUUAUCGCCAGACAUGUUUUUUUCCAGUGGUGGGGUAUUCAAACAUUGUGGUGCCGGCGUCCCAUACAGCAGCUAUGAGUACGCACUUAAAACCUCUAAAGUAAGGUGAAAAUGUUAAAUUUAAGAAAAAAAUCAUAAUUAUCCGAUUAGUCGACUAAUUGUUUCAAUAGUCAGUGAGUAGUCGACUAUUAAAAUAGUCAUUAGUUGCAGCCCUAAAUAUAAAGAAUCUGCUCCAGCUAGCUCGCUGGCAGUCUGCUACGUCUCCUUCUUCAUCUGUGAGUGUGGCUACCAGUGUAAAAGGACCACCACCUUUAUUCUGUCAUGGUACUCCUGUAUGCUUAUUUUACUGUGAUAUCAUAAUUAAAAUCUUUGUUAAAAAGGCAGUGAUGGUCAGUGCUGGAAUAAAGCAACAGAUAUAUGUGAUAUAGCGCUAAAAUACCAUUUUAAGGCCAUUGUGCUUUGGUCAGGGUUUUAUCUUCUUCAGGUAGUUCUGUCUUCAGAGACAAAGCCUCUUGAGUGAUCUUAGUUUUAAGUCACAGCUAGCCUUGUUGUUGCUCUUGCAUUACUCUGUGUAAAGUUAUAUUAAUGCAUUACAGCAGAGAGAUAGACGAUUUACCUGUGGAGAUUCAAAUCUCUGACUUUUAGUAGCCUGCCCUAAAGGAGGCCAACUUUUAAUGGCUGUGCUGCCUUUCAUUUCGAGCCACUACCUGCAAACAGAGCUGUAAUCAUCCACAGACAGACCCCCACAGCUUCUACUCUAAUGCUGCAAUCUGCUGCAACCUGGCAAAUAGUUUUUAUCACAGUCAUCACCCUUCCCUAGUUUUAGCUGCAGAGCCGCUGGCAAACUUUUUGGCCCGCUCACACCGCGAGCCAAUGAGGCCUAAAAUGCAGAGAUUUACUGCCGCAACACCUCGGCUGGCGGGGGAGAGACAGCCCUGACUUUUACUGAGGUGGCCCUGAGGGAGGAGGACUGAGGAAGAUGGAGAGGAGGAGGAGGCUGAUGACUAAAGCAAGAAAUGGAAAAACAAGUUGUGUAUCAGUGAAGCUGGCUUCAUGACAGCGUUUUAUAGAUGUCCCAUUGUUGGAUGCCUCAUGAAGAAAAGGUUAAAUCUGAGUCUUGGAGGCGACACUCAGUCUGGUCCUGCAGGAUGCAAACAGGAAAAAUCCCCACUUUGUCGUCUUCCACUUCAACAUCAUCAGUCUCUGCUGGUGUUUGGCACUUUCCAGGACUUAUUUUUGCAGUUUUCUUGAAAUAUCCUCCUCCUUAAACACAGCACAGUACUGUAUGUGCUGUUUGUGCGUUGCUCUAUAGAUUUGUGAGGCCUUUUGUGGGUGGUGAUAUUAGCGUCUCAGCCUUUUUCUGCUGCAUCUUCUUCCUCUAGGAUUCUUGUUGAGACCAAACUGUGGUGUUAAGAACACAACCAGAGCCCAGAGAUGCACAGUGGCUCUUCAUAACGGCUCAAACAUUUCAAGCCUUAUAUCGUAUUAAACUCCAGUUCUUUAUUCUUUCAUGAAAGCAACAUUUUGGCCCUGUCAUCCACAUCAUCGCAGCGAUAGUGGAAGUUACAAACAAGAAGUGGGUCGAGGGUUGUGUUUGAUCACAGCUGACAGGGGAAGCAGAGAUAUUUGUUGUUUACUCCACAGUGUGAAGAGCAGAAAAAGCCUUUGAAGCAAAAAAACCAGAGCUCCUUCAGAAGCCUGGCCCCUCACAGAGUCAUCAAUAAAAGAUAAGGGAAGAGAGGCAGCACGGAGGGCGAGGCAGUGACAAUGAAAAAGAUGAAAUAGCCUAUUUCUUUUCAUUGAUCUACGAGCCCGAAGGGAGGUGCGCUGAGCGUGGAAUUAGCAUGUGUUCCAGCGAGUCGUUUCAUUACCUUCCCUAUAUAUACAUGGAGGUAGAUUUCCUGCACAAAGGCAAACGAUUACACUGUUAGAGCCUGAUCAGCCAGGUGGUAAUGUGAUUAGAAAAGGCUCCCAAUGCUCCAUGUUGAUACAUCGAAGUGAAACUCAAACAAAAAUGGUCUUCAAACAAUAGAUCAUCUGCGUAGCUCAUUUACUUAGUGUAAUGGAGCUCAGUCUGUGUCCAUAACAACCCAACAGAAGAAAAAAGAGGGCGUUUAAUAUGAAAGUAGGUCAAGUAUCAAGAAAGCCCAUAACUUUGACGCAUAAUGUAUAAGUUUUUACAUGAUCAUCUCAAACAUUCAUUCAAAUAAAUGAAGAAGUGAAUAUGUGGUUUUCAAGGAUGAUACUGUAUAACACAGUGUAGCAUAAGUCACAACACAGUCGUUUGUGUUGCAAAGUAUUGGUUCAGAAGAAAACCCAUAAUGCACAACUGCACAGUAUAGAUGGAUCUUCACAAUGGGUGUUUAUUGCACAUUGUAAUGCAGAUUAGACAAAUUAGGUGAAAAUGGCAUGUUCUGAAAUAAUUUUUAAUAUGUGUAACAUUAAUGUUGCUUAAUGUUGUUUAAAGAGCUGCAUAUUACACAGUAAAUAUAUAUUCAGUAAAAUGCAUGGUAGAUAGUAUAUGUUGAAUUAUGAGUGAUGCAUGUGGAAAUAUGAAUGUCACAGUAAUCAUGUCAGUAUUGUGUAGUAGGAAAUGUUCAAUAUAAUUCACAUAAAAGGUAUAUAUUUAACUGCACAUGAGUUAAUGUAUAAUGCACAAUUAAAUAGGAAUAUUGCACAGUUGGCCAUGUAUUUUGAACAGUAGGACACGUAGUUUGCAUGGUUUGAAUAUUCAACUUCCACCUUGUGACUCAUUAUAUUACAGUGACAUUGCUAAUUGGGUAAACAGUUAUUAUGUGUUUCUUUUCUGAGCUGCUCAGACAGAUUCAGGCUUUACAGCGUGAGGUUACCUUAGGUCUUAGCCCUGUUUGUUUGCAUACCUUAAUAAGUUGUCAUGAGGCCCCAAAGGCUGCUUUAUUUUUCUGAUGAUUAUCUCCCUUCUCAGUGUAAGUUUGACAGUUGGGACACUGAAGGCAAAGUACGUGAGUCUUUAAAGAAGAGGAAGAGGAAUGAGCUUGUCUGAGCGCUCUGCUCUUUAAAUCAUAAUAGAUUCAUCGCUUUACGGUUGAGGUUUUACAGUGAACUAAAAUGUCAAGGCUGUCUGCUGAGGUCUUAGAUUUAAGCCAUGUGUUUGGUUGGAUAGAUGUCUAUAUCUGUUCUUUCGACAGUCAGCAGAUCAGCUGAUUUACUACACCAGUUUUUAUUUGUGUGAAACAGUAUCAGACUCACAUUAAUGGUAUAAUUGUGAAUCAGAUAAGGUCUAUCUCACCCUUGCUCAUUGGCUUUUAUCCCAGGACCAAAGAAUUCAGUGUAAUAAACACAACGCAGCUAAAUCUUUCAUCAGUUUGCAUGGGUCAUUGUUGAUCUACUUUAUUAAAACUGUGUAUUAUUAGCACCAAGUUCAUCUCUAACAUUGACUGUUAGCCUAGUGUUGCUUUUAAAACAUGGUGGAUUUUUUGUUGAUCAAGCGCUGACUUGAAUGUAAAUUGGUCUGAUGUGUUUACCGGAACCAAUUUCUAAUCCAGAUAUUGCAUAAUCCCUGCUUUAAGGCUCUUAUUUCUGUUACUUUCACAGCUGUACUUGGCAAUCGACAGAGAGGCUUCUGCCAAUCCUUGCGGCGUAAUUCAACCUGUUUAUGGCUUGGUCCAAAAAUGGUCUCAUUUGUACAUAAGUAACAACCACUGGAAGGGUUUGUUUUCUCAAUAUAAGUCAUUUGUUUUAAUUUUUUGUAUUUUAUUAUGUAGUUCAAUCACCAUCACUAUCACUACACAUGCAAAUGUAUUCUUAAAUAGCUACUAAUACACACACACAUAUAUGCACACAUAUACUUGCCUACUUAUACAAUGGAGAUAAUUUCAUUAGAAACAUGCAUAAUUUAUUCUCUAAGAGAGUAAACUGAUGAUUUUGAGAGAAAGCUAAAUUAAAAAAAAAACCUAAAACAAAAAGCAUGUGUUCAAAAAUAUAGCCAUAGCUAUAUUGACUAACAGAAGGUAUAUUGUAGGUGUUUACUCGGUGGCUAAGCUUUGUUCCCAUCUCUGCCUCAUACUGGUUCCUAGACAGAUCUGAAGUUGGUGGACUCAGCAUUCAGAAACCAAUAAUCUCAAUCAAUGAUCUCACUGAGACUACAUCCUCCAGGUCUUCUUAUGAACUGUGGAGCCAAAGACUUGUCAUGAGACUGAUGGUCACUCCCUUUAUGCAAAUUGAAACAUUUAUUUGAUGAAACCCUGAUGAUCCCUCAGCUUGGUAAUGUCAUGUGUUUGUUUAAAGCAGGAUGUUAGGUCUUUGGAAAACUCAGUGUCUCGUAUGUUUAAUUCGUAGUCCGAUCCAGGUUCCAGCUAUUAACACUAAACAGGUGGGGAUUAUGACCUAUAAUGCUGCCAGUCAGUAGGGGGAGCUCUAAAUUCUUUGGCCUCACAGUUAGUGUAGAAUUUUGGCAUCAACUUUAUUAAACAAUCUACAGUUAACACCUACAACAUCAUCGAACAGGGACAUUUAAAGUGAUUUUCGCAUCUGGAGCUGCUUCUAGACUUUGCUCUGAAAAACAACCCCUGAAAUCUAUGCUUGAAGAGCUAAUCCAUCAGUUUGACAGUGAAAAUAAUCCCACUUAAAGAACUAAAAAGGAGGUUUGGGGGUUCAUGUUUCAUCCAUCCUGCACAUGGCUUGUAAAUUUUGGAUGCCAAGACAGCCCUGACUUGAGCGCAAACUACAGUAAAUAAAUACUUGACUCUUUUGUAAUUUUACUUUGGCCUCCAUGUUAAAAGCUUUGUUCCUGACCCCUUAAAUCCUAUUUGCUGCCUUUGUGCGUUGACUUUUCUGUUGCUUGGCAGUGACCCAGCAUCUCUGAGGUGAAGAUUGACUUUGCAUACCACCUGUAUUUUUCCUUGAUGUAUUUCAUUAAUUCAACGUGUUUCGUCCUACAGGCUAACCUGAACGACUCUCAUAAUCAGAUGGUGGUGCACUGGGCUGGAGAGAAGAGCAAUGUGAUCGUUGCCUUGGCCCGAGACAGCGCCGGAACCACCGGGCCAAAAACCAGCUCUGUAAGUACACCUGAUCAGAUCCUCGCAUUAAAGUCAUAAGAUAGACGAUGAAAGGUGAGCUUUGUUGUUUUUUCUCGGCUCAAACAGCCCCUUACAGUGUUUAUGUUGUCUUAACAUCCCUGUUGAGUUGAAUUUUAGUCGCUGAAUGACCUCAAUAAUUCAGCAGCGCAGCAGAAGGUGUGUGCUCACACUUGUCCAACAUGUUUCUCAUAUGUCUGGUGAUGUUUUGAUUUCUGAGCCACAGAUUGAAUGCUCCAUCUGCUUCCUUGAAAACACACUCACGCUCACACACAAACACACAUACAUACAAGCUCUUGGAAAAGCCUUAAGCCAAGUCAUUGAACCUGUUCUUCUUCAUCUUUCAGUUUGACUUCCCACCUGUUCUGUUGUGGAUUUAUUUCCUCUCACAGUUUGCUUGAAAAAUGGGAUGUUACAGGACAGAAACCAGCAUAAAUGGUUUAGGAAUGAGGAUAUUCUCUAUCAUAGGCUUUGUACCUUUGAAUCUUUUUUUUCACUUUGACAGCUUUAAGGGUUUGACUGACUCUUAGGUAUAAAAAUAGCCUCAGUAAACUGCUCUAGCUUGCAGGUGUGAAACAGGCUGGAGUGGUUAACAUAUGAUCAAACUAUGUCUCCUAUAGGUGCUCGUCUUGAUCUCUGUCAGGCUCUAGUUGUUGUUGACUGUAUUACAACAAUUAUCCCAACAGAGAUUAAUAUUUUUGCAAAGGUGAGAUGUUAUUUUAAACAAAACAAUAGAUAAUCUAAAGCAACAAGACUGGAAUCACAAAACUUACUGGUAAAGUAAGUGUGUACCCCUCAUGACUAAGGCCAGCUGUCACUCACAACCUCAGUGCCAAGGGGAUGAAAGAUGGAGAGACACAGUGAUUGUCCAGAAAAAAGUGGCUCAAAACUAAAUAGUUAUUUGGCACCUGAUGUGAAGUUAUAGUGAAUAGUUUAAGAUACUAGUUAAGACUUCAGCGACCACUAUAAAGAGACUGACAGGAGAGUGUUGAUGAGACUGAGAUAGUAGACAUGGCUGUAACCAGAGCCAGCCUCUUGCUGAAAGCUUACAUUUGGCUACUUCAAGGCCAUUUUUUUAAACUGAGACUAAUAAACUCCAUUGUUUUUGUCGUUAUUCGUGACAUUAAUAGUUUAUGGAGGUAAAAGUGCUUCAGUAUUUGAGAUGUUUACAGCAGACCUCUUUUUAUUUAGAGCACUUUUAUAAUCUUAACUGUAAAUUUAGUUUGUGUUCCUGUGUUGGAUUGAUAUGCAACUCACCUGUUACUGGAAAAAAGUCACUUAUUAACACAAACAAACAAACUGACCGAGUGAACUAACGGCUCUCAGUGGAUUUUGUUGGUUUUUAGAGCUUGAUGUACAAUCUGUUGCUGAUUGAACGGUCAUUCAACAGUUUCAAAAUGGUUUAAAUGUAUAGGAAUCCUUUCUGUAAUUGUCAGAUUCUUAAAAUAACAAUAUGAGCCUGCGAACAGCCAAACAACAGCUCCUAGUGGAAGGACUUCUUAGAAAAUUUAUCUUGGAAAUGUUGUGUCGCGUUCAUUACAGCAGUGGCUUCCACUUUAAACAAUCUACUGAGGCAGUUUUAGAUCCUAUUUUGCCAACUUCCCAGUCAUAUUAACCUUUAAGAUCAUAAUUGAUAGAGCCCAAGUUAAGAUGCUAUAAGACAAGGAUUGCCAAUGUCCUUACAUGCCUCUAGAUUUAGACAGGCUCUCUGAAAUAUUGCACUAAAUUUCCCACUGCAAAAGCAUAUAGCUGAAUAUUCCACCUUAAAUCAGAAUUUAAGGGUGCCUGGAGUCGCCCCCUCAGUUUAAGCACUGAGUCUAUAUCCCCCAUUGUGGACUUCAAGCCACAAUCCUUAUAUUUAAUUAAUUAAUUAAACUGAAUGCUAAAUCUGUUGGCAGUGUCGACUCAUUUCAUUGUUCUUUAUCUGACGAAUGGAUAAAUGAACAAAAUUGAAAGACACUGAGGUGGAAUAAAACCUGAUUUUGUGUUUGUGGUCCAUGCCUGGCCUCCAUACAGUUCUCAUGUCAAACUCUCCCUUUUUUCCACAGUACAACCCAUUAGAGUUCUUAUUACACUGUAAAGAUAUGGAAUUGAUACCAUCUAAUUACACCUCAUCUCAUUCAAACACCCACAGCCGUAGAGCUGAAUGUGUUGAUAAAGAAGACGUUUUAUAAUUGUCCCCUGAGGGAUGUCAUUAAGAGAAUAAUUUGGCCCUUUAGUUAAUUACAGAUAAAUGGAAUGAGUCAUGUUGUAAUAGAGUUAAAAUGUGUCACCUCUUUAUGUAUCUACAUGUGCUGAGAAAGAUACAAACAUUCAUAAGCGAACUGAUGUGAGGACAUCUUUUUUAUAAUCUUUAAUUUCAGUCAUGAACAUUUUCUGUGGUUUAGAUUAUGUUGCUCCAGAUAGCAUCUCAAUCCUAACUUAAUUGAAUUAGAGGAACUGUUGUUUUUGCUCCUGGGUUGAGAUCAUUCGCGUCGCGUGUUAAUUAAAACUCAACAACUUAUAACACUUCAGCAUACAGAGGACAUUUACAAACACAUAUUUUAUCAGGAUACAGACUGAUUUCCUUCUUUCUUUAGCCUGGACACUCAUUGUCAUUGUAGCCUCUCUCUCUCCUCCUGCUCACUGUGCCCCUCUGCUUUACUAACACACACCUUUUGCUCCUGUGUCUCUACCUGGAUUUCAGUUCACAGCUCUCUGGUUGCUGCUUUUACACAACACAUUGGAGAUGCAGAAGACCCCGCUUAACGCAUUUCAUGGCAUUCGCAGCUUGUCUUCAAAACUGCUGUAAAAGUUAUUUUUCAGAAUUGUAAGUGUAGUCAUUGAUUUCUCUCUCUUACGCUCUCUGUCUCCAGGUCUAUGUGUCGUACGAUUAUGGGACCACCUUCACGCUCGUCUCAGAGAAAUUUCAGCUUCUAGGCCCCAAGUUUAAAGAAGGAUCGAAGCAAGUCAUCUCCCAGUUUUACCACAGUCCUGCAGACAACAGGAGGGUAAGUCUCAGUCUGUGCAACACAAAUAAGAGUUAUUUACUGCAAGACAAUAUGUAAAUUUCUGUCAGUCAGCUUCAGUACUGUGGGAGCAAACUCAGGCAUUUUCAAACCUUCAUUUUCUCUAAGCUGACAGCCAUGAAACAGGUAAUAAAGACUACUUAGUGAUUGUUUGGGGACAUAAAGAAAAAUCCUGUCAAUGAAUUCUGGUCGCUUUGAAAAGACUUACGUAACUGCUGAUCCUGGUUAAAAAAGGCAUGAGUCUGAAACAAAAAUCUCUUUUAUCCAUUUCUAUAAUCGUAUCAAAGACUUAAACUAACAAUCUGAGCUUUCAGUGGCAAAACUUUAGUGGACACACUUUGAUGGGGUGGAUUUAGUCAGCAGGGAUUAUCACGCAGACUAUUUCAUGAAACCAAUUUAAAAGAUUCACGUGAGUGGGUCCAAAGCUUUUACUUUUACUGUUUAUUUUAACCACAAAGAGAUGAGUAUGAGUUUAGAAAGCAGAUGAGAUUGUUUUUUAAAAGCUCAACCCCUUAAACCACCUCUGUGUAGGUGUGACAGCCUUAUAAGUACAAACCUAUUUUAUUAUCUGUACUCAUUACAGAUCAAUCAAUCGAAUUACUGAAGAAAAUGUAGUUUUAUUUAUGAUGCCAAGAAGUUCAAAUGAUUGGGUUUAUUUUGGGUAGAACGUGUGGAAGAGAGAAAGCCGACAACAGCCAACACACAGCCUGUGUGAAUGCCAUGGUGACUCAAGCCUGAGCCAUCACACGGUAGCCUUCACACAGCCAACACAGAGUCAAAACAACAAACUUCAUUUAAACUGCAAUGCGCCCUUAAAAUUCACAAUAACACGGAGUGCCAGUGCAUCAGACUGACUGAAGUAGCUUGCUGUAUGAUCCAACAGAGGGCGCUCUCAUUGUAACCUGGCCCAAACACGCACUCUUGACCUCAGUCAAUGAAUACAGUCAUGUUAUUCAGCUUUCUUACUCGUCAACAACCACACAUUUUCAGGUUAAUCUGAUGGUUUACUGUCUAUGUGAAGCAGCAUCUUUGAUGAAGGUAAUCCUCCCAUGUAUUCGAACAUUUGCACUUCAUGUUUAAACUUGAUUAAAACUGACAGCCCUAUCUUAAGUUCCUGAUAAACAUGUGUUGCCAGUACACGUUGAAAUUAGACAUAUGUCAACAUGACAACAGAGUAUAAAAUGGGUUUAAAUUUUUUUAAAAGAUAUUACAUUUAGAUGCUUCUUGUUUGUUUCAGUUUUGUCGCCCCCUGUGGGUGAAAUUAUGCCUCCUAUCUCUUGUUCUUCACCUGUUCACCUCAACUUCCCUCAUCCUGCUGUCUUUUAAAGGUAAAAUGUACCACUGAACCUCGAGUGGGUUGAAAUCGUGUUUUUCAGCCUGCUGUCAAUCAUCUGUUGUGACACCCACCUCCUUACAGCUGUUUUUAUGCUAGAAAAAUCACAGCAGAGAAAAGAUCAGCCUUGUUGCUGAUGGUAUUCUCUGCUCUUGAAGGUUUUAGUCAGGCAUCAGUUUCAGUUUCAGUCUUUUUUUUAAGUCAAAAACUCCUCACGCUGCCUUUAAGUACCGAUCCAUCAAUCCUUUUUCCCCCGAUUAUCCAGGAUCAGGCUGCAGAAGCAGGCUAAGCAAGUCGACCCAGACAUCCAUCUCGCCUGUGGUGUUUUUUCAGCUCCUCUUGGGGGAUCCAGAGGCGUUCCCAGACCAUUUAUAUCCAGAUUGGAUAUAAAAUCCCUCAGGAUGCUUAUAGUCUACCCUGUGGUCUCCUUAGACGUGCCUGUCUGAGGGGAGUCAUCCAGGAGGCAGUUAGAUCAGAUGCCUGGACCACCUCAACUGGGUCUUUUUAUUGCUAAGGACUAGCUGCUGUACUUCUGUGAACAUUAAAGAGUUUACCAAAGUGCUGAUAUAAAAAAAGACUUCUUAAUCAAGGAAGUAGAAGAUUUCUAACUUCUCCUGGAUUGACUUCUUUCUUGGCACUCGGUUAUUAUUCAGCAAACUGCUCUCCUCUAAACACUUGAGCAGUCUUUUGUCCCGGUGGGAGUGAAUUAGCAAAGCUUUCUUUGUGCAUUAGUGAUCUGGCACCUCAACUUUCCAUCCAAAUGCUGCAGUCAGAAACCACUAAAGCACCUGAGAAUCACUCCCUCUGCUUUAGUCACUUAGGCUGUCAGGUACAAAGCGACUUACACACACAGAACAGAGUAUUUAUUGGGAAACAAUGACACAGCACAUCAAAGCCAGCUGAGGAAAGUGGGAUUAGCUCAGUGCAAUUACAUAAUCAGACUGUGUAAUGUGACGGGGGAAUACAAAGAGUUGAUGGAGCGCUGAACUGUAAGACUGCUUCCAGUUGAAUCUCCCACAAUUGCUUCAAAAAGUUGCGUAACCUUUUAGCUCUAACUGAGGUUAGAAAUGCAGUUUGAUGUUUGAUUUGAUUUAAAUGAGUGUUUUCUUCUUCCUCUCCUUUAGUACCUUUUUGUGGACUCCACCAACAACUACCUGUGGAACACCUUUGACUUCUGUAAGAGCGUGCAGGGGUUCUCCCUCCCCUUCAAACCCACUGACCUGCUGCUCCACAGCCGGAGAUCCAACCUGGUGCUCGGCUAUGACAGUUCGCACCCCAACAAGCAGGUAAAGACGGCCUGCUGAAUCAUGUGGUAUAAGAGAAUCCUUUCCUGGAGAUCAAAUCUUCAAAGUAUGAAGAGGGUGUUUUUAGUGCGCAGGCUGGAAAAGAAACAACAAAACACCACAAAACUUUUUUGCACCAAAAUUUUCACAAAUUAUUCAAAUCAAUGAACUCUGCCCUGAAUACAAAUGAACACUGCUUCAAUUAAGAAUUUGCUUAAUGCAGUGUAUUUCUGGGUUGUCAAAAUAUUAGGAUUUCACCUCUUGGUUACUACAGUCAUAAGAUAUAAUAAUAUUGAUGAUAUUACUGUGAUGUUUAUGGAAAACUUGAAAUUAAGACAUAAAAAACCCUUUAAGAGUAACAAACGUAGCUAAAAUUCAUGAUUUAUCAUCAGCCAUGUGUUUAAAACACUGCCUCAAAAACAACCAUCAUAAUUUUAUUUUGAGAUGUGGAUUGUCAAACUAUGCUUUUAUUUUGAAGUUUACUACUUCUGGUAGAUUGUGAGUGACAGAGCUGAAUUAAACUAAGUAAAAAGAGCAGUUAGAAAGUGUACAUGUGGAUUAGAAACUUAAGUAAGUUUAAUUUCUGACUCAGGCUGUCAAGAUUUUUGCCUUAAGAUUAUUGUGGCCUAAAAACAGGGUGGUUUAGUGGUUCACUAAAAAGCUGCAGUCAAGUCUUCACUCUUGGGGUUAUAUUUGCUUUGUUGGUUAGAAAGAGACGUUAACAUUUUUCAGUCUUUUUUAUAACCAGACAAAAUAAAUAAAUAAAAUUGUUUGAUGUAUUCUCGUUUUUAUUAUUUUCGUUUUAGAAACAAGAGUUACUUUUUACAAAUACUGGCUUUUAAUAUUUGUGAAUUCAGCAAGCAAUUGCAAGCGUGUGUGUGUGUGUGUGUGUGUGUGUGUGUGUGUGUGUGUGUGUGUGUGUGUGUGUGUGUGUGAGUGUGAGUGUGGUGUAACCUCAUGUAAUUCUCAUUACUGUGACAGUAACUCAGGGUCUGCUGCUUGUUGACUUGAGUAUAUUAAGUUAUUAUAUUAUAUUAUAUUAUAUAUUGUGUAAAUCUUAUAUCUUGGAUAUCGAUUGUAAAAGUCUGAUCAUAUUUCACAAAAAAAAAGACAGAAAAGUCAAGAGCUCGACUCAGGAGCUUUAAGGUCCCUUAUGUAACUGAGGAAAUGCUUCAGCUAAGAUGCUGGUUUUUUUUUUAAAUUAGGUCAAAUCACCUUCACAUAUUUCUGCUGAUGACAGGAGCUGAAGCUGUCACAUGAACAAUUGCCGUGAGGAAUCUCUGUUGUCACAGAGUGUAGGUCAGGACAACACAGGUGUGGUUAUGUCCUUAAAUAACUGAUGAAGACAGCAUGAUUAUCAAACCUCAGGCGUUAACCUGAAAAUACAGUAUUGUCUUUCUGCACAAUGCCAUGGAUGCUCAAGUUCUGAGAAGAGCUGACUGUUGGCAUUGGGCUGCAGGAAUGUCACCCGGGCAGUUUAUCUUUUGUUCUCUGUUUCUGGGAAUUUGGCAUCUGAUCUAUUUAGCCCGUGCUGCCGCACUUCACCUGCAGGACCAUACAGGUUUUAGGGCCAGUUUCAUUACAGGACUUCAACAAAUGAGAGGGAUGGAGCUGGUUCUGGGAUCGUUUUAGGAAUAAAGUAAUGUUUUUUGAUCCAAACACCUCAAAUAUCCCCAAUGUCAUGCACACAAUCAUCAAGCAAACUAUUUAUACUAUUAUUAGGAAUUCAGAAUUCAGCAAACCACAUUUCAGUGUGAGAUUUGUUUCCCCUCUUGGCCUGCUUUUACUCUUCAGCUCAUGACUGACUUAGUACUUCUCCAACAGAAGAAAUGGUAACCAGGAGAGAAACAUAUCGGUUGCUAAGGUACCAACAAGGAAUCUUUUUUUUUUUGUGUCCUUGUCUUGAGUUCAAGAAUAAUCCGCCAAAAGGGCUCUUUACUCUUCUCAUGUCACAUGUUCAAGAGCCAAAAUGAAAGGAAUGAGCUUGACCUACAUUUUUACGGUGCACCAUCCCCCCUCCUCCUCCUCCUCCUCGUCAUCCUCCUCCUCCUCCUCUUCCUCCUCUACCUUCUCAUCCUCCUCCUCAUUUCAUUUCUCUCCUCUCUUGCAGCUAUGGAAAUCAGACGACUUUGGGGAGACAUGGGUGUUGAUCCAAGAGCACGUGAAGACCUACUUUUGGUAAGACACAUUCACUGUCUCAUGUUAUAGAUGACAAAUGUCCUGAACUCUGUGCUGCAUUCAGGGCCUCGGAUUGUGCAGGACAUAGGAGAAGCAACCCUCCAGAAAUAAAAGUGAAGUCAGUAUCACAUGUUAAAGCCCAGCUUUCAAGCACAAACAAAGACUAACACUGUUCACAUAAUCUCUGAGUUGUAAACAGUGAUUUGGUUUGAUGUUAAUACUGCUGUUUGGUCCCAUCAUUCUGUCAGAUAAUAAUAUUAACCUCGCUGGUCAACAAUGCACAGCUAUAUUUAUUGUAGAUUAUUGUGAUAUAAUACAGUUCCUUGUCCAACAGUCUCAAAUACUUGACCAUUAUCAAAAUUAAAAGCAGAAAGUUCUUUUUCCAACACUUUGACGACACUUUGACAUCAUUACUGUGUUUCUGUUAGUUUUUCCUACUGUCAAUUAAAUUAUAACACUAAAAUACAAGUUGGGCGUCUCUGAGAUUUGCCAUUUCUUGGUCUUUCUUUUUUCUCCAUUUACAAAAAGUUCUUUUGAGAGAACUUUUUUUUUAAAUAAUAAUAAUACUAGAUUAGAAUAGCAACCUUUGUUGAGACAUAAUUCUGGGGACAAAUAUUUAAAAACCUCCAAAAAAGCCUGAGAUGAGUGACUCAAAUAGAAAAGUUAGCCAACAGUCAGGAAAUAUUUAUUCAUAACCAUGUUUACAUGCUGAAAAUGAUCCAACUUCAUCACAAUAAGUUAAUUAUGAGAGGCACUAAACACUGUGUGUCUGGUUUAUUCAGCUUCCACUUGAAUUAUAUCCAUAUUUUAUUUAUCAGUAGCUCUGAUCUUUGAAGACUGAGUACAAAACUAAAUAAAUUUGUUUAAAAAAUAUUGUGCAAACAGUUUGGCUGAUCAGCACAUUCAGGAAAUGACUAAAGAACAUUCAUAUGAUAUUUUAAGGCUGCCAAAAUAAAAGAGUCAGGUUUUAAGAGUCCAAAAUGAAAAAAAAAAAAAAAAACAUUUCAAUCUGAUUCUGACAUUUACUGUCACUGCCUUAGUUGGGCCUCCAAUCAUAAAGCCUGGACACGCCCCUGCAUAGUGGUGCAGAGAAACAAUGGGAAGUGAUGUCAGGCUGUUGAGUUGAAGACAAGAGGAAAUGUAAACAAGUCAAAGUUGAAUCUUUAACCUAGAAGACAGUUGAUGGUGACUUUUGUACUGGGGGAGGAGAAGUGUAUGUACACCUGAAUUAUUUUAUGAGAAUAAAGUCUAAGUAAAAUUAAAAUAUUAUACGAUAAAAAACACUUUGUUGUGAUAAUCCAGUCAUGAUUCAGAUGUAGUUUUGGUUUACAAUCCGCAGUCAGUGAGGAACAUGAAGGGUCUUGGUAAAUUACACUUUAGUCAGUUUCACUUCCAAUGAUAUAUUUAACAUUUGGCACAUCAGCUUCAUGUUGUUUUAAGUAUCUGAAAAGAUACCUUAAAUAAGCAUUAUGUGGUGAAUCAUUGUUUAAACAAAUGAAUGAAACAUCACAGCUUUAGUCUUGAAAAAUCACCUCUCCAUGGUGAGUUUAAUCCCGUAAUAUAACAACUUUAUUCAAAUGAUAUAAAAAUGUUAAUUUUCUAACAUAACAACUUUAUUAUUGAUGACUCUAUCUUGUGACAUAACAACUUUACUCUGAAGAUCUUUUUCUUAAUGUAGUCCUAAAACUAUAUCAUAAAAAAACAAAGUCUAACUAAUUUCAUUUACUGGACUCCCCCUUCCUCUUCCUCUCUCAGUGCACGAUCAUAAUGAUGACAUUAAUUCAUUUAAGCUAAAUUUACUUCAAUGGGUUAGUGUUUCAAUAUCACAAAAUACACUAAGCUGUAAAGUUGACUAGAUUUAAACGAGCAAUUUGCCUUAAAGCUGAUUAUCCAGUUUUUCAAGUUACUGAAGGAACUGUUUUAGUCCUGAUUUAAGAAGGCCAGUGUCACUGUUCAGAUUAAUGCACCGCCGUCCAUGAACCAAUCAUCGGACCUCAAAGAACCACAUAUAUCAGCCCGAUUAAGUUCUGCUGAGAAUUGGUAACAAGCUAGAAUAAGUCAUAAGAGUCCAGUUGUGAUUCUCUAACCUGCAGGAGGAUUCAAAAGAGUUCCCUGAUUGUGUUUUUAAUAUGAUAAUGGACCUGAAGGUGGUGACAGGCUGUGUUUGUCUAUAAGGAGGGACAAGAGAAUGACUCUAUUAUUCAGGUUACUGAACAGGAUCAGACAGGAGGGCUCAACUGGUUCAUGUUUACUUUCACUUUGUCAGUGUCUGAGGGUGUGUGAGCGAGAUAAAGAGAGAGAGAGUUAAUGGCCCUCCAGCUUCUGGUUUAUUCUCACUGCAUUAAAAAUAGCUGGAAGAGGAGGAGUAGCAAAUGCUCAUGCAUGUUUGCGUGUCUCAUUGCAGCUGAUUGCUCACACUCUGCAGCCUCAGGAGUGUGUUUGGUGAAUAUUUAAUGAUCUACACUGCCUGUUGUAAUAGCCAGCAACACUAUUAUGAAUGCAUAUGAUCAGAUUUGGUCACAGUACAGCACUAAACCUGGGUAUUCUGAAGAAAUUCUCACCAAAAAAAAACAAGUUUCAAAUCAGGGCUGCGCUGUUUUGAAAACGUUGUCUGAGUCUUUAAAGUCAUCUCUUCUGAUUGAACCAAGCAGGCUGCAUUCACAGUGACAGCUCAGAAAUGGUCCAGACCUCCUAUUCAUCUUCACAGAACUUGAGAGGCAGCCCAGAAGCUGAGCAGAAACAAACUUUCUUGGCGUUGGCAGUAGAGGAGAUCAAAGGUGAUCCAGAUUGUAUGGGAUCAUGGCGAGAACUCGGCCCUCUGAUGCUUAUAAAUGUCUAACAUCAGUCUGUGAUGCUUUAUACUGAUGUCCCGAAGUGAUCAAACUACUCUUACUCCUCACAUAUAGUUCAGAUGGCACAGUGGCACAGCUUUGCUAACAACCUAGCUAGUUCUUACACAUGGUUUAGUGUGGACUUUACAUCUCAGCUUAGACACACAGCGUCUGCAGAGAUGAUGCAGCAGGUCACCGAAGUUCUGGGGGUGGACACAGGCAAUGUCAUCCUGCACUUGUGGUUCUCAAUCGCACCUUUAACAGAAGCUUUGAAGGGACUCUUUAGUCUUCACAGAUGUUUGUUUGGUUUCCUGAGGCUGUCGAGGUUUUUAUAAACUGUUUAUUGGCCCACAUCCUGCUGUGUCUCCUUAAAGCUACAUCCCAAAGACAGCUGACAGGCCAGGGGAGGAGAGCUGGUUUCUGUGAUGCAUUCAAACCCUUAUCCUGAGGUUUCUCUUUGUUACAGGUUAACCUUCAUAAGUAUUUGAGUAUAACACUAUUGACCCAGUUUGUGCAUAGGGCUUUAAGAUUUCUCUCCAAAUUGAUGUCAAUGUAAGUUUCCCCUUGAGUUCACAGAGGAGAAAUGUUAGUUUUGGAAACGAGACAAAAAUGCAGUUCAGCCCCCGAACUAAAGAAGUUAUUUCUCCUGUUUUGAAUCAAAAAUAAUUGAUCCAUAUUCUACUCUGGUCCAGUCUGACAAAAGCUUGUAAAAAUCUUUGGUGUUAGAGUUGUAAAAGUAGCCACACUGCUGCCAACAGCCACACAAUGAAAGCAGUGAUUGCAGACUCUCUAUUGUGCCAAACUCUUCUCAGUCUGCUGCUUCAAAUUUAAAUAAAGGCCAUGCUUUUGGACUCUCAAGAACAGCUCUGAACAACCUCGAUGAUGUGUCCAACAAUGUUAGGAUAAUGUAAAUUUGAUGGUUUGCAAACCGUUUCAAGCCCAUAGUUGAUGAAAACAGGGCAAAGACAAGGAUCAAAUGUUGAAACUGAAGAUUUUGUAUAUUCAACAGAUUGGGAGCGUCCUUUGUUGUACUAGUCAGUGAGUCACCAAAUGUUUUCAAUAGGCAACAAGCCAGGCCUGUAGGCGGGCCAGUUUAGCACCUCUACCUCUCUACUCCAGAGUCAUGCUGUUGUAAUACAUAAAGGAUGUGAUUUGGCACGGCCUUACCUGAAAAAGGCUUAUCUGAAUGGCAGUGUAUGAUGCUCCUGUAUGUGUUGUUCAGCAUGAAUGGCGUGUUCUCAGUUGUGAAAGCUUCCCAUGCUGUGGAACAAGCCCAGGUGGUCCCACUUCUCUUCAGAGCCGAGGACACGGCGUCCAUGAUAUCCAAGAGGAAUGUCAGUUUCAAUUGCCAGACUACAGGACAGAUUACGAUUUGAUCUCGGUUAGGGCUGAAGGAUUUUGGAAAAUAAUCUAAUUGUGACCUAAGUCUUGUGAUUUAAUAUGCGAUUUAAGGUCCUCUUCUAAUGUAUUUUUCAACAAAUACAAACACUAAAUCAAUCUGUAUUAUAGUAAACAAUAUCAGAUCAUUUAUACCUAAAUUUUUCUUUCUGGCACACACACUCACACACACAGAUGCUGUCUCUGCUUAUACCCUAUCGCACACACACAAGCACGCGCCAUCAUAUACGUCAUGAUACUAAUCUACGUACCGAUGGAGAGAUGACGUGGUUUGAAGUUGAAGCGCUGGUGUUCUAGCCAUUCAACUAUCAUAUACAUGGCUUUGUUGCGUUUGUAUAAGUGUUGAUAAAGGUUUGACGCGUUACCUCCUGAUGUAGCAACAGUAGCACAACAGGUUCUGCACAUGUUGCGCAGCAGCAUCUUUUUUUUUUCCAAAAUAAAUCAACACAACCGCCGUGCUUCCCCUCUUUGGUACUAAAAUUUCAGCAGUGUCAGUUUCUGUAGUGGAAUCAGGCCAUAGUGUUACAGAGUGCAGUGUUGACUUCUCUGUCUACCUGCCCUGCUUCCCUCGGCUCGCAAGUCAUGUGACCAGACGAAAUCGCAGCCUUUGCAGUUAGAAAAUUGCAUUUUAUUAUAUCGCAGUGUAAUCGCAAAUGCAAUUAAUCAUUCAGCCCUAACCUCGGUGCACCUUUUAUUUGGUCCGGCCCAGAGAAGUGAUUAGUGUUUCUAGGUCAUGUUUAUAUACUGUUCUUACCAGUAUUGACCAACUAUAGGUCUACUUGGUAGCUUAGCAACAAAACUCAGCCAACUAUGUUUUUCUCCUGUUACUGUUUUAUUUUUGACAGAAUCUGUAAUUCUGUUAUGAAACAUCCAAUGACUGUCUGAUAAUUUAACCUCUGAUGGCAUCCAGUGGUCAGCCAGUGAGAUUUGAUGAGGACUAAGGCUCCCCCAGAGCAACACUGCACCCGCCAAAAGAAACUGCACAUUAUCUGAGGACAAAAGCAGUGCAAAUAAAGAUUGAUCUGAACCCAAACUCCCCCCUCCAGGCCCCCUGAAGCUCCAUCCAAUUUGGGUCUAAUCCUGUUUGUUCUGGCUUUAGGGGAGGGGGGUUCUGUUGUGUUGCAUAUCGGUCUAAAGGCUUUGCUACUGGGUGUGUUUAAAAACCCAAUCUGAUGGGUCGAUCCCCCACCAAACUCCUAAUCUUCUGAUCUCAGAGCUCAGAGACGGACUGAGUGCUGAAAUCCUUUGUGUAUACAACGAGGAGUACAAUCCCCUUGUCUCGUAUGGAUUACAGACAUAAAACAAACCCUGCAGAGGUUUCUUUUAAAUGCAUUGAGUCGGAAAAAGGGGACAGGGGAAGGAGAUGCUGCAGAGGCUGAAGGUGGACCAGAAAAUACAAGUAAAAAAGUGAAUUUUGUUUGAAGGGCUUACCCUGAGUUUUAGUGCUCCCUAGCUACUUUUUUCACUUAAGUUGUUGAUGAAAAGUCUGAUUUAUUGAUAGCAUUUCUGGCUGUUAUUAUUAUUAUUAUUAUUUUUAAUAAAUGAAUUGCAGGGAACUAAAAUCUAAUGACAAUCAUGACUAACAGAAAAAAAGAAAAAGUGGGAGGACGGGUGUCAAGGAAGUGUUUAAAGUGCACUGAGUCGAAUUCAAAGGAAGGAGGCAGACCGCGAAUGUCCUUCUGUGCACUCUCAGCCCGGCCAGUGUCCAUCAGCUGAACAGGAACCUCUGAAAGAAUGCCACAGAGGCCGAGUCCAGCCCAGACACACUGCUCCUUCUGUUCAGCUCUCCAGACUCUGCAGGAAAACACACUGAUUUAGAUGGCAGACGAUAGGAUGCAGUGAACCUCCUCCAUUCAUUCAGGCCGACUCUCCGUGCCACGGCCGUGGAACAGCCUAGCUGUACACUUGAAGCCAUGAAUAGUUUGACCCCUGCUUUUGUAGGCUGACAUAUAGGCAGAUAUUUCCAGUACAGUCUCUAUUUUGUUUUUGCAUUCAUUAUUUUUCUAUUCUGCAAUUUUUCAUUUUAAAAUGGGUUAUUUAAGAAAGGGAAAAAAAUGCUUAUAAAUGCAAUAAAUAUGUAUUUUCAUUUGGGGUAAGGGGAUGAUAUUCUUGACCUUGUGAGGGCCGAUACUGAUAUGAUCCAAUUUAAGUGCAAAUGCAAUUAAUAGACUUGGUCCAUCUGUAAUCAAACGUUUGCAGAUAAGCUGGUAUUUUUUCCCUGGCAUGUGUCACUGAUCAGUGGUUUCAUUCUGCAGGACUUCUCUACCUAUAAGAGCCAAUGGAGGAUUAUAUAAAUGACAGGGGUGGGAGAAAAAAAGCAUAGAUACAGCAUAGUAUUGUGAAAUUUUGUCUGGUGAUAUAUUGUAUCAUCUUAUUUAAGUAUCGAUUUUUCAAAUUAAAUGUUAAUAUGAAGUCAAAUCUAUGAUAAUGGAAAAAUAAAAUCAUCUGUUUGUCCAGUGAGGUUGGCAGAGGUGACAUCAUAGAGCAGGAGGAAUUUAGUGCAACAAAUAUCUAUAUAUAUAUGGUUUACAAGAUGUGCUACAUGAAAAUAAAAUACAGUGUACAUAAGACAAACAUAAAGGAAAGACAUGCUAAAUUAGCUAAACAGUUGAAAAAGUUAUAUAAAUCGCAGUAUUUUGUAUUGCAAUACUCACUGUAUUGCAAAAUGUUAAAAACUGCAAUAAUAUCGUGGCCCAAGUAUCGAAAUAAUGUCGUAUCAUGGGGCUACUGUUGAGACCCACCCCUAAUAUAUAAGAAAAAAUAUGUUUUGGAUCUGUAGCCAGUGCAUCUUAAGAGUAGGAUUGUUAUUCACAGUAUUUAUCGAUCACUUUUAUGGAUAGGCCUUUAAGAUCUAAACCUUUUUUCACUGAUGAUUUGAUGAAGUCAGAGAAAAUCUGAAAAAACUCAGAGUCAAGAAGCUUGUACAAGGUAAGCAUGGAGAGACUUUGAAGUCAAGACUCAAGUAUCCUUCAAAUAUCUCCUGUGUAAGACUGUGCUGUAUAAAACAGGAAGUCUAUACAUCCCACUGCAGCAAAAGUUUGAGCGUGUUUAACUUCUCUACUGUGGGUUACUUUCAUUAGGCUCUGCUAACACAUCCCCAUUUCAAAUUAGAGGGAGAGAUGCUUUAUUUCACACAGAGCUAAUGAGACUGAACUAACACCUCAGGCUGAGGCACAUUAGCAUUUAAAACAGCACAAUUUCUGUUUAUUUAGCUUUACUGAACUUUAAAACCUUUGCACCGUUGCCAAUUAACAAGCUGUCUAGACAGAGCUGACCUUUGAGGGUACAGAGGGUUUUUCAGUCCAGGAUGGAGACAGAUGUGUUAGCCUAUUAACAGUUUGUCACUUUUAAGUGUUAAUUAACCUCCUCUGUGUCGGAGGGUUGAUGGUAUAAAUUAGAGUCAAAGGUUUGAAUUCAUCUUCUGAACUAACUGUUUGAACUUCUGACCCUUAAACCACUUAGCUCACUCCGGGGACUUGUUGAAAUUACUACUGUAAGCAUUUUCCAGGCCUGCUCAUCAGCAUUAGUUACCAUCUCUACACCACUGAGCCUCUGGCGCUCCCACACUGCAGAUAUGGAUGAGUUUUGUGGUGGUACUUUCUUGUUUAACUGUUUAUGACACAUUUGAGACUUUGUGCAGUGAUGGGUUGACUGGGAAGAUAUUUGGUAUGCGAAGUGAUUGAUUUUUUAUUUUUUUAUAAAUGCUGCAAAUCAAAGUUAUUUUCUAUUUUCAUGUGUUUUUGUCCAGAGAGCUGGUGCUGAUUCUGCAACACAAAACCUGUAAGUGUGGUUCAGCGUCAGUGAAGCUCCCCUAGAUGUGUCAGCGAUUCAUGUCAUGGGCUCUUAUGCAUCCUCAUACCAUCAGAGAAUCUGACUUUUGAUCUGUGCUGCUUUUGAGCGUAUAGAGUGAUUUCCACUACAGAGUCAUAUCUGCUUUGAUGAGUGCCUGUAGAUCACAGCCGCCUUGUACCGUCUUCGGAUUUCUCCCUUUUGAACAGAGAUUUCUUUGAAUCUUUUCAUGAUUUUAUGCACUUUAGCUGAAAGUCUUUGCCAUUUUGUGCCGAGCAUAUUAUUAAGAAACUGUUGAACCUUUUGCCCACACAGUCUCUCACAGAAUGGUGAACCUCUUUCCAUCUUUACUCCAGAAAAAAUAAUAAAAAAUAUUUCUCAAGGCUCCAAAACUUUGAUAGUAAAACACUUUUGUUGUGCAGAAACAAAGCAUAAAAAUGAAUUUUUAAAUUAGCGUUUGAAAUACAGGAUAAGGUUCAAAAUGAACAUCGUCCAAAUAUCCUCUGAGAUUUUUUUUUAAAACUUCGAUCAAUAUAAACAUUUUUAUGCAAAUAAAGCUCCACAAAGGUCCUCAGACAUAAGCAAAAUGUAGCCUUGGUGAAAACAGCAACCAACAAUCAAUACCAUUCUUCCAAUAAAUUGAGAAAGCUUUAAAAAAGUCAGGGGAUAGAAGCUGCAGGCCUUUGAAAGAGCAGGCAGGAGAGGAUUUCCUCUUUUGAUGUUGACUGCAGGUCUAAGUGGAUGGACUGGGUGAAGGAGGGAGUCUUGAAAAUUUUAUGUGGGGGUACUUGUAGUCCAUCAAGAAACCACUAAGAUAUUGUAUGUAGAUGGACACAGGACUGAGCAGAAGUAUUCAGGAAAUCAAUGAUGGUUGGCUUCUUUGAACUGAAAUGUCAGAAUGGAUUGACUAACUUCAUGGUUUCUUGUGUUCUCCUUCCUGCCCCUACUUUCCCCGUUUCUCACUCUUAUCUUCUCCGUCUCAGGGGUGUGGAGCCCUACGACCCCCCGACUACCGUUCUGGUCCAGAGACACGAGCCUCAAGGUGUCUCAACCAUCCUCAGCAGCACAGACUUCUUCCAGAGUGAACUCAACCGUAGGGUGAUCCUGGAACAGGUUGACAGCUUUCAGCUUCGAGAGAAGUACAUGUUCGCCACCACCACACGGGUAAGAGGGCGGGGGAGGGGAGGCUGAACAGUCAGAAGUGUAAUUACGCUUUAAUUCUUAUUUUUUACUCUUUUGUCUCGUGAAAGGAAGGCUUCCUGUUAACUCUACUUUUUUUCUGUCUUGUGAUGGUGUGAGUUGAUAUCAUACUGCUACAUGUGUGCGAAGUUCAUAGGCGGAUGUCACACUUACGCAGUCUAAUAUUGCAAAAGCCAAGUUCUGUUCAGUGUAGCUGAAUUAAUUCAGUGUAUUUCACUCUCAGAGCUUUAUUGAAAGGAGCUGCUUGAAGACGUUGGUCUGUCUCCUUGGCGAACCAAACAUUAAUGUUCUGCUAUAAUGUCUUAGUGUGGAAGAGCCUUCAUUUGUCAUUAUGGAGGUUUAUACACAACAUAAUUGGAGAGGCUUCUCCCCAGGUUUGUUGUAAUAUAUGUACAUAUAUAUAUAAAAAUAUGAUUGUCUAGCAAACAAUCUUAAAAACAAGAACAAGUUUGAAGACAGCAAAAAAGCAACCAGCGCUACAACAAUGACAUGAAUUAUUACGGGGGGAAAAAUUCACAGAAUUUAUAAUAUUGCAGUGGAUUACAUACAUGUACAUGUUCGCAGCGUUUCACAUUGGGUUAGGUAGUGUGUCUGGCAUGCGGAUUAUUGCACAUGAGAGUUCAGUCUAGUAAUGGCUUGGGGAAAGAAACUGUCUCUCUUAUGGUAUCCCAUCAUAUCGAUUUGUGUAAAAGAGAAAUACAAGAUCAACCACAUCAUACAGCUUCAUGUCUUAUCAACUUAAUCAUAUUUUCAUUCGGCUAAUCAUCCUAUCAUAUUGUGAUAUCGUUUUGUAUUGUAUCUUUUUUUAGUUUGUAUCGCGCUGCAUUAUUUCGUAUUGUGUUGUAUCUUAUCCCAUUGUAUUGUGUUGUGUAGUAAGACAUUUUAUUGUGUUUGUGUUAUCUUAUCCCAACAUAGAGUCACCAUUUUAGUUAAAUAAAAAGAAAUAAUCUGUUGUUUCAUAAUUUCAAAUGAGUCUUGAGAGAAAUGACUGGAUGGAGCUGAACUCUAAUAAUCAUGAUUGACACUUGCCCCAUAGUGGCGGGGUGGCAGUAGCUCAGAAGGUAGAGCGGUCGUCCAGUAACCAUAAGGUUGGCGGUUCCAUUCCCUCCUUUCCCGAGUCUGUCCGUUAAGUCCUUGGGCAAGACACUUAACCCCCUUGCUCCCAGUGUGUGUCCUCCACUGGUGUAUGAUUGUGAGUGUUGUGUGAUGGUGGUCGGAGAGGCCAUAGGCGCAAACUGGCAGCCAAUGCUUCCGUCAGUCUGGCCCAGGGAAGCUGUGACUAUUAAGGUAGUUUACCACCACCAGAGUGUGACUCUGUGAGGGAAUGGAUGAUGUAUCCAAUGUAAAGCACUUAGAGGGUCUCUGAUGAAGCGUUAUAUGAAAUCUGAUGCAUUAUUAUUUUUAUUACAGUGUUUGCCAAUAGAUUCUGCAACCUGCUUCAACAAAGCUGCUCUAGUGACUUAAGUUAAAAAAUAUAUAUAUUUGUUUUGCAUCUGAUCCUGCUGAUAUUUAUUGUGUUAUGUCAACAUUGUAUGAUAAUGUUUGAUAUAAAAAAAAUAAUGUAUAGUUGAACAACUGAAAGAUAAAAAUAUCUCUUAAUUCACAUAAUUGAGCUGAAUAGUGAUAAGCGCUGUGGUAUUCAUCACCGUAGUAACCAAAUAACCCAGGAAACCUGAAUUUCACUUAUGGCCAGAAAUGCCGUGAUGAUUUUUUAAACAUACUUGGAAAAUUUAAACCAUAUAUUACAUAGAUUGCUUUAUUUAUGUCGUCUGUGAAUUUUCUUUUCUCAAAUACCAUGCCUAACAUACAGAGGUUAUUCAAGAGUACAGAGCUUCCUUAAACAAAAUGUAGUACAGUAAUUGAAACAGUCUGUUCUCGCUGUGCGCCAGCAUACAUUUUUUAAAGCUUACAUUGUUUUACAGCAGAGCCGAGCAGGCAAGCGAGCAGCCAUUUUCCCACCUCAGCAUAAUGCUGUGAGUCGAACAGACGUUGGAUCAAUAUUUGGCCAGCAGUCACAUGAAGCUCUGUGUGUUUGUCACAUUUAGUCUCAAGUGUUUGUGCAGUGAAAGCCUCAAUCAGGCAGCAGACAAACAGGCAGCAGAGCAGAUGGAGAGGAUAGUUUGGAUCUCAUCUCCUCCAUGGUUCACAGGCUGCCACGGACAGAUUCUGCUUUCCUCUGCGUCCUGUGCCGGCGUUAGCGUGGGCUGACAGCCGUCUGUAACUCUAGAGACAGCUGAGUGUAAAGAGAGAUUAGCUGCGAGUGACUUGUCUGAUCUGAUAAUUGGUAUCAGAUGGUUCAUGAUACUGAGUUAAUGCAUGUAUCUGUGUUUUGAAUCAGCAGGAGAAGAAGGAUUACAGCAGGUAACCUUUAGAGCUAAUAAAUGAAGGGAGCGAAGAAGUGCCAAAAUCUGCAGUUCCUCAAGCGUCCACUUGAGGCUGACUGCUAAGGCGAGUCAAUCCUCAUCAAGUCCCAUACUAAAAUCCCUGAUUUAAUAACUGAAUCAAAAUAACUUAACUAUCUAGACUAACUCUACAUAGCUGUUAAGGUCAGUAUUUGUGAAUUGGGUGUCACUUUGCGCUAAAAUUUAAAAAUUAUAAGAUUAUUUGAUGCAAAAGCUUACCUCUGAUUCAUAUGAAGGUGUGGUCCCCUUUUGCAGCUGAUGAUAACUCGCUCAUGCUAAUACUCGGCGCGCGCUCCACAGUGUGCCUCACAUAUGUAUACUGACACAUAUGAGCCACGCAAGAAAAAAGUAAUUUUUAAGGUGUGGCGGCUUCUAUUCAGCCAUGGCGCUGCACCGCAAUCAAUUGUAUGUAGGGGAAACCCUGUGUUAAUCAUCCCAGCUUCAUCCGAGUCUCCUGAAGUAGCCACGCAGGUGCACUGUGUAGCGUUUAAACUUUCUAUUAAGUUUGAAAUGGAAUCAUGGCGGAAAGAGGAGACAACAGUGUUGAAGACAUCCAUCAGCCCUCUCAAAGACCAAGUCAGAAGUGUGGGCAUAUUUCAUAGGAAUGUUGAGGAAACACUUAGUUUAAGACAGUAAUCCUGUCUAAAUAAGAUGAAACAAUGAAAACAAGACAUUGUUUAGUGCAAGUUAAAAGCCUCAAAAAUGCUAUAAUCAAUGCCUUUGAAUACAUUUUCAAAAAUACCACAAUAAUACCUAAAGCCAUGAUUAUUUUGGUCACACAAUAAGAUAGCAUUUUCAUACCGUUACACCCCUAGAUAUUCUGCCUAGUCGUGUAGUUGUUUUUGGAGCAACAAAGCAGUGGUAUUGUUUUCUUUGAAUGUUGACUGUAAUAAGAAAGUACCUGUUCCCAAACUCACCACACCAAGUGUAUUUUCUGGCUCGUUCAGUUUUCAUACUUGGAUGUAUUUCGGCAGUCGUAUGAGUUGAGGUUGGUGUCGGCUUUCCUAGAGGGGAAAGGGCAGAAUUGUAGGUAAGAAAAGUUAUUAAAAGUUCCAGAUUGGGGUGCAGAUACUCUAGUGAAGUAGGUGCGCCCCAUACACACAGGUGGGCCAAAAAUAAAUCUCUCAAACAGAACCAGAUUCAGGUUGUUAAUGAGCACUGCUCUCCCACCAGACAUGUAAGCAACAAGUUCUCUUGGCUCUCUUGGAUUUAUAGUCUGAUAAAUAUACAGCUGUUGUCAGCCCCCUUAUCUUACCCAGGAGGGAAAAAAAACUUUUAACUUACUGAUCCACAAACCAAUAAAUUAGCCUUCUGGCUCGAGCACCUUUUCUGCCACAGCAUUCACUGGGUUCUUGCUUCUCCUCACCCUCUCUUGCAAAUAUGGUCACUUCUCGAUUCACAUAACCAACAUGGUAACAAUCACAAUCACACUGCUGAACCGGCUGACUCUAAAACCCUGCCCACAGCCCAAUAUGUGACAUAUUAAAGCUGCCUCUAUUAUUAAUGCACUCUGUGGAGUCACUUCUGUGAUUUAGUGCACACUGCUUUCAUGCUUUCGUGUGGAAUUUCCAUUGAAGUAAAGAGAUUGAUGUCCAAGUCCUUCAUAAAAAAUGCACAAUUUAAAUUAAAGAUUCCAUCAAAGCUCGACUACGGUCUGCUCAACAAGUUGUUAGUAAAAUUACACAGAGAGAGACAAUGAUGCAUCUUUAUACUCUCUAAGUGUGUUGUCAUCUGUGCAGCUGCAUGUGGUGCAAUUUACUGUGUACGCAGCAUGCAGGCGGUGUUUAACGCAGAGCUAAUGAAGUCAGAGCAAUAUAGAGCAGCCUUAAUAAAUCCCAGUGGCUAAUGUGGUUUAAACUAAUGAGUAAAUCCUCAUUUCCAAUUACUUAUGUGGUCCCAUAAAAUACAGAGUUUAACCUCAAAGUGUUUGGAAGCAAACAGCUGCUGAGUGGUUUCAUGGACCCUUUGAGAAUGAAGGAAAGGAACUCAGAAACAAACAGUAUGAGCUUUAUUCAAACCAGACUGUGACCGUCUUUGAAAAUGGAACAACUUGUCCCUAUCGCUGAUCUGCAACUAAGUAUUGAUCAGAACCUCUCUGUUACAGUUUAUAGAGGUUCAUAGUGUUUUUCAUUACAGAGUCAUGUUUCUCAAGAGCAUCAUCUUUCUAUCAAAAUGUGAAUUAAAAUGCGAGCUAACCAGCUCUGCAGCCCAAAGCUCUCCUCAUGCAUGCACCGUACUCCUGAAAAUUUGUCUGGGGGCCUACAUGUGUGAACAUAAAAGGCUGAAUCACUCAUCCUGACUUUGAGCAGGCUUUGUCCUUCAAAGUCCCAAGUAAAAAGUCUGUGUGAGUCAGUGCGUGAACGCAGCAGGUAAUAGUCUGGAACAUUGGCGGCCAGUGAGUAAGCAAAGUGAUGAUUAUGUUCACACUGAGCACAGCUUCUCUACUUUGUACAGCGUACUGCCUCUCUACGCUGUCAGUGGAAUAUUUUCCUCUGUCUUGCCGGUAUAACAGACACAUUCUUGUCCACACUGUAGGAAUAGAACACAGGAACAUUCACAGUCAGGACUUUUAGGAUUCCCCUUCACCCAAACAGAGCAUUUACAGCUGAUAGACUAUGUCUGACAUGGUUGGUUUCUGCUGUGAGAUGCUAACCUAUCCAGGAAAAUGCCUGGACCUGGCUGUUCUGAAAUAAUCUUAGAAAUGUUAGCAGUUCCUGUGCAGGAAGAACUAAAGUAGAGCUAGUUUAUUCAACCCUUGGGAAGAAAGGGCGUCAUUACAUUCAGAAAACUAUUAGGAUCUGCUUCAAAAAACAACCCAAACGUUUCUGCUUUGGAUUGUUUUGAAGCUUCUUUUUUGCCUUGUCUUCUCCACUUUUCACACGCAGUCUUCACGAAAAGUGACCCAUUUAAUUGUCAUAAGUCAGAAUAAUGAUAUUAUUUGUCAGGACAUAUUAUUUCAUCAUGUAGGGGACCAAAUAGGCAAAGACUGCUUUGUCCACAGGGGGCGCCAGACUGAAAGUCCCUCACAGGAGCUUUGAGGAGAACAACUGUUUUUGCAUUGAGGAGCAGGGGUGUCCUAAACCGUUGUUGGCUGUUGUGCAUAGGUGAUACAGAAUAAUAGGGCUGGCAAGAUUAAGAUCACAAAUGUUGCAGUUUUUGGCAUUAACACUUUGGCACUUACAUUGGUUUAUUAGUAAGUAUGCUUGUUUUGUGUCUUGAUGACAGUUUUCUUUUCUGGCUGUAAAAUAAGAUAAUGUAAUAAUUUUCAUCCAAUAAACAAGCUGUUGGGAACUUUCUGUUAAGUUCCCCGUGUGGACAAAGUGAUGCCUUUUUUUCCUGGUCUGUAUGUCAAAGUAGUUUUCAGACCAAAGACACAUCAUGUAAUCAUCUAAAACUGAAACAUGUCUUUGACUUUGACUAAUAGCCUUGGAAGAGCCUGUUUCUUACUCAUUCAAAAAGCUCCUUACAGUAGCUUUAAUUCCACGCAUCUAUAUAAUUUUAAAUUGAAGGUAACCUGUUCUUUAUUCUCUCUCAGUUUAGUGUAAAUUUUUGGCCUUAAAAUGGUUUAUUGGGGGAAAUUAAGCACUUUUAGCAACAGUUAAGACCCCGUUUUUCUUCUGCUGAACUAAAGUAAGUAGAGUAGCUGAGAUUACGCUUGUAUCAGUUUAGAGCAGCCUAAGCAUUUAAACAGCCUCAGUAAAAGAAUAACAAGUCUUAACGUGUGGUUUUCAGGGGACUUUACAAUCUUUUUUAGGAGAUUAUCCUGAGCUGGUGUAACAGGUUACAUUUCAUCUUGUUUUAUCUGUAUUUUCCAACUUGUCUUGUUCUGAAAUCAAUGUAAAUGCCCUGAAGAAAACUUCUAAAAAAGCCCAACUAUUCCCUCAGUCUAAGUUUUGCUUUACUUUCAGAACAGAAAGUACUGCUGUGCUGAAUCAUAUCAAACAAAACAAAACAAAACCUUUUCAGAUUAGUGUGCGACCUAAAACUGAUCCAUCAGGGGCUCUCUGACAUGAAAAUGUCAGAAAGGCUGUGAACACAAGAGUUCAGAGUUAAAGUGCCAACUUUUGGCCGCUUUGCUUAGAAUUUCUUUCUGUAGUAUUUCCUCAGAGAGGGUCAUUUCCAGAGCAAUCUAUCAGUGCUGCUGCAUGAGAUGAAGGCAGUCGAGGGAAAACGCUAAACAUCACUGAUACCCAGACAAGCUUCAAGAGUUUUCUGUUGACUGAACAGCUCAGAGAAGCUGAAUUAGCGACAGAAAGAUAAGACACGGUUAUUAAUGGGUGUCUGCUAACUGUUGUCUCGGUGCUGCUGCUGCUUUGUAGUUUGUUUUCAAACAGUUUGGAAUAAUUGUGCAGAGACUGGCCUGGUUUCCAGCAAAGUUAUUACACAAGGAAGUCCUCCAACACAUAUGCCCACGCAGAGUUUUUGUCCCCAGCCCCAAUAUGUCCCACCAGCACUUUUCCAUAAUUAGAGCUUUUACUGAUCCCAUUUCAUUCUCACACAUGCAGGAUUUUAUUUUAUUUUACUUUAAAGGUAUAUUCCGACGGAAAAUUAAUUAAUAGCAAUACACAGCGGUCUGAGGAGCCAUAAACAAACCUCAACCAGAAAGCCACUCUAUUGCCACAAAUAAUGCUCAGAACAGCACCUAACUUCAUCAACAGUAUAGGGUCCCAGCCAUAGCACUAGCCACCAAACAUCUUUUUAACUUUGCCCAAUUUCUAAAGAGACUAAACACAACUCACCUACUCUCUUCUAGCAGCCGCUUGUUUGUAGUGAGACCUCAGGCCUGUCGGUUAAGGACUGCUGUGGGGUGAUGCAGCUCAGGGAAGAACAUUUAUGAUCAUUUCUUUAUCACUUCCUUAAAGCAAUAAUCAUCAUAUUAAUCAUUUUGCACUGCAGACGCGGUAGUUCUUCUGCCUUAGCGUCUCGGUCUGAUUGCGUUUCAAUGAAGAAAUGAUCAUAAAUGUUCUUCCUUGAGCUGCAUCACCUCACAGCAGUCCGUAAUGGACGGUCCCGAGGUCUCUACAAACAAGCGGCUGCUGGAAGUGAGUAGGUGAGUUGUGUUUAGUGUCUUUACUAAAGAAAUUAGGCAAAGUUAAAAAGAUGUUUAGUGACUAGUACUUUGGCUGGGACCCUAUAUGUACUGUUGAUGAAGUUAGGUGCUGUUCUGAGCAUUAUUUGUGACUAUAGAGUGGCGUUUUGGUUCAGGUUUGUUUAUGGCUCCUCAGACCGCUGUGUAUUGCUAUCCUUCAGUCGUUACUAAAGUUAGUAUAACUAGAGAAGCAAGCGGUUUGCAACAUUCAUCUCUCAAGGGGGUGUCUAACUCGGUGUUAAAGAGUGUUUGACCCAAAAUUAAUUUUACGCUGGAAUAUCCCUUUAAUAUGUUUAGUUUCAUCUUAUGCUGCCUUCCUCUAAUAAGAGCUUUCUUAUCUUAUUAAGUGACAGAGAGAGAAAUAUAAAGUAUGGCAGAACAUUUUCUCGAAUACAAAAAGCUUCUCAGUGGUGGGUUCUCACAGUCAGCCUAUUUGUGACCUCCCUGCAGCCUUAGCUCUAAGUCUGACCCCCAGAGCUGAUGAGACUAGCCAGACAGACCAGUCGAGUCCAGUCCUCAGCUCAGACACAGCCUGCAGAAAUGAUCAUGCAGUGAGAGGGAUGAAACAGAUACAGACCGACCUGUCACAAAGCAUCAUCUCUAUUCCCCUCUCUCUGCAUGCCAGUAUCCUCAGCUAGCAGAGUUAUCUCUAAACUCUGCUGUGUUCAUUAGCUUUAAAUAGAACAGUUCUUCUUGUGGAGUCUCAGUUACUCUCUCCACUCAUCUGUCUUUGCACUCGCACUAAUGGGAUUAGAAGAAUGGAAUAUCACAAGUGCUUUUAGCUGCACCAAGCUGCUUAAGCUAAUUAAAGAGCCAGAAAUGGAGAGUUUUAUCUAACUACAGGGAUCCUUAGGAAAAGAGUGUUAAUCAGACCUCAAAGACCCCGGCCUUUCUCCCACACACAGAGACCCGGGGAAGAUAAGUGGCUGAGUAGAUGUAAUAGAGGUGUUGAUAAGACCCAUCCCUCCUCUUCACAGUAAUCAGUCAGCCAUAUUUUCUCUCAUUUAGAUCACAGAUUCUCUGCAAACAAGUUCUGAGACGGACAGAAAAAAAAAACAGGAAGUGAGUAUUGGAGGAGGAAUGAUUCCUCCCAUCGCAUACUUUAAAGUGGACUCUGAAGUUUUGUUUACAUGCAGUUGCUUAAGAAAUCAGUUUGGUCCUUCAGACAGAGAAGAAUUCCCGGCAGUGUCCUCUCCUCUGUUUGGGUAUUUCACAGGAAAUUCCCGAGAGAUGUAAGCGGUUGUUACAAGCUUCAUGUUCUGACAUUGAAAGUUGAUAUUGCAGCUCUUUCGUGGGGAGGGAAAGUAAUAGUUCAAUUUACUCCAGACACCUUCAGUUUCAGUUUGAGCAACUGUCUGAAAUGUCCUGAAACAACACACGUUUUCUUUGGACUCUGGAUCUUCAGCAAAUCAACAAAAAACAUCAAAACAAGGCUUUACAAAUAGGCAAUAACCGGCUAGAACUAGAAUGAAGUUGUUUCAAAAAGCUAGGCAUAAUAAAACAAAAUUAAACAGUUUUUCUUUGGCUUAAUCCUUGACACAAGCGCCCUGACUGGCACCCACUCAAUGUCUGUCUCUGGAGCAAUGUCAGGAGUUCAAUUUGGCUCUGAAUUGUAGAAUUCAAAACCCUUUAUAUGAAUUAUUCUUUAUUCAGUAACACACUUUUAAAGAGUUAACUUUUGUGAAAUUUUUCAGUAGCAAGAUAGUUUUUUUUUCACCCACCAGGCAUAUGGUGGUGUACGGUGAAGAAGUAUACAUUGUUUCAGAGGUCUAUCAUUCUGGUUCAGUGAAGGAACAUCUCCUCUCUUUGCUGAUCUUGAUGGAUCAUUAGUUUAUAUUAAUGACAGAGAGGGAGACUGGUCUCUUAUGGAUGAUCUACUUUGACUUUUGAUUUGAGAGGGAGCAGCUUACUACAUGAACAUACUGUACAUCCUUGAGUAGUUUUCUGACUUUUAUCCAGUUAAAGUUGAGUCUCUGUGUGUCUCUGUGUGUCCCUGUAGCCCUCUAAUCCAUCGUCAAAACCUGAGCAGCAGGGCUGUGAAGGCUGGACAGGAAAAAGGGGAAGACAAACAUAUGCUGUCCAAUAUCUUGAUCCAUUAAUCCUGAAAAUUUACAACCACACUCUGAGCUUCAUAUUUGAGUUUUGGUCUCUAACUUCUGAAGUAGAAAACAUCCGGUGUGGUGGUUCAGAAGGAAACUGUUGAUACUUUUCAAGGACCCACAUGCACACAUACCAAAAGUCAGAACACUUCGGCACUUUUGUAGAUCAGGUUUUUUUAUUUGCGACCCUCUUGAACACAGAUCUGAAAGGAAAGAUGUUGCCUUUAUGCUGUAAUACAAACCCAUCUGAAUAACAAUAUUGCCUGAGGUGCAUGAGGCCAGUGAGUAGGUCAUGAAUAUGUAACAGAUGAUCCCUGAGAUAGAGGCUGGCACAGAGCAGACUGGAAACCUCGUUGCAUAAACUGUGAGCCACAUAAAGGUCUGGGAGGGCUCAACUGAACAACAGAAGGCACUUUUCCCCCCAGAGGAUUUGGCCUAUGACAUGUCCAGCUUGUUUUGGUGUCAGUGCAGCUACCUCUCCGAAUAAUAAAAUGUCAGCCCGUCGGAAAAAAAGCAGCUGCGAACAUGCGCUCCUCCUCUGGGCCAGUCAUUAACAAAUGUCACCUUGCAGCUGUUUACAGUGUGGGCGUAGAGCUCUUACUGUUCGGCUUUUGAGUUACAGGGAAAUAUUAAGGUUCAUAGAAAUCUUUAAGCACAAACGCUUAUUUGUCUGGAAUGGCAGAUUGUGUGGGUAGAGAAAUUGGCCUGUUUUUCCUUUAGCAACUGGCAACUUAUAUUGGCUUUAGAUAGUGCUGUGACCUCCAUGAUAGCUCUGUUAACCAUCAUGUGUUCAACAUACUUAAAACACGUAAAAAUAUCAACAGAAAAAGAAAGCAAUAGAUCUUAAAGACCCACUUCUAUGAAAAUUAUGUUUUUCUUGUUUUUUAUACGUUCAUAUGGCAUUUUUCUGAUGCUACAGGACAUAUCGUGAGAAAACGAAAUUUGAAAUUGCUUUUCCGAGUAUUUCUUCAUUCAAAACGCUGUGAAUCUCUGGCAGACCCAAACAGCAGGAUCAGAAACAGAAAGAUUUCAUACGUAACCACUCCAAGCUCCGCCCCCACGGAACAAGCGUGUGCGUUAGCAGAUUGCAAUGCUCGUAAGAAAGCUUAUUAUGAUAUUAACUUUCAUCAUGUCCCCAAAGACAAUAGUGUCCGAGAGCUGAAUAGCACCUUUGUUACCUGCCACUUCUACUACACUGGCAAUGUUAGGCUACAAGCUAGCGUGAAGAGAAGUGUGCAGAGCAGCACUGUCUCUGCCCACGACUCAGAGGUGAAUUGCUAAUGAGCCACUGGAACUCUGCAGAAAAAAAGCCCUUGAAAAUGACACAGGUACCGUGAUUUUGGCUAAAAAUGUCCUAAUCACAUUUAAAGACCGCUGAGAUCACUUGAAGUUGUAAAAAAAAAAAAGGCUUGGGUGGGACUUAAAUCUGCUGUGCUCUGAAAGGUUAGAAAAUUGUAUCUCACGUAAAUUUAUCGCAGGCUUCUGCAGAUUCAGGUGCCCAUCUACCAACUUGACCGCCCAAGAAAGGCUGCAGCGGCCAUGUUACAGUCAGAGUCCAGCAUAACCAGAUCCCUGUUAAUUAAGGCCUAAAACAGGACUGAGGAUCCCUUUUGUGGAAGCAGAACAAAAAGGGACCCAAGAUUGAGCCUUGUGGAACUCCAGUAACCAAUCUGAAAGGUUCAAAGCUUAUUAAAAAAAAAGUGUGACUCUGAGGAUAUCCACACUGUACUCUAACAAAUUUAAUCUGACUGGAAGGAGUAUUUGUUCUUUCUGUUCUUUUUCGAGCUUUAUGUAAGUGCUGAUUAUUAGCAUCAUUCAGUGGCGACAGUUUUCAGCGGAACAAAAUUAAGUAUUUGUUUUGUCUCAGUUGCCUUUCAGUUUUUUCCCUGACUACAUAUUGCAUUGUUCACUCCUAUCAUAAAAACAACACUGCAUUCUUUUGAAAUCUCUUGUAAUUGAAUGUGUUUGCCACCCAGGCAGAGUUGAUCCCAGGCCUGACAACCUCAUUUCUGCUCAAGGAUUUAAGAGUUCAGAGAGGAUCAGUUUGAGCGAACAUGAGCACAGUGAGGAAUGCCUGGCUCACUGAGUGUGCAUCUGUAGAGCAAUCUGUGGUUUUGGUGGAAAAAUAUUAAAUUGCUGUACCACUUAUAUGUGUGAAGACGUGGUGAAGCCAUAUUCCUUUUCAUUUUUCCCCUUGACUCAUAAAGUAAACUGAGCUUAAAACCUUGAUUGCAUAGGAGUAAAACCAGACUCGGCUCCAAACCCACGAUUGGUACUCACCUUUUUUUCUUUCUUUUUUUUUUUUUUGGUAGUUGCUGUUAUAAUAAUGCUCUUUUGGAACUUCUUCUCCAAACUAGCUACUUCUUUAUCUGACUACAUGUUUCCUUGUGUUUUGCAUCAUUUCCAACAGUAACAGAGACUAUUAAAUUAGAGUGUUGCUACCCUUUUGUUUGUGUCUUUGUUUUUCCUCCAUUAGUCCCUCUGUCUGCUCUUUUCCUUUUGUCUCAGUGUUUCUGCUGCUUUGCUUUCACAUCACACUCCACUCCAUGUUGGCACUGUGCUAGAUAAAUCGAUAGAGUGAAUGGUAAAGGCUGAAAUGCUCUGCUGGAGACGGGGGAUGCUCAGCCACUCAAGGAUGGAAACAAAUCUUACCAAGGGACACGCAGACCCAUGUACGCACCAACAGACUCAAGAUUUGUAAAAGUAUCAGUAUGUGAGGAUGAGAGCAGUUACUCUAUAUUGUUCAUACUGUAGUAAAAUUAUUGGUAUAAUAUACUUGGUUAAAAAUGUCCUCAAUGCUUGGUUAUACCAGAGAGACACAAAGAACAUUCAGGGUUACUUUUCAUAAAAUCAACACAAACUGAAAUGUUGGCUCGGAAAAUUACUUCCCUUGGCAAACCUCGUGUGUGUCUUUAUGCCAAAUUGUACACUUUGAAAGUUGACAUGCAUAAUGUAGGAUAAAAAGUAGCAACAAAAAAUCCCUGCCUAAGAAACGUAUUAAAAAGGUAUGAAAUGUUGCCUAAAGCAUUACACUGCAGAAGCCUAUUUAUAAUUGUUGUAAAUGUACCUCUGUAUGGCCUAUAAUAAUAAAUCUGUACAUGCUGUUGGGCAUAAAUUGACCACACCUUUGAUACAGGAGUUCCACAGGGCUCAAUCAUGGUUCCCCCUAUGUUUUGCGUCUUCAAAAACAUCCUUUUUCCUGUUUGUCGGAAGAGUUUGAUAAUGAAUUGAUUAAAAUUGUAGAUGGCAACCAAGCAGUGAGUGAGUCAAACAAUAGCCAAGUACUGGUAAAUUGUACUGUUUUUUUCCUUGACAGUUUUUAUUCCUGGUGUUCGGCUCUUUUAAGGUAAAAUGGACUGUAUCAUGAAAAUGUGUAACUUUUGUAGCUCUAUCCCAUAGUAUUGCUAAUAUUUUUGGUUAAGGAGAUUAAACAUUUCGUAAAAAUAAAACAGUCAAAAGUCAUAAUCCCAGCCAAUGCCGCACUAAUGAGAUUUGCACAUAAUGAUGUAAAAUACAGAUUUGCUUCUGCUGUUGUUUUCUAUAUAGUCAUGCAGAGCUGCACUGAAAGAAUAAGAUGCUAUGAUAUGUGCUAUUUUACUUUGAAGCUUAAGACCCAGACCCGUGUGGCACUCAGACAGUUUAGUUUUAUAGAAAUCUGAAAUUCUCUCAUUUUCAUAUUAAAUUUACAAUAACAUUGGUGUAUGGUCACAUUGAUUCCUGGCAUAUCAGGUCUGACGUCUCCAGUAAGGUCUGGGAAAGACCUAAAAAAUGAUCUCUAGAAAAGAGUCUAAUCACAGAGCGAAGUUAAUAUUAUUCUUUAUUAUAAUUCAGUGUAAGAUGGGUCGAAAAACCAAUAAUGCCUCUUGCCUCAUUACAUGUAUUUAAACAAAGGUUUCAACUAUACACUUACAUUGUCAUUUUCAGGGGAUGUUGGGGGAAGCUAAACUUUCUGAGGAUUGGGGCAUAAUCUAAUUAGAUUCAGAAAGGGAAUGCAGCAAAUCUCAAAACUCUUUAUUAAUUAAAUUCGAAAGACUCAGUAAAUAGCGGAUGUGCAGCUCAGCUCUCUGAAUUUCAGUCUCCCUCCUCGGUUGACUUUAUUUUGCAGUUUUCUAAAGCUGCCCGCCCGCUAACCGCCUGCUUCCUCCUCCUGAUUUCUCUCUGUUGAACCCCCCGAUGGCCUUCUCUUGUUUCACUGCUUUUUUCUCACUACUUCUUUUUUAUCUCUCUCUCACUCUCUGGAGGAUGGAGCAUCGAACGGGGUGGUUUGAAUUAAUUCAGAGUGAAAUAACGAAGCAGCUUGGCUCUAUGUUAAAACUGAGCAACAUCACAAAAUAAAUUUACAGCUGGGUGAGCGCUGAGGAGUGAGACGGAAAUGGAAAGAGGAGAGAGUGUAGGAGCUGCAAAACUGUGUAAUUAGGAGGGCAGAAAAGAGCCGUGACAAGCACAGAGAGAAAAAAAACACAUUUUCUCUGUUUCUGUGAAUUUCAAUCAGAAUAAAAGUUGACAACACUAUGUCUAAUGUGAAUGGACAAUACAGACCUACAUAGAUUGAGUUAAGAUUUAGGGUAGCAGAGCUCUAGAUAUCAUUUUUGACAAAGACAGUGUUGAGGGUCUGAAGCAGCUCUUUCUCAUUAUUCAAGCAGAAAUGUCCAUUUUUCUAAAGGUAAGAAAAACACUGAUAUGGUCAAAGUCCAGUUUGUUUAAAACAGCUAAACAGAGGAUCACAGAGUCUGCAGUGUCUACCUUUAGCAGAGCUAGAACCACCAGCUCUCAGUUCUUCUUGCAGGUCUACGUACCUGUUCUGGUUACUACCAUUACUCUGGUUAAAGUUAUAUUCCUGUCUAAUCAGACACAGCCUAGAUUCAGCUUUAUCUCUUGGGGUAAAAUUUCUAAUCAUGGAGCUUUUUCAUUCUAUAAAACAAUUUAACGUUAUAAAAAAAGAAUUUAAAAAGGUCAGACUGAUACCAUGAGGGAGAAGGUGCAUAAUGAGAACUCUUUUAUUUGAUAGACUCACUCAGAGUCAGUAUUGUUCGACAGGCAUUUUAUAUCUAUUUAUUGAGGCUAAAUGUGGUGAACUUUAAUAUCACAAAAUGUGUUAUUUAACACUGCUGUUUGUUGGAUGUAUAUCGAUUUAUAGAUUUGUUAAUGUUCUUAAUUGUUAUUACAAUUUAAUUGAAGCUCCUGUGAGGAACUUUGGGGUCGUGUCAGUUUUGGCGCCCCCUGUGGACAAAGCAAUCCUCGCUUUUCUUGCCUCUUAAAUGCUAAAUAGUGACUAUUGUGAGUCAUUUGUAUCAGUCAUUAUGAUGUUUUUAUGGAAGUUGUAUAUACAGGGCUGUUAUACCUGCCCCCCUCGCAUCAAUUUCAAACAUCAGUAUCUCAGCCUUUUAGUAUCUCAGAAAAAAGCAUCAAUAUGAAUUUCAGUCUAUUUCAUAAAUGUGAACAACUUCACACAGGAGUUUUAAACCAGGAAGUCCUCCUCGAAAUGAAACAUUUAUUUACAAGAGUGUCCUGGUAAGGGUUAGAAAGAGUGGUUCCAGACAUACAACACCUAUUUUGAAAAAUAUGUCAGUAUAUCAUGAGUCACAUGAGAAGAAGUCAUCGGUCCAAGCAUCUCCAGUCUGAUGCAUCUUCCUCAAUGUUUUCAGUCCACUUCUGUUCAAAGAGAUCAGCUCUCUCAGAUCAAAGUCCUCCUUCAGGAGCGGCAUACCUUAGACUAACUCUGCCCAUUAUAAGACACAAAAUAGCAUCUCAGAAAAUGUCAGUAAAAUAAUGUUGAUGCCAGGGAUUGCGUUUGUCAGGGCUUUGGUUAUUUUGGAAAAAUAAACUCAACAAUAACUAUUAAGACAUGAAAAAAGACGACAUUUGAAUCACUGUAACUCUGCUCGAGUAUGGUGGGCAGUUUUUGUGUCCCAGUCCAAAUGAAAAUCUGAGUCACUCAUCUGAACAUCUUCAGUACAUCCCAGGGAAUCUGAUCAAAGGCUGUCUCUAUUUCUCCCUUACACACUUUUUCAUACAUACACACACAUAUGCAUUCACUACCACACACACACGGACAUGAGAUAUGCUGGAUAUGCACACUUUGUCUGGUCUGCACACACUUAUAAUUCAUAAAAGAUCAGAGCCAUGCUCCCUCCAGCAGCAAGACUUUUAAUGCAUUCGUAAUGACAAUGAGGACGUGUCCUCUGAGCCACUCUCCUUCUCUCUCUCUCUCACACACACACACACGUACUGAUUAUGGCACCCCACUGGAAGUCCUUUUAAGUCUGGGCUUUUAAUGUUUUCUGACUCAGCUGUCGGGCUGUGUACAGCUGGGAUAUUAGGAUAGAAAAACAUUGUUAUUACAGUCUGUGUGACCGAAGUCUCUGCCCUUUAACCUCCCUAAUCUGCGGACAGCGCUGUCCAGAUGUUUGUUUCCUCAGCGUCAUGAGUUCUUAUCAUCCUGGAGUUCAUUAAUGAAAUGAUUUAACAUUUGUGUCAGUGAUUUUCAUAGAUAAAGCUGUGGGGGAACAUUCCGAUGUUGUCCGCCUGUGAAAUGUUGAAGUUUUUGACUUAAAUAAGGAGCGGUUGACUGAAGUGUCCUGUCCUUUCUCUCUGUCUCUGCUUUCUCUCCAGAAACUCUUUGGCAGUCACGAACCUUCAUCUGUUCAGCUCUGGGUCUCCUACAACCGCCAGCCAAUGAGAGCAGCACAGUUCAUGACCCGCCAUCCAAUCACAGUGAGUCUUCUUUUUUUUUUUUUUUACAUGUUCUACAGCAAUAAUUCAACAUAGAGAGUGUAUGAGAACCUCAGGGACAAAAUGAUGAUAUAAUAAGGAACAAUAAACACAACUUUACUAAUAUGGUGUUUUUAUUGCCUUGUAUGGUUUCAGAGGGAUCAGAAACUGAUGUAACAGCUCAUUUCUUAUGUUUUAGAAAAUGGCCAUAACAUGACCAUAAGGUGCUCAGAAUAUUAAACAUUUUAACAAGUUCCUCGGCUGAGAUGCUGCUGCGGGCUUUGGUUGUGCGACACAGAAAACGUCUGGAGAUGCUACCAUGUUGACAAAUACAUUUUUAGUGCAAGUCAGGAGUUACAAAACAGAGCAACAAGACCUCGUUUCUGCCCCCAUCUCUCUCUCCUACUGCCUGAUUAUAAUGAUAUGAGUUGCUAUGAAUAACCAAAAUUAGGUAGUGUUAAUCAGAGGUGUAAUGAUUCAUUAAUAUAGUUGACCUGAAGAAAACACAGCAAGAUAAGUUAUUCAGGAGUGACCAUCUCUGCUGAGUGUGUGCAUGUUUAGGGGCUGUUUAAGAAAACACAUUAUAAUGGCGAUAUAUACACGGCUAUAGUAUCAUAUAAUUUCUAAGUCCGGGCAAAUUUAACUUCCUGGAGCAAAGAACCAGAACUAGUUUUGAGUGUUUAAAUGUACUUAGUGCUCAGCUUAAAUGAGUACAUCCCUUCAGAGUUGUCUGAAAACCUUUAGUUUUCUUUUCAAAAUCAACAUUUUCUAUGUCAGACUAUACAAAAAAACACUCCCCCAAUUGUAAGCCAUUGAUUGUAAGCAAGAUUUUUUAAGUCGCAUAAAAAUUUUUAUUUUUUUCAAUUUAAAAUCAGGAUAAAAAACUGAGUACACCCCAAUCAAGGUUCUGGAAGCAGAGCUACAUUUUAGUUAGCAUAUCACCCUUAUUUUCAUCUUAUGGUAAAUAAAAUUUUGUGUUAAACUCAACUUUGUCAAAACUUUGGAAAUUACACUUUUGCUCCUCUAGAUAUUGAGUAAUACAUUACUUUACAUAGGGGGUGAACUGACUUAUGCUGGACACUGUACAUUUACCUUAAAGAGCUUAAGUUGGAGCUGCACCCUCACCUUCAAAUCUUAACCUCACCUCAUCUCAUUAAAACAAAUCCAUUUUUAUCCAACAGGUGAUUUCUUCUGCACAGAAAAAACUCCUCUGAGAAGCAGUUAGGUUUAAUAGCUUUAAUUGACGUGAAACAGCAGACACACAUCAGUUACUGGCAGCGGUGUGUGGCACAUUAUUUGCAGAUGGUUUGAUGUCUGUUGACAGAGAAUCUAUCAGCUGAUACUGAUGCUCCGCUGAUAGAUUCGUACAUCUGUGUUGUUUAUGAGCUAUAACUCAGCUUCCAUCUGCUGUUCCUACUGUUUUACCUCUGUGUUGGCACCUCUGUGUCCUCCCGAAAGUAAAAUGAAUCUAAAAAGUGUUUUUUUUUUAUAACCACUAAAUUGGCACUGGUUAAUCUGAGGGUAGCUGAUAGCUGGCUUAGCUUCACCUGGCUGCCUCAGAAUGGUGUGAAAGCACAGUCAUUAUAGUCAAGGCUCGAUCCAGCUGGUAAAAUGUACACAUGAGUGAGAAAGCUGAAAUGGUUGCUGUCAUUCAGACUCUUGCUUUUCUUAUAAUGGGAUAAAAUUGUCUUUUAUUACGCAGCUCCAUCUCCUGUGAAUGCAUAGACCCCACAAGAUGACAUUUCACUCAGAAAUUACUCCUUUUAAGAGCCAUAAAGGUUUCCCGUCACUCCACUCUGACUCUACUAAGCUGAUGAUUUAGAAACAGAGGGAUGAAAUGCAUUUUACAUGUGAUAGAAAUGUUUAAGCCUAAAGUUUUUUGUGAUGGUUCUUAAUUGGAUGAAGUUUUUAAGUCAUUCUUUUAUUGAAAUGUCACUGGUAUAUUUCAUUGGUUAGUUAAGAAACUGCUCAAAACAGUAGAAAAAUAAGUGUUCCCAGAGGUCAGUUAUCAUUCUGAGAUUUUUUGCUGGAUCUAUAGUACAACAUAAAAAUAAGACAGACUGGGCUCUUUUGGACUGUCAGACCCCAGAGUCAUCCUAAUCCUAUUAAUGAUUCGAUAGAUUUUUAUGAUCCAGUUCGACUCAGGAGGUUUGAUUUUUCUCAAGCUAGAGAUGAGUCAGAGUUGCAGUCCUCCUGGUUAUUUCAGUACACUCAGGAUGUCUUGAAAACUGUGUGAUCCUUACUUCCAAAAAUAUUUGAUACGUUCGACUUUCUUGGUUUUGUUGGAAGAACCACCCACACCUCACCACAGAGUACAAGUCCACAUUUCAGCUGUAACAUCCAGUAUUAUCACUGUGUACCCAGAGUCUAGUUACGCUGUAUUUCAGUGAAGUAAAAAUGAUCCCCCCUCUCCUCUGUCUCUCCCUCUCUCUCUAAUAGGAGUACUACAUAGCUGAUGCCUCAGAGGACCAGGUGUUUGUGUGUGUGAACCACCUGAACAAUGUCACACACCUGUACAUCUCAGACACUCAGGGCCUGUCCUUCUCUCUGUCCUUGGAGAACGUUCUGUACUACAGUCCUGAGGGCUCUGGCAGCAACACCCUGAUACGGUAACACAUGUGCAUGCUAUCUUAACACCUAUCAAAAACCUGUCAGGUUAGUCUAAAAAAAGUAUCUGGAGUCAAGUGAAAGUAUCAUGAAGAAAAAAUACAGAAACAUCAGCCCUUUCUGAACUUUAGGCUGCUGGUGGUACAAAUGUGUUGCUCGACAACUUAAGUGUUUUUAAUCUUUUGAUUGGAAUUAUCCCCUGAAACCACCACUUUACCGGAUUAAGAUAAUCCUGAUAUUUUUUAACAAAAUAAAAAUCAAUCCUUUUCAAAAGUUUCGAAUGGUACAAACCAACGAUUGGAGCCAGAUCAAACAAACACUUGACCAUGAACGCUAAUAUGAUCCAGAGAUCCUUUGUUUAACAUAUACCAGACAUUUUCAAGUUUUCCUCCAAUCCUCGACCCAGAUUAUCAGAUUUCUUUGACAGCAGCGCCUGUGUGAUACGAUCUAAGCUUCACAGUUUACUUUGGUUGGUUUUGUUUCAUUUGUUUCCUCAAGACCAAAAAAUGCAGUUUGGGUAUUGUAAGUAAUGAGUUUCUCUUGCAAUAUGUGCAUGUUUACUUAGGUAUUCGUUUAACACAAGCGUUUACUGUAAGGAUGAAUGUGUGUGGAUCAGGUAUCAACCUGUAAAUAGUUUAUGAUCAAAGCUCUUCGUCAUCACCCAGCACUCAUGGACCAGCUCACAGAUGUGGUUCACUCUAAUCAGAUGGGGUUAUAGCCUCAUUAUACAAGAUCGUUGUGAACUCACUGCUUAGUAGUUUUCCACAUUUCCAUAUUCCUAUCAGAUGUAUGAAUUAAUUGAAAGCUGGCCUAAUCACUCAUCAAGCUCGUGAUCUCGGUUAUUAUUAAGAUCCCUGCAGCAGAUUAAAUAACGGUCUUUAGUUGAGGGUUUAUGGUAUUAGAUUGGAUAUUCUAGAUAUGAGGCGAAGCAGAGUCUGUUUCUUUGACAGAUUUUCUUUUUCUUUUUACCUAGGGUUGGGCAUUAAAACGAUAAUGGUAUAUAUCGAAACUAAUUCCCCUCGAUAUCGACUCAAAACAUGGUCAGUAUGCUUUUCAAUAGUCGGCAUUCUGACAUGUUUUGUAUAUGAAGAGCCAAUUAAAAGGGGAGUUUCUCCACUGAACCAAUCAUGUGCUGAAUUAGAACCAAGUAGCAAACAACUGUGUAGUAGCAGGCUGCAGCUACAUGCAACCAUAGCACUUUAACACAUGAAGCCGACAGCGCUGUUGGUGAGAAAAAAUGAAAAUGAGUGCUACCUCAGGCAGAAAUUUAGAUGAAGGCUUAACAGAUUACGACAUCGUCGACAAGACUGGCAGGAAACAUCGGUGGUGUGGAGGUAUUUUGUUUUUUUGAGGUUGUACAUGAAGCAAAGUCGUGAGCUCUGCAAAUAAUGUCAAGAACAUGUUCUCACGAAGUCAGGGAAUACCUCAAAGCAGUGCCACGCAGCAGAACAUGCACAAUGCAAAAGGUUACAAACCCCGAGCGAAGCAAGGAACCCAUGGCACCUGUGCAGCUGAAACAGCCGACCAUUCAGUUUGCUUUCUCUAGCACAACAGCUUACGACAAAACGUCCAAGAGACACAAAGACCUCACAGAUGCAGUAGCUUAUUGUAUUACAAAAGACAUGCUUCUAAUAAACACUGUUAAAUUUCAAUUUUUUUAUAUCGUGAUUUACAUUGAAAUCAAUUGAUUUGAAAAAACAUAUCAUGAUGAACUUUUUCCCAUAUCGCCCAGCUCUACUUUCACAAAUAGAAAACAAAUUUGUUCAUAGAAUCAGAAAACAAGUUGAUAGCAGAUACUUGCAACAAAACAGCUUUUAUCACGUCCACACAGUUGUGCAUCAAUGUUGCACCCUUGUGCACGAGCUGCUUGUGGUGAACAUCAUCACUGCAUGUGUGUGGUGAAUUUUCCUCACUUUUGACUUCCUGCAGAAAUGUCACUAGAGGGCUGGCAGUAAAAGUUCAGCUGUUUGUGUUCACACAUGCAUGAAGCUCGACCUCAAAACGUGAAGUCUUUCAGGAUUUAAGAACAUGUGCAUUGUGCAAAAGCAUCCUCAGAGAGAUUCGAUGAAUCGACAUUUUCAUUUCACAGGAGGACUCCCUGAUAUCAGUGUAAACAAAAGAUGGCUUAGACAAAGAAAGAUGGAGAUUUUUACCAGUUUUAUUGUUGAAUCAUGAAAAAUAUCAAAGACAACAAACAUCUUUGAUUAAAAAGCCGAACCAAGUGUUUGCCUUCAAGAAACUAAUGCAAUCUGUUCCUCUGAGUUGAUACUAAUGAAACAGUUUCCCAGCAGCUUUAGGAGCCAUUAAGAAGAUGUCUGGUUCUCAUUACAAAUACCUGAUGACUCUGAUAACACAACAGCUUUGUAAACAUUGAUCAGUGCAGCUCCUUUAUCUAAUAACAGAUAAUCUGGAUGGAUGUGAUACUGUAGGCUGCUCUGACCUCCCCGCUCUGUAUUCAUUGUUUUUCUGCUCUGUCUCCUCUGUAAUCACAUCAGGAAGACGCUGUGUUGUUGUUGUGGCAGGAGGAGUCACACUGUUGACUCAGGUGUUUGUCUGCCAGAGAUGAUUCUGUCUGCUCGUGUCGCACUGUGUCUUCUCUCAGUGGAAUUAGCCGUGGAUCUCCAUGCCGCUAACCCUGCAAACACAAAGCUUAUUGUUAAGUGCAAGGGUGCACUUUGGAGGUCUUGAUUAGUAGAAAACUUAUCAUGUGGCCCUUCUGUUGAUCCAUAUACUGAUGCACAGAAGGAAAAAAGUCUACUGCAUUGACAUUGUUAGGGUGACCAUAUUCUGAAUUCCCAAAAAGAGGACACGACUAUGCAGGGUAGAGUCACGGAAUUGCGUGUAGAUAAUUUUGAGAGUUUUUCGGGUUGGAUAAAGUAUUUUUACGCACUUCUAACUGAGUAAGUCCACGCAACACAAACCCAAAACUUCCAUACAAAACCCUGGAGAUUUGAAGGAUUUUAUUAACUCCCCUAGACAGCCCCCCAAAUAGAGGACAUAUCCAGGUAAAAAAGGACGUAUGGUCACCCUAGAUAAUGUACCCUCUUUGUAUUUUAGGUACUUUGCCAAUGAGCCCUUUGCAGACCUUCAUCGUGUUGAGGGGCUGCGAGGAGUCUUCAUCGCCACCCUCAUUAACGGCACGGUGAGCGAAGACAACAUGAGAUCCGUCAUUACAUUUGACAAAGGAGGGACAUGGGAGCUGCUGCAACCACCUGCUGCCGACAGUCUGGGAGGAACUCUGGACUGUCAGGUACUCAGACUAUAUUUGAUAGCUGUGAAGUUUUUAUUUAGUACUCCAUGUAUUUAAAUGUCUGGCCUUCGUGAAUUCACAGACUUCAGAGUAUCAGUGUCAUGGAACAGGAAAAAAAAAACUUUGGACUAAAUUACACUUGUACAUUUCUUUUCUUGAGUCUCUUGUCUCUGUUGUCUUAAGUUAUCUUCACAAAGCAACAUGAUGAUGAAGGAGAAAGAAAAGUGAAAUUGACCUCUCACAACAUCACAUGACUCUCCUCUCCCUGCCUCAGCUCAGUAAAGGUUGCUCGCUGCACCUGGCGCAGCGUUGGAGCCAGCUGUUCAACAUCCAGCUGAGGAGGAUGCCCAUCUUAUCCAAAGACUCUGCACCGGGACUCAUCAUGGCCACAGGUGAGAGCCAUGUCACAGACGCAUAGAAACCUGUUUUAACCUUAAAAUCCUUCAGUUCUUCCUCAUUUUUGUAACAACUGGUGAUAGAGAGAACUGCAGAGUCAACGCAGUCAAAAAAAGAUUAAUGUCCACACUGAGGUGGAGUGGUUUGAGGUCACCGUCCAGACUUGAUUGGAUUUCUGCAGUGUUUUGUGAAUAGUUUGACUUUUCUGUGCAAAAAAAUCACAAGGGAUACAUCCAAGUUUAGAAAAGACUCACGGGACCUGAAGCAUUACAUAAUAACAGCGAGUUUGCCAUGUCCUGUUAUCCAGCCCGGCAUGGUAAGAAGGUUACUGUAUGUGUUAACUUAACCUCUGUGGCAGAGCCGACUAACAAACUUUGUUUUGAGAAGAUGUUAUUUAUGCCUGUUUAUCUACGUAAUAGCUCGCACAAAAAUAUUGAUUGAGCACAUGACUGAUUCUGAUUUUUACACAAAAUAUAAUUUUAAGUUUUUGCAAAAAAACAUGUUUUUGUGCAGAAAUAUCUCAUUAUUGCAUGGGAAAGAGACACAAAUAUAACUGUGCAGCCUUUUAUCAAAGUUAUCUCUUGUCUUCAACAUGCGAUAGAGGUUAUCUCAGACAAAAUCCUCACCAUGUUGUCUUUCAAAAAUGAUAUGUGUCGCUCAGUCCGACUAUUUCUUCAGCUGCAAAUCACCCUCACAGUGGUUUCAAGCACUGAAAAUACAAACAGAGACAUGAUCAUCUUUGUUGCUGGUAGUUUCAUCUGCUGUUGAAGGUCAUAAAGAAGCACCAAGUUCCAGUCUGUUUCUCACCUUGUUUAAAACUCCUCACUUGGCCUUUAUUGUGACUGUUCAAAACUCUGCAUGUAUGUGUUCGAGGUGGAGAAGUGAGCAGCACGUUUCACAAACUCUGUUUAACCUCAAAACGGGUUACAAUCAAAAUAAUAAUUUUCAUUUUAGACCAAAUCAGUUUCAGAGCUUUGCAUCACAGAUGGCAUCUUCUACCUGUCCAACCUUCCAUUGUACCAUCCUCCAUCAGUUUUAUCCUGUUCCUUCACUACUCUGUGCUUAAAGACAACUCUGAAACAAAGAAAAAAAGUCCUUUUUUAUCCAAACAUUUCAACGUUUUGGCAGGGCUGCUUGAGUUUCUCUUAGUCACGGCAGAUGAAGGGGAAACGGGUACCAUCUGUUGGAGGAUGAUCUCACAGUCAGAGCUGAAGCCAGGCGAGCUUGUCUUGUUUUCUGAGCAACUUCCUUGUUUUUCUGAUAAUGCAGAUAAGUUUGCUCCACACAGGAAACAAGCAAUGCAAAGUUUCAAGUCUGCCUCUGUGGUAAUGAGCUGAGCUUCCUUUCUAUCUCUUACAUUAAAUAUAUACUUCCUUUACCACUUAACACAGGAAAUAUAUUUGAACCCUGCUGAGAGAGGUGAGAGAAACUUCUGGUUUAGUUUGUCUGUUUGACAUCCUGUUGAAAAUCAACAGGUGAACUUUCUGGACUUGCUGCAGAUAGAUUCAUUUUGCUCAGAGUGAAGUGGAAACAGUCUGCUGCCUGCCAAAGUUGAGUCCCUGCCUCAGGUUUCUGCACAUUUACAGCCAGUGAAAGCAUUGAUCUGCUGAUACUCCUCAGCGUCUAGGAGACUGCUUUCCCUGCAUCCAGCAAGUCCCUGUAAUUAAUUUCUUAUUAGAUAAUGGGCAAGGAGAGAGAGCGAGAGAGUGAGAGAUAGAAAGAAAGAGAGAGAGAGGGAGAGUGAGGACUGCCAGUCGCCGGCGCCAUUUGCUUCGUUAUCGCUCUCAAACAGAUGGGCUAAUUACUGCUGCUGCACCCAGCGGGCACUCGAUGGGUCAAACACACACACUCAUGAAUACAGGCUGUCACACACACCAACACUUACACCCACAGUCACUGCACUGACAUGUUUAUGUAAACAACAGUCUGAAUAAACUGCCCGCAUAUCCCUCCCCUCGUCCCCACCAAUAUGUCAGAUAAGAUUAUCAUAUAAGUGUCCUACAUAUGCUGCAUGAAGACAAAGAAAUACUGUGAGUUUAUAUUUUAACACAGUGUAUUGUGCAGCUCUGAUGGGUCAAACUCACCGUCAUCAUUGGUUAUGAAGGUAUAAAAAAUACAGCAGGAGUGAGAAUUUGAUCCCUGAAAGACUUGGAUAUGAAAAAUACACCAUAAUGCACCAAAUUUAACAUUUAAAGCACAACCUGGAAAACAUACAAACAUGCAACAAUGAGACUGAAAACCUCAAACCUGCAAAAUAAACAAAAUAAUCAAGUUUGCAGCUGCUUUAAAAACCUCAGGGAUGUGCGUUUUUUUGGUAGAAUUUCCUGCCUAAAAUCCUUGGCUGUAUUCCCAUUUGGAUAGCUGAUCUCCAUCUUCCUCCAUUGUAAGAACUGAAGCAAAAAUACUUCCUCAGUGGGAGCAAACAUAAGGAGGCGACAGCAUAUACAGAAGUUAUCUGACCAGUGAGGCCGCAGGGUUGACGUCACGCCUCCUCUGUUGACCUAAGCUGACAUUUAACAAGCAGAUAAAAUGUCAGAGAUUCCUGAGGUCAGUCCAGUCCACGGCAGAACAAAUACAUGUGUUGGUCCGAGGAAGACCUGUUAGCAAGGUCAAGUGUCAGCUGGAAAGGCAACUGGGUCACACUCAGACCAGCAGCAGAAUGGACGCUCAGGAGGCACUGACAUUUAGAUGUGUGCCAGAUUUGAGAGUCCACCAAAAAAACAACAAAAAAAAGGAUCUUGCAGAGACCUCAGCAAAGCUGCAGCUGAGUGUUGCAUGAGAUCAUGUUUUCACCUCGACCUGAUAGAAAAUGCUAGAGUACUUUCUUAAUAAUCAAUGACUGGAUACUCAAUCAACUGUCAAUAUAUUUAGUCACAUAAAGAAUCAACAAGUUAGUCAAUAAAUACAGCUAGACACUGGGAGCCCUAUUUGUUUACCGAGCUGUCAAUCAUGAUAUUGUUCAUAUAAAAAAACAUAAACCAACAUCAAACAAAAUAUAAUGACAGAGAUCGUGUUUGGAAAAAUGUGUUUAAUGGGUAUUUUGAUUUUUAAAGUUUGUCACAUGUCCCAUCUGUUUACAUGGAGGAGAUAGUCGUCAUUGUCUAUACCAUAGCCAGCCACUAGGGGGUGCUUUUACAGUCAGUCUUUGAAUAGAGGUGCUCUGUUAAACACAUUUUAAGUGUCUACAACUGUAUUCUUUCUGCUUUGUUAUCAUCACAAUGGCAGAGAGCCCCCUGUGGAGCGUUUGUUUUAUCAUCUCAAGCCUCCCUCUGGCUGUCUGAUGAUAUUUAAUGAGGGUCAUUACCCUGUUUUACACAGAGACUGAGCAUAAUUCAUUUCACAGGCAUUUUACAGUCUCAGCAGACACACAGCGCCCAUGUUCCUGUUAUUUCAGUCUCUGCCUCUCUAACUCGCUCACCCUGACAAAUUUGAUUAAGAUGAUCGACGUCUGCAGAUGUCAGCGGGUGUCCGUCUGCUCCUCAGGUAGACACUGCUGGCGGUGAAAAUCCAUCUGAUAAAUGUAAUUGUUUUUUUAUUGACUGCAGGGGAAAGGCAUUUUGUUGUUUUUAUGUUAGCACCAUGUUCAGGGUCUUGGCACAGUGUGUGAACAUGAAAACAUUAUCUUGUAGACUUUCGCUGAUCUGAAUCUUUGUUAAAAACCAGAGAUUUUAUUUAACCAUCCAGCUUUGAACUCUCAGGCUGGGCCAGGGGCUGAUCCAGAGGGGUGAGGGCCUCCUAAAAUAUGAUUGCUCACUCCUAGUAGGCCUAUCAUCCUGAUUUCUGAAUAUGAUUGGCUAUUUUUUACUUUUAAAACUUAAUUUUGUGUACGUGUAUUAAUAAUAUUUCCCCUUUUUUUACCAGUCCCAAGCCACGUUCUGUUAAAAUUCUGUUCAAUUUUAAUAAUAAUAACAACAAUAAUAAUAAAAAUCUAUAUAAUUCUCUGGGUUAUCCAUCCUACUUACGUGUUGGCUGUGCAGGAUGCUGCUUUUGGUCUCUCCCAUCAGUUUUUAUCCAUAUUAAGGCCAAAAACUGUCUCUUUCUAAAUUUUCCUCUGUUUAUCGAAGUCAUCAGGAUCAAAUAUUCAGGAAGUCUAACUUUACAUGGAAUUUCUGUGUAAGACAGAUGUGAGAUGCGCAUGAAUUUCGCUGCUGUCCCUGAUGGUCUAAACCACCCGGUCUGUUAAUGUGCAUACUGAAAUGAAAAUCAUGUCCUGUCCUGUUCAUCUGAGGUGACUCAAAAUCCCUCAUCAUCCUUAAUUCUAUUCAAUUUAUCUCUCACAUUUGAUCAAAUGAACAGAUCUGAUUCUGCAACACUUUCUUCUUAAUUUACUAAACCGUUAAUAAGUUUGGUCUUACUAGUAAUUGUUCAAACACUUGAAGUGCAUCUAAGGUAAAUACACACGGUUGUGUGCCUAGGGCCUCAGGAAGCACUCACAUGACAUGUCAUCUCAGCGUUGCAUAAUCAUUUUUGUUCCCACACAAUGCAGAAUGAUUAUUUUAGUAAGAGUAAUUAUUCAGGAGUUACUGGUAUGUUGGAGUUGUCCUCACUGCAGGGUUACAGACUGAUGACAGUAAGACUUCUGCAGAAAUGUGAAGAUGUUUGCAGCUACCAUGUCCAGCUGCUUUGCAGCAUUUAGGUUCAGAUUGUGGCAUUUAAAUAAAGACCUUUUCUGUGGUCAGUCCACUAAUGAUAAUAUUUAUUUCUUCAGCAAAACAUUUGAGCAUCUACUGAAAGUAUUUCCACAACACAAAGUUUAGAAAUUCUUGUCCUUCAUGAAAUGAUUUGCAACAACUUUAGUUAUCGGAUCUAAAAUGUCGCAAGAGUUACAACAUCUGGUAUCAUUCAUACCAUCUGUUAACUCUGUCAUCCUUACAAAAUAAGAUUUGUGAGAUCUGAACAGUGCUGCAAAACUCUUUAACACUGGGUUUACUCAACCAAAUGCAACUAUGAUCGCUGAACAUUAUAAACAGACUUUUGACGCUAAUUAAUAAAUCAUCUAAAAGUUGACCAGUAUGACCACUGGCUCCUAUUUCCGUUUAAUUCAGGGCUGGUAUUUUUAAAUCCAUAUUUUUUUGCUGGAGCAGAGCAUUCUGGGUGAUUUUCCUUCUUAUACAUCACACUGACAAAGAGAAGUAUUUAGAAGUGCACGAAAAGGUCACAUGAAUAAAAAGAAACAGCACGCUCUGGUUCGAGUUCUUGGGUUACAGGUUUUCCACUUGUAAAGCCAAAAGUGUGUUAGCCCCGAGUUUGUACUACUGAGGGAAAACCCCUGUUAUAUUCGUGUGUAUGUGUGUAUGUGUGUAUGUGUGUAUGUGUGUGUGUGUGUGUGUGUGUGUGUGUGUGUGUGUGUGUGUGUGUGUGUGCCCAUCUGUGUGUUAAAUGCCUCUCUGUCCUCUGAUUGCAGGAUCUGUAGGCAGGAACUUGGCCAACAAGCAGAAUGUGUACGUAUCCAGCAGCGCUGGAGCCCGCUGGAAGGAGGUCAGUACAAAAUCUGAGGCAGCUAAAGAGAAAAACACAGUUUGUAAAACUGAGUCACAAGUAGUCCAUCAGUCAAAUAGAGUUUUUUUUAACAUGCUGCUAAUUAUUUCAUUCUGCUAACCUUAACCUUAUAACCUAAUCUUUAAUUUUGCUGGGGCGGACCUUUCCUUUAUUUCUUGAAAUAUGCUUUAAAAAAAAAAAAGCCAAACUGCUCAGUCUGUUAUUGGCCUGAACUCCAAGUUUUCUGUGCAGUUAUACCUGAUUAAUUCAUGUUUGAUUCAGAGAGAUGGUCAUGAAUUUUAACAUUAUGGUAAAAAGGUAAAUUUUCAUUCCCCGUUAGCAUAGGCAGCUGCUUUCUUCCUAACGAAGUAGUUGAAGCAGUUUAUUCUAAUAGUUAAAAUUCUGCACUUUAAAUUUUACUGUUUCAUUUAUCAUGCUUUCACAAUAACUUUAGUCCCCCCUGAAGAAUCGCCUUGCUGGGUUAUAUACUUGAUUCAGAUUGAUGAAGGCAGAGAAUAGACUUAGUUUAUACAGCACUUCCCAAUACAAGGUAAUUGAGUGCUAAACACAUUGAAAUAAGUAAAUUUUUCUCAACUGGUUUUGCUUGUUACAUUUAGACAGAAGUCAUUUAUCUGGACCUGUAAAGUAAAUAAAGCUCAGAGUAAGAAACAUAAUGAAAAUCUGCAAGAAUACAAGAAAUCAUGUAGUGAAAGAAGAAUCAAACUUACCAUAUAUAACAGGAGCUUUUUGUCCUUGUUGGCCACCAUAGUUUGAUGACAGCAGGAAUGAGAAAGAGAGCCUUACAUAUAGACUCUGCCUGCUAGAUAUCACUAAAUAAUUGUCUUUUUUUCCACUAUACUAAGUAAUAAUACAACUUUGCUCCCAGAACAAGGAUUUCCUGAAGUCCUGAGUAUUUUUUACAAAAAAGAGGAAUAAAAUUUUUAGUAGAAGUAAAUACAGAGAUCUUUUAAACCCAUUAUUUGUUAAAUUGCAGUGGUUGAAAUUCAGUGAGUUAGGAGAUUUCAGUAUGUUGCAGGUUGAAAAAAGAGAAAGUUGUUAUAAUUUUAAAGGAUUUGAAAUAUUUAAAAAGCCAAGAUUCAGAACUAAACUGAAGGAGUGCUGCGUUACAGUGAGGGGGGUAAGUUUAUGGAACUAUCUAAACAAAGAAACUAAAGAAGCUAAAUUAAAUUUUAUCUUCAAAAAAAAGUGUCAAAGCCAGUAUGUUGAGUAAAUACAGGGAAAUAUGUUAAUCUAAGUCUUGCUAUGUUUGUUUUGUGGAAAAAUGUGAAUUAACGUGGUCUUUUCUGUUUGUUUUGUGGGCUGUUUUUGAAAAUAAGACAUAAUGAACUGUAAAAAGGCUUGUUGGCCUGCAGCUCUUGUUUAUUUUUAUUAUGUGUUCAGUUGAUUAAUACCUUAUGAAAGAGGGGCAGACUCUAUAAGAGUUUUCCUUUUUCUGCUCCUUUUCAUUCACAUGUUUGAGAUUUUUCUUUGUUUCUAUUGAAUGGUUUAAAUUUUAAUAGAAUGAAAUCAAGUGUGAAAUGAAAUUUCUAUGUGCAUUUUGGUCAUAGUUUACUCAAAGAUGCUCUUUGUUGUCCAGGCUCUGGCAGGUCCUCACUUCUACACAUGGGGAGACCACGGUGGCAUCCUGAUGGCCAUCGCACAGGGAGGAGCCACCACACAUCUCAAGUCAGUCUAAAUAACCUCCUAAAAUUGACCUCAGUUGAAGCAAAAGUGAAAACCCUGUUUUCUGUUUGCUAUUUCUGAAAGAACAAUUUCAAGGUUAAGAGGCGAAGAGGUCGGUUUAUUGGGAGGAAUUAAAGUGAAUCCUGGGAGUAAAGCACCUAAACAAGAGCGCUCCCUGUGGAUGAGCUCAUUAGUCAGCAGAAACAGAGUAUGUGGACAUGAAACGAAGUAAAUAAAACUUCCCCCAGUGAGCAGAGAUGUAAUGAAAUGUCUCUGUGACAAUAACAGCAGUGCAGGCCUGUUAUUUGAAGGUUUUGGUGAGGUGGUGAAUUAAUGUGGAACUAGCUGACUUUGUCCACCUGCAGAGGAGAUUUACUCAGUUACUCACUAACCUCCACAUAGAAAAGACUGUAGAGUUAGUGUGUUGAUAUGGACUUUUUUCAGAGUUGGAGUUAAUGUUGAAGAAGUAGAGCUGAAAUUCGAUAUAAAACAAUAGAUGUAACACAGCUAUAAACAUUUACUGUCAAACUUGUUAAAAAUACAUGGAGGGUGAAUAAAAUAAAUCAUAAAUGCUCAGUAAAUUAAGAGGUUUCAUUUGGUCUUUGUGUCCUCCAGAUUCAGCACCAAUGAAGGCGAGACAUGGACAGACUUUACGUUCUCAGACAGGGACGUGUUUGUGUAUCAGCUGCUGACUGAACCCGGGGAGAAGAGCACCAUCUUCACCAUCUUCGGCUCCUACGCCGACCAGAGACACAGCUGGCUCAUCCUGCAGGUCAACACCUCUGACGUCCUGGGUAAGUCUGAGAGCAGAGACCGACCUCCAAAUAGCUUUGUAUCAGUAGCUCAGUUGGUUAUCACUGUUCAAUGUCUAUCAUAUAGUUUUUCUCCUUCUUGUUAUUCUUCAGGUGUGCCAUGUUCAGAGGCCGACUACAAGCGCUGGUCUCCAUCAGAUGAACACGGUAACGAAUGUCUGCUGGGCAGAGAGAUAACGUUCAAGAGACGAGCUCCACACGCUACGUGUUUUAACGGGGAAGACUUUGACCGGCCCGUCACGGUCUCCAACUGUUCCUGCACACGACAGGACUAUGAAUGGUGAGAGAUGGAACAUGUUUGCUCAUAUAUCAUCAGCACUCAUUGAUGAGCAGUUCUGAGUUAACACAUGACAUUUAGGGCAUCAGAUAUUUCAAUAAAAAUGUACGUUUUUAAUUGUUAAACAUGAUGGUUUUUCUAGCUGUUUUAAGAUAAACGUUCUUCUUUUAAUUCAGUCGGAAAAUAAAUCACAAAAUCUGUGUCACUGGCAGGAUCUGUAGUCUCUCAGUUUCUAACCUCUUCAUCCAUGCACUGAUCUGAGUGCCUGGGAAUGCUAUGAAGCACUGAGGGCUGUCUGAGGGGAGAGGGCAGGCUGGCGCAGAUCUAUGCAGAGUCAGAAAAACACCAAAACACACAUGGCGAGUUCUCCAGAAGAACACAACCUAAACGUUUCUUGAUAUAGUCAAAAAGCAGUGGUGCAUCUGCUGUUGCUGGAGACUUGCACAAUGUUAGGCUGGAAGAUUAUUGUGGUACAAAUAUGUGGAGGCAGGGGAAAUGUGUUGUCAACAUGUGGGACCUUUUGAUUCGAAUUAUUCCUUUAAUUGUCUCAGACAUAAUUUUUCACUUGUAAUAAAACUCACUUGAAUGGAUUUCUUUUAUUUCUUCUACAACUCUUAGAACGGUAACUGAGCGAUCGUUAACAAUUUGCUUCUUUCAGCUACGUUUUCAGCCCAUCUGCUCGUAAUCUUCCUGUGAAUAUGUUUGUCAUAAAAAUGUAAAAGUACCUACUUCAGUUUUUACCUUUGAAUGUAGUUUCAGCUUUUAGUGUUUUUUAUUCAUUCUCAUAUAAAGUAAAAUAGACCCAAGGUGGUAAUAACACAAAUAAAAGCAUCUCCAAAAACCGUCUCAUGAAACAACAUCUUCUCCAGGGCUUAAAGAAACAGCUGUGAUUCUUUCAACACAGAAGCUCCCCAAAGCCAUGUUCACAAGAGACAGAUUUUUUAUCUGGGGAUUUUAGAGGUUUCCCAAGGGACAAAUCUUAUCUCUCAACUUUUCUGCUCUGGAUUUGUGAAUAAAGUAGAUUCAACCAGGACAGAAAUCGAAAACGACCUUUGCUCGCAGUACAACACUCUUCUUCAGCUGAAUGUUUUUAACGUACACAAAGAAAAAUGUAAAUCUUGCUUUAUUGGCUCUAGUGUAAGUGAGACCUCUUUCAUAUCAGAGAGAAGUGGCCUUUGUCUGGCUGACUCUUAAUUAAAUUCACUGCUGGCAGACCAAUACAUCGGUUUUAGCCUUGGCUGCACAUUUUUAAUGUCCCCUAAACUCCCAUCACCGCUAUAAUGGGUCUGUUUUAAAAUGCACAUCAGGUACUGACGUUAAUCACAGGCCAGAAGCUAACUGAGCUGUUUUUCUUUUCUUUUCACCCUACCUGUCUCCCUCCUCCCCCUUCUUCUUCUUCUUCUUCACUUAAUUCUUUGCAGUGACUACGGCUUCAAGUUGAGUGAAGACUUGUCUCUGCAGGUGUGUGUGCCUGACCCGGAGUUUGUAGGUGACCUGUACGCUCCUCCUGUGCCCUGUCCUGUUGGCACCACAUACCGCCGCAGCAAAGGGUGAGCUGCUGUUAUUGUCUGAGAGUCUUUGUGGGCUUUAUUGGCUUAAUUUGAGCAUCUAUGUGCUUGAUUCACAUUUAUAUACUGUACACCUUCAUAUAAUAAGCAUUUAAGACUAGAGUCCAUGUAUUUUUAAAUUCUGCAUGUCUGUGAAUUUUUACACUUCAUUUUGAGAUUUUUCACAUCGUACAAAAAAUGCAAAUAAGUCAUUAAACAGUCAGGUAUGCACAAGUAAGGCCAAAAUAUAUGUGCCGAGUAAACAGAGAAAGGAGAUAAUUGAAAUUCCCCUCGGCCCUCAGCCUUCCUACCUCAGCACAGCUGGAGACAAGUAAAUAAAGAAACAUGACACAUUAGAAAGAGGAACAGAAAGUGUAAACACACAUGACACACCCCUUACCGCGGCUUCUUGUGGUAAGUUCACUGUAAAUACAGAUUUCCUGCUCUCUUAAGCAGCACUUCGACAAUUAUCCCUCAACUAUAAGAUCUAAUUUCCCCUUCUUGACAUACAAGAUAAAUGGCUUCCAGGACUCAUAAAAUUAGACCCAUUCAGAGUUGAUCUAACUUUCUCUAGUUGAACAAAUUGCAUUAAAUUUGAAAGCCAGUGAGAGUGGGCUGGCAAUCUCUCAUCUUUCCAUUCAAGAGGACUGAAGUUGUUCAGCAGUGAGAGAUGCAAAGACAUGUUUGUCUUUAAACUGCACUGACACACCAUGAAAUGGAGCAUGGAUAUGUUUUUGAGGUAUUUGUACGCUAUCGUCCAAAAUGUUGCAGCAGUUUACAGCCGAUUAAAUAGAGGAAAAUGCAAAAAUCUAGAGUAUGCGCCUUUGAAGCUUACCAGGAUAUUGGUUUACUGAAAAUGAAACCACAAUACUCUUCAAAAUCUAAAUGAGAUACUUCGGCUCAAUUUCCUAUUGCAGGAAAUCAGGAUCCACUAAUUGUCUUUAUAAGUAGACGUGGUAGACAGUUCCUCAUUGCACACACCAGCCUUUGUUCUCUUUGAUUUCUUAUCAUCAUCCUGUAAACAACAACUCCCUCUCUUGUUACUAGAAAUAUGAUGUAAGAGCUCACCCUAGUGUCCGUUUGGUGAAUCUGUGCUUUUUUUUUUUGUUUGUCUGCUGCAGCUACAGGAAGGUUCCAGGUGACAGCUGCAGCGGAGGAGACGUGGAGUCCAGGCUGGAUGGAGAGAUGCUGCCGUGUCCAGUCGGAGGUAAACCUGCAUUUAAAACUACAGUCAGAAAAGUUUAUUAUAACCACCUCCUGUUAGAUUGAGGUUUUGAAUUAAUCUGAACACAAGAGAUGAAGUGACCUGAAAGUGAAGUUGUACCUUAUAUGUACUUGAUGAAACAUUCAAAUAAGGAAAAGAAGUUAAUUCUGUGCAUUUUCCCCAGUCUUGGUUUGUAAUGCAGUUUAAUAGGAACAAACAAAUAUGACUGUACUCCAGUCAAAAGCAUCAUGUGGCUUUUAAAGCUGCUUAAUCUGCAAAAAGAAAUUUGUUAAGUAUCCAAAAUGGUAAAAUGCACCCCAGCUGUUGUGUAACUGAUACUGUCUUGAAGAUCUGAUGUUUUUUUCGCAUGUAUUGGGAUUUGGGAUUACAUUAUUGUAUGAGUUGUCUCUCAUCUUUGUAAAUGAGACUCAUUGCAAAAAACAUAAUUCAUAAGACGAAGCUCCUGCAGCAUUUGGAAGUUAUAUAAGAAGACUUUUCAGUAAUCAGGAGAACUGUUUCACUUCUGGGUGACCUCUGCAAUAAAAUAUGCUGUAAAUGCUGCCAGUAGAUGAAAUUUGGGAAAAAUGGGGAAAGUCGUGGGUCAUUUUUCAGGAAGUGAAUGAGACUGUAACUCUGUCUGGACGAGUUGUUCUUGCUGACUCACUCCUGAGAGGAAACUGUGUUAUAGAGCAUAAAACUUGCUGAAUGUCCGUGUUUGCUCUAGAAUCUAAUUUGUGUGAUUAUUGUUGUUAAUCAGAGUUUUAGUCAGAGCAGUGGAAAAUUGACCCAGUUCAGGAUGCUAGACAGGGUCACUGUCAGGUCUGCCAGAGUGUCUCACCCAUCAUCACGUCUGCUUCUCUGUUUCAGAGAGUAAUGAGUUCAUCCUGUACGCGGUCAGGAACUCCAUCCAUCGGUACGACCUGGCCACAGGCACAGACCAGGCUCUGCCUCUGGCUGGACUCAGAGAGGCCGUGGCUCUGGACUUUGACUACGACAAGAACUGCCUGUACUGGGCUGACAUCUCUCUGGACACCAUACAGGUGAGAGAGAGAAUCGUCCCCUGCUGGAGAUUUCCUCUGUGUUUGUGUGUCUGAGAUUAACCCGCCUCGGUCCUCUCUCCUGCAGCGCCUGUGUCUGAACGGCAGCACUGGUCAGGAGGUCGUGGUCAGGAAGGAUCUGCAGAACGUGGAAGCUCUGACCUUUGACCCUAUCAGCAGACUGCUGUAUUGGGUGGACGCUGGGGCACAGAAGAUUGAGGUAUAUACGCUUUAUGUGUUUCAGUUAGUGUGAUUAACACCACUAAUGAGUUACUUUUAUUGCCAUGGACACAUCAGUGGUUUAACAAAUCCAGAUUUGCUGAUCAGUAUUAGAUUAAAGGAUUUGGUUUAUGUUGGUCACACUUUAGUGAUUAGGUCAGACCCUUUGUGAUAUUCUUUUUUUAUGUAGUUUUUUAUUAUUAUUAUUGUACACAAACAAUACUCUGCAGUAUUUAAAACAUGACCUUUUCUUGUUAUCUUCACUAGAUGUGUUGUAGAUUGUUUUAUCUUAAUGAAAUGAAGCAUAUUGCUGUUAGGUUAUGUGAUUUCAGAACACAGUUGAUGAAAAUAAAGAUCCUUUAGUUGAGUAGAUUUCAUAUUUUGUGAACUACAUCCAACCUGAUGCAGAAACAUGAAGUGUGUCUCUGAGCAAAAUGUUCUCUGUUUUUCCUCUGAUCUGUCAAUACUCCCUCUAUAUUCCUAAAACCAGAGUUAUGAAGUUUUCUCAAAGUCUCUCUCUUGUUGUGUCUGAAGGUGUCGAACCCUGAUGGUGACCUUCGUCACACUCUGCUGAACUCCUCCAUCCUGGAGCAUCCCAGAGCUCUGGUUCUGCUGCCCGGAGAGAGGUAACACACGCUGACACACACAUAUAUAUAUGCUUGUUGGCCCUUCUGGACCUUUGAGAACCCUCUUUGUCUGAGCACAAUCUCUUAUUUGAAACCUUUUAUUAAGGCCCAAGAUUCAAGACCUGACCUUUAAACUAAAUAUGUGGUAUACAGUAUAACAACCACAGAUAACCAGACCAAAGAGCGAAGAAGCAAACUGAUCCGUCUUUUAUCUUCAAGAACCAACAUUAGAAAAAAGAGAAAACUAAACCCAAGUAUGUGAUAUGUAAGUGUCCUAAAGAACAGUUUUCCUUUUUUUUUUUAAGUUUACAAAAAAAAAACACUCUCUCUGGGAACCUUACAGGCAGCCAAAAGGGAAACUUCAAGUUUUCGUCAGAGUGUCAUGGUCAAAACUUGAGGGAGGGAGGCUUUAACCACCACAGCCAGAAGGCUAACCCCAACUUUUACCCCAACCCACAGGAACUCUGAACUCAUCCCGGUGCAGUCUUUUGAGGAAGUGAUAACCAGACUAAGUGUCUGAAACUGUCACACUCACUCACAUACUGCAUGAAAAAACAGUUUCACUUCUGCAAACACUGUUCUGCUUUUUCUGAAGUAAUUGGCAAAUUCUCCCCAGUGUUGAAAUAUUAAUUUACAUAUUGCCUCUUUUUUGUCAUUGUUCCCCCUUUCUCCUCCAAGGAAAAUUCUUUAUGUCUCACUUUCUUUGGAGACAUUUUCUUUACAGGCUUAUGUUUUUUAAGGACACCAGGUUGAAUGGUUAAUGAAACAGGUUUUAAUGAUUUGCAAAAACCGUUAAUGUUUCCUUAAAACAGGGGAAUAAAAACAAACCAGACAUUGUUUUUGAGAAAAUACAAGGUCCUCUUAGAUUUGACAUCAGUAACACACUCUCAACAAAGUUAUUAAAAGAAGAAGUGAUGCAACACAAUGAUGAACAUGUCCCUGUCCUAGCUGGUAUGAAGCUGUAUUGGGGAUCCAGGAGAGAAGUUUCUGGAUUCUGGACAUUUUGCUCCAUUUGUGUCUAAAAGUGACUUCAACUGCUCCACAGGGACUCCUCUGCUGUAGCUCUUUUGUGUCAUGAUGCACCAAACGUUUUCAACAGGAGACAAAUUUCCUCUUUGCAUUCUGCAGUUCAAACCUGCAUUUGUGGAUACAGCAACAAACAUAUUUUGUUGUUUUUAUUGAUUCUGAGCACAUGCAGUGAUUUCCACUGUAGAGUCCUAGCUUAUGUUAAAUAAAUGUAGGCUCUGAAUGAUUUGAAAAUCAUCAAAUUCUGUUUUAACAAUAUUUUAUGCAUCGUUCGGACUCUUCUGGAAUCAGGGUCGUCAUUAAAAAAAUAACCCUGAUGAUAUUUUGAAACCAUCACGUUUUCUUUAUAAAACAGUCUCCUUUCACUCUCUCCUCUGUCUGUCCUCAGUCUGAUGUUCUGGACUGACUGGGGAGACCGAGCUGCUGGUGUGUACAGGAGCUACAUGGACGGAUCCAACGUGUCCUGCAUCGUGUCAGAGGGUGUCCGCUGGCCUAAUGGGAUCACAGCUGAUGACCACUGGCUGUACUGGACUGAAGCCUACAGCGAUCGCAUUGAGAGGGCCAAUUUCACGGGAGGCCAGAGGAGCGUCCUGAUGGAGGGUCUGCCGCACCCAUAUGCCAUCGCUGUCUUUAAGGUGAGACACAAAUCAGAACAAAUCUACAGUCUAUGAAAUCUCCUUGUGUCCUGGUAGGAAAAUCAGGUUGGACUUUUGACCAGUUUUGACGUUUUCCUGUUUUCAGAAUGACCUGUACUGGGACGACUGGUCCCGAAUGGGGAUCUUCAAAGCUCCAAAAGCUGGUUCCCAGAAUAAUGAGCUGAUUGUUGGCAGACUGACCGGAGUGAUGGACCUGAAGAUCUUCUACAAGGGAAAGAACAGAGGUGAGGGACAGAGAGAGCAAACAUCAUAAAAGUGUGCAUUUCUGAAAUCUUAGUUUUAAAAUCAUUGAAAUACUGGAAGAUAUCCUCAGCUGUCACAACUUGGCCUGUUUCAAAACAGUCAUCUCAGCAGAGGUGUCAAACACUGAGAACUGCAAUUUGAGUCUGUCAGUGACAAAAAACAAAACAGUCACAUUCAAACCACUCGAUAUUUUAGUCCAUUCACUCCUAAAGUGAGGGCAAAAUGCUAGACCUUAAAAUUUAAUUAAAAAACCCUUCAAUUCUCAGACUAAGGUUGUAAUCCUUUAUCCUCCAGGUCAUAACGCCUGUGCUGACGGGCCAUGCAGCCUGCUCUGUCUGCCUCAGCCCGGCCACCGACACACCUGCGUCUGCCCUGACGGAGCCCCGACUGUGACCAUGCCCAACGGAGAGCUGCAGUGUCAGUGUCCCACCGGCUACCAGCUUCAAAACAGCACCUGUGUGAAGAUCGGUGAGACAGAGUCUCUGAUAAACUCGUGCUCCAAAAUAAGAGAUGUUGUGUUUGUUGGAAAUAAGAUCUCAGAGUAAUGAGGGACCAUCUGGUUGAUAAGCUGACAUCGGCUCGUUGUUUUUGUCCAAUCAGAGCACAGCUGUUUGCCCAAUCAGUACCGCUGCUCUAAUGGGCGCUGCAUCAGCAGCAUCUGGAAAUGUGACAGUGACAAUGACUGUGGAGACAUGAGUGAUGAGCAGGAGUGCCGUAAGUAUUUUUCCAUGUUAAGACCCUCGACAUUAUCUUUUUCCGUUAUUUGAAAAGUUAUCUUUGUUCUAAAUCGUUCGGGUAACUUUGAUUAACAUUUUCUGUCCCUUCAUUCAACAGAAACUCUGGGUAUUUGUUUAUCUGUUAUCUGUGUCUUGUCCAUUUUCAGCCACCACGACCUGUGACCCCUCAAACCAGUUCCGCUGCAUGGCCUCAGGCUCCUGCAUCCCUCUGGCCUUCAAGUGUGACCAUGAAGACGACUGUGGAGACAACAGUGACGAAGAGCACUGUGGUGAGCAAUGGUCAUGUAUCAGCAAACACCGUAAUGACCUGAAUGAAAGGCAGGAUUUUAUCAUCAAAAUACAACAUGAUAGAUUUUCUCUUGGUAUUUAGCUGUAGAAUUAGAACAGUACAACAUCUUAGAAAUCUUCUGAGACCUAAAUAAUAGGUGUAAUCCUGCAAGAGUUAAAAUGAUUCCUAAAAAGGACAUUGAAAGAUCUGAAUAGAGGCAGACUGUUUUUGGUUUAAAGGAGGCGUAGAUGUGUAUUAACAGAAACUAUAUGGUUAAUCCUUCCUGAUUAAACUGAGUCGAUAUUUUGUACAACUGUGUAUUUAAAACUUUCGUUCUACAUAUUUAAAAAAACGAAAUUGUUAUUUUAAUUGAUUUUUUGGGUGUUUUUUCCUUCUUAUCAGUUUCAGUUUUUAGUUUUGAUACAUAAGAAACAAAAAAGGAAAAGUAAUGUCUUAAUUUUCACUCAAUGAUAUAUUUCUUAGAGUCUCACCAGUGCGGCCCAGGAGAGUUCACAUGUGCACGGGGAGUAUGCAUUCGCGAGGCGUGGCGCUGUGAUGGAGACAACGACUGCAGAGAUUGGUCAGAUGAGGCCAACUGCACUGGUAAUGACUGUGUGAUGACUUUUGACUGAAUGGUGCAUCAUAUUAAACACUUGUAUUAAUCUUUAAUGUUACAUUUGAAACAUAAACUCUUGAGAAGAUCCCCUUAUCACUCAAAAACCCCCAAAACAAUGUAAAUUUGCAUGGAUGACGUGAAAACAUCGCAGUCCGUCAAUAUUCAAAAUAUUAUUGUGUGUUUACUCAUGAAAAAGUCAAAUCAAAGUGGGACAAUCAGAAUAAACUAUUUAUUAACUAACACAUAGGUAUAGUGAUCAGGUGAUUAUAGUGGACUGCAAUCCUGAUAGGGUGGGCUGGACCCUUAUGAUAAGCAGAGGUAUUAUGUGUGAUCUUGUUUAUUACUAAGCUACCUGAUGAAAGAAAUACAGAGGUUAAACAUGCGAGAGACCUUUUGCAGAACAGUUCAUUUGGUCUGUGGGAUCAGGUUGUAUCUUGCAACACUUUGCUACAGAAAUAUAAUAAAAUCUCUUUUUGUCACUAGUGGGUCACCAUACAUGUGAGGCCAGCAGCUUCCAGUGUCACACAGGUCACUGUAUACCACAGCGUUGGGUUUGUGACGGGGAUGAUGACUGCCAGGAUGACUCUGAUGAGGAUCCACGACAUUGCGGUGAGUUGUUGUCCUAAAGUUACAUCACUGAAAGUCUGAAAACCCAGAGCUGAUGACAGAGUUGAUUAAGGCUGUAGUCCUUCUUCUCAAAUAUUAGGGCGAGUUUGUGUGGUUUCAUCUGUGUUACUGUGUUACUUCCAGAGGGGACACGGUGUAAUGGCUUCCUCUGCUCUAAUCACACCUGCCUGCCUGCGACCGCUCACUGUAAUGGCAUUCAGGAGUGUCCAGAUGGAGCUGAUGAGCACAACUGUGGUGAGUGAUCCACUUUAACUAAGAAAAAUCCAAUUACAGAGUCAAAUCAUGACUAAGUGGAUUGGACAGGCAUGGUUGUGGUUGUUAUACAGACGGUGCUUACCUGUGCUCCCCUGUCAAACCAAAUGAAAACAAUGUAGUCACUCAAAGGUUUGCAGGACUGAUGCCUUUGAUGCCAACAUUUAAAAAGAGAUUAUAGUAUUUGGCUCACUGAAAUUUGGCUACACUGCUGCCUAUACUAAACACUUUCAAAUCACAGCAAUAAAACAAACCUCGUAAGGAAACCUUCAGGCACACUGAAGGCUGUACUUGUUUAUCAACCAGCAACAUAUUACAGUCGAGGUAAUAGACUUACCAUAUUUUUAUUUUAAAGCACUUUGGCACAAACCUGUUUUUCUGCAGAGCUAUGAAACUAUGAUUGACUUUGACACUAAUUUUAAAGUACAAAAUAUAAAAAUAAGAGUAAGAGUAAAUGUCAGAGUAUUAAGCCAACAAAUAAUCAAAUAGACAAACAAAUUAAUAGAUUUAUGUGAAUGCUUAUUACUAAGAUAUUUAUACAUAUUAUCACUGAGCCAUGAUUUUUUUAAGGUAAUAAAAAUGGGCCGAGAAUGGAGCCCUGUGGAACCCCACUUACCCUACCUACAUUUAGUCUGAUAUACACCACAUGAAAUACGACACAGGACAUCAGUCAGUGCUCUUCAGGGACUCAGGGGUUAUGUGUUUGAUUUAUAGAUUGUUUUUUGGUCAUUUUUAUUCCUGUGCUGACGUGUUGUGUGUUUGUUGUACCCGCAGACCCUCUCUGCACUCGCUACAUGGAGUUUGUGUGUAAGAACAGAGCUCAGUGUUUGUUCCAGUCGCUGGUUUGUGACGGGAUCAAACACUGCGAGGACGGAUCUGAUGAGGACGCAGAAUAUGCCGGCUGUGGUGAGAGACAGAUCUCUGUGCCGAAUUAUUUUGUAUCGUUGAGCUUUUGAUUUUUACACGCUUGCUUACCUCAAGAAAACUAAAGAAAAGACGUAAAUGUAAAGAGGAGGUCAUUCAUAUCUGUUGAGAAUUGCUGCUGUUGUUAUUCUGGUUCUGCUCUGUUUCCUCAAAGUGCUAAUGUUGUUGUUUGUGUUUCAUUAGCCACACCGUCUGAAUUUGGCAAAGUGUGUGACGCCUACACCUUCCAGUGUGCCAAUGGAGUGUGUGUGAGCCUGGAGUGGAAGUGUGACGGCAUGGACGACUGUGGGGAUUACUCUGAUGAAGCCAACUGUGGUGAGGAAGAGGAGGAGUUGAAACCCAUCAGAUCUGUAUCAUUUAGAUGAACUCGUGUUCUUUUGAUGAUUUCAUCUUUAAGUAAGAAGUUUUGUUCGGGCUCUGUUGCCUCAUCAUCUCUCUGUUUUGCAGCUGCUCCCACCGAGGUCCCCGGCUGCUCCAGAUAUUUCCAGUACGAGUGUAGGAACGGUCGGUGUAUUCCCACUUGGUGGAAGUGUGACGGGGAGAAUGACUGUGGGGACUGGUCUGAUGAGGCCCAGUGUACAGGUACUCUGUCUGUGAUCUGAAAUCUUGAACAGCAAAUCCUCUUAUGUGCGUAAAUGUCAAUUAAAAUAAAAAGGCUAGAGGAGUUUGAGCAGAAAAACUGUGAAUUUCACAAAGUUUUCCCUUAAAUUCCUUCUUGGUUGGACAAAACAUGCUUCUUAAAGGUAUGACUCUGAGCUCUGGGAAAUUGCAAUCAGGAUUUUUAACAGUGUUUUACCAGUUAAAAGUAUUGGAUGAAAUGAGUCUUUGGUUGCAGCUCUCAUGUGGAAGUAUGCAGUUAAAUGUUCUUUAUCUUUGUUUCAGUUGACUUGUUUAAGUCACUAACUUAUCUAACCUGUCUCUGAAGAUUUGACCUGACUCUCUGCUCUUACAGGAGGUGUUACUCCUCACACUGUGACUCCCGGUCCCUCCACAUGUGCCCCAAACCGUUUCCACUGUGGCUCUGGAGCUUGUAUCAUCAACACGUGGGUGUGUGACGGCUACGCUGACUGUCCUGAUGGCAGUGACGAGCUGGGAUGUCCCACAGGUACUGAAUCUGUCUUCUGAUUGGCUGAGCCUUUCUGUGUAGCAGAGAGUGAUUGUUAUUUAUUGAGUAGAUAAAAAAAUAUUAUUUCUGAUCUUUACAUUGACAUCCUGUCUCUCUGUCAACAGCUAACGUCACUGUGACAGCCGCUCCAGCACCCACUCAAUCCCCUCCACCGCCCUCCCCCAGUCGGUGCAGCCGAGGUCAGUUUCAGUGUCGGCGACCCUCCAUCUGCAUCCCUGACUGGCAGCGCUGUGAUGGUCAGAUCCACUGCCAGGACGGCUCUGAUGAAGCCCACUGCCGUGAGUCUUAGCUUACUGCUUCCCUCUGACACACUAAUAAACAAACAAACAUGGAAACAGAGCAAUUAGCAUACCAAAGCUGAAUUCAACCAAGGAAUUUUGUGUGGAUAAGUUUUAAACCUGCAGUUGUGGCCUGAUGCAGAAAAUCUAAUCACAUUAAGUUCAAUUGUCUUUAAUUGAUUCAUUAAAGGGAUACUCCGGCGUAAAAUUAAUUUAGGGUCAAACACACCGUUACACAAAGUUAGACACCCCCACCAAGAGAUGAAUGUUGCCGACCGCUUGCUUCUCUAGUUAUACCAACUUUAGUAACGACCGCACAAUAGCAACAUAGAGCGGUCUGAGGAUCCACACACACACCUCAGAACAGCACCUAACUUCAUCAACAGUACAUAUAGGGUCCCAGCCAUAGUAAUAGCUACCAAACAUCUUUUUAACUUUGCCUGAUUUCUUUUGCAAAGAGACUAAACACAACUCACCUACUCUCUUCCAGCGGCUGCUUGUUUGUAGUGAGACCUCGACCAGUCCAUCAUCGACUGCUGCGGGGGGACACAGCUCAAGGAAGAACAUUUAUGAUUAUUACUUCAUGAAAAUGCAAUCAGACCGAGAUGCUAAGGCAGAUGAACCACUGCAUCUGCAGUGCAAAAUGAUUAUUAUAAUGAUUAUUACUUAAGGAAAUGAUAAAGAAAUGAUCAUAAAUGUUCUUCCUUGAGCUGCAUCACCCCGUUGCAGUUGCAGGUAAUAGACUCAUCCAAGGUCUCUGUACAAACAAGCAGCUGCUGGAAGAGAGUAGGUGAGUUGUGUUUAGUCUCUUUGCUCAAGAAAUCAGGCAAAGUUGAAAAGAUGUUUGGUGGCAAGUGCUGUGGCUAGGACCCUAUAUGUGCUGUUGAUGAAGUUACGUGCUGUUCUGAGCAUUAUUUGUGGCUAUAGAGUGGCUUUUUGGUUGAGAGCGUGGCUCUCUAUAUUGCUAUCAUGCAGUCGUUACUAAAGUUGUUAUAACUAGAGAAGCAAAGGGGUCGGCAACAUUAAUAUCCUGACGGGGUGUCUCGAUGUUUUGGUGUGUUUGACCCUAACUUAAUUUUACACAGGAAUAUUCCUUUAAAGCUCUGGGUUAGGUUAGCUUUGGGACAGUUUUAGGAACAUGAGGUUUAGGAUGAAGAAAUUUCAAGUCAAAGGCAGGUGAUCCGAUUGCAGGAGCAGCAGUAUUCAGCUGUUCUUUUCUUCACUCUCCUCUUCUGCAGCCACUCGGGGGCCUCUGUUCUGUGCAAAUGGGACUCGCUGCUCUGACGGUGAGGCGUGCGUCCUGGACGGUGAGCGGUGUGAUGGCUUCUUGGACUGCUCUGACCACAGCGACGAGGACAACUGUACAUGUAGGUCUCAAAUGCUUUAAUUCAGCUCUAUAACGAUCACAUUCAUCAGAAGUACUGGAGCCAAACCUAAAUCUUUUCAAAGUUGGUGCAGUGCUGCCACCUGCUGUUUCAGGCUGAUUAAUACUCAUGAGGGAUCUUCCGGGGUCUUGAAUUAUGCUGGCUUUUAAUACGCAGCAGUGUGGUGACACUUUUACUUUGUUUUAUUGCAUUGUAUCUUGUUCUUUUUUUAUUGCUUUUAUUGUUUUUAUUUAUUCAUUGUUAUUUACCGUAUUUUCUGGACUAUUUAUUUUCAUAGUUUGCCUGGGUUUGCCACUUAUACUGAGACGCAAACUUACAUAUUAUCACCCUAUUAAAAUAAUGGCCUAAGUCAUUUUUUGACCAAAAAGAGGUUUUGGCCUGAGUCAUCUCGUAAUAAUGCUGUCAUGCCAUGAUGUCAAAAACUGACUUAGGCCAAUAUUUUAAUAGGGUGAUGAUGUGGUUUUUUUCUUCUUCGUUAUGCAUUUUUUGGCUGGUGCAACUUAUACUUCAGAGCGACCUAUAGUCCGGAAAAUACGGUACUAAGUAUGUAUCUAUAUAAGCACUUUGGUUCACCGGAAGGGUUGUUGUAAAGAGCUGUAUGAAUAAAGAACAUUUACAUUUACAUUUACUUCUCUGUUUAUCUUGACCUCCUAGUGGAUUCUCUGGCUUAUAAAGUCCAGAACCUCCAGUGGACACGAGACUUCCUGGGUGCCAUCACUCUGACCUGGUCUCGCCCAAAAAGCCUUCCUCUGGACUCCUGCUACUUCCUGGUUUACUACAGGUGAGUCUUGUCCUGCCUCCUCUUAAUGGUUUGUUCUGAGGUAGAUGUGACACCGACUCCUAGAAUCAGCCAGUGAAACUGGGUGACUGCUCAUUAGCCCUGAUGUGUCUGAUUUUGUGUGAUUGUGCUCAGGCUGGUUGGCACCCAACAGUGGACCAUCAUGGACACUCACAGCAACAAGACCAGCUACCAGCUGACGGUCCUGAAACCUGACACCACCUACCAGGUCAAGGUGCUGACUCAGUGUCUGAGCAAGCUGCACAAGACCAACGAGAUGAUCACAGUCAGGACACCAGAGGGCCGUAAGUAUCUCUUUUUUUUAAAUCAACACCUGUCAGCAUUUUUUUAAGGAUUCUGGAUUUAUUGAAAUUCUGAAGCACCUCUUUCAUGGACCCAAGAAAUCAAAGCUUCAAAACUUUGGGCCACAUGAGGAAUUCAGAAAGCUAUCUCAUCUAACAACACUUUCACACAUGUACUCUUUUUUACUUCUGUUGAUAAGUCUGUGAUCUCUUUGGUCCUACAGUGCCUGACCCCCCCAGGAACCUGCAGCUUUCUUGUGACAACGGUGAAGACGGUAAAGUCCAAGUUUCCUGGAGCCCUCCUGAUAAAGGACACGGCCUGAUCAGAGAGUACAUCGUGAGUCUGUCUGAUCAAACUGACUUACAGUCAUCAGUUCAGUUUUACAACACUAGAAAAGAGAUUCAGCCAGUGAAUGUCUGAGUAUGUGUGUCUCAUAUGUGUGUUUGUAGGUGGAGUACAGUGAGCGAGACGGUCUUGAAUGGACGUCUCAGAGAUGCAUAACAACCAGCACAGAAGUGAAAGAGCUGCAGCCGGACACUAUGUACAGAUUCAGGGUAAGGCUCACACACACAGUGUCCCUGAUCAGCUGGAUCAACAAUAAAAACAUAAACAAUAAUACUUUUAUUUUCAUGCAGCAGGAGGAUAAGGCUGUAAUUAUUUCACACUGUUUUUGCUCAUUUUUAUGACAUACAAAUGACACAGGACCAAAAUGCAGUGAUCUGACUCUUGAAAGUGUUCAAUUCUUUAUCAUCCUGAUUAAAUUACACACAAAACACACAACUAAGUCGCCCAACUUUUUGACUGACAGAUGUUUUUGGUGUUACAAAAAGGUGUCAACACUGUACUAUAAUUGCAGACGUAGCCAUUAUAUUGUCUUUCAAAUCUGCUUAAAGGGCUUUUUUUCAAAUACUAAUCAUUUUCGAGGGUUCGAAUAACUUUAGUAAUGUUUGCUAAUAAUCUGGUCUGGUCUGGAUUAGCUGUGUUCAAAUGUCGUCUGCUGUGAUGGUGUUUCUCAGGUGGCAGCAGUGACGAGUCGAGGUGUGGGCAACUGGAGCGAAGUGAAAUCCAUCACGCCUAAAAAAGGUAAGAAGCUCUAGAGAGAUUCUCAUCCAGAAUAAGGUCUGAAAAUCCUGUUCAACACCACCACCUGCUGGUGCAAACAGAAACACUUUCAGUACAUGUACAGAUAUGUAAAUACAGCAUGAGUUUUCCCCUCUGCCCCCUCUGUCUUUAUUUUGUCAAAUAAUUUUGUCGCCUUGUGUUGUCGUUCAAAGUUACAGCAACAUUUGGUUGUUUGAUAGAACUUUUUAUCUUCAGCUUUGGCUUGUUCAGUUGUAAGAAUGUGUCUGUUAUCCAGAUAAUUAAGGAAGAAAACAAAAAUAAUCUGCUGCCAGCAUGACAUGAAAGUAAUGUCAAAUUUACCACUUAAUGACUGUUUUCCUUCUUCAUUAAAUCAGUCUCUUUUCUUUUUUCUCAAAUGAAGCUGCUGCCAAAAUUUAUCAGGCAGGAUUUUAUUUUGGGCUUACAGUCGCAGCACAACGUAGUGUCAUUUUUCCAAUGACAUUAAGUUACCUUUAUUUAGACUUGUGUAACGGAAGAGGUGAUAGAGAGGUGGAUAAUUCCUCCUGAUUUUCCUCUGUCUCUGCUGCAGCUCUGCCUCCUCCAUCUGUGAUCACCGACACCAUCACCACCAACUCCCUGAGCUUCUCCUUCAGCUUUAACUCUCAGUACGAGGUAGGAGCCGCUCUUCAUCAGGUUCACACAGUCACACAGGAAUGUAGGAAAAGCUGUUGAAUUUCUCUUUUUUGGGUUUUGAUUCAGGAUAGCUUCCUCGUGGGUAUUACAACUGCCUUCUCUUUAACAUUGAGGUGAUUAAACAGAAAUGGAAAGAAGGAUUGGAGUAAAAGAUGCAGUCAUUUCUAAAUGAGCAUGGAAACAGCAUCUACCUUAAACGUUACCAAAGGGCUACAGAAAGGAAAAGAGGAUAUAUAUCAAAACAGAGAACCGGUCACAAGAUAAAAGCCUGAAUUGCGUGUUUUCACUCACUGACUCCUUUUAUGACUCAGAAAUGUGACAGGUUUGUCACUGACUGAUGUGACUCCUUUGUCUCUUUCAGGUGAAACAUUACAUAGUGAUUCUGUCCUGGCAGUUUGACUCCCACGUCAAGGAGAACAAGAACUACACCGUCACUGAGACCGUUCUUAAAGGUAGUCUUUGUGCACUGUUAAUGAAUUACAAGGUUUGGACUCAGCUGAGGAUUUGAACGUUGAUUGGUGUUUGAUUUUUUUUAAGCGACAAACCUGACAGCAGGGACGAUGUACGAGGUGGCUGUGUGGGCUCACACCAGUAUAGGAGACAGUCCCACCGCUCUGUCCCAUUAUCAGACCAGUGGCACCCAGCCAGAGCGGCCCCUCUUCAAAGCCCGGGCCCUCAACCAGACUGCCGUGGACUGCAGCUGGAACAUGAACGGACCCCAAACUCAGGUACCACAGAAGAAGAAGACUCACAGGAAAUGAUUCAAAAAAGGAUUUUAGUGAAUGAAUCCAAAAAUUGAUUUGUUUAUCACUAAGCAUGGACAGGUACAAAAUGUCAUUACUGAUUUCUGUCCUCCCUUCUGCCCUCCCUUCCUUUACUCAUUUCUUACGUUCUGUCUUUACUUUCUUUCUUUUUUCUUUCCUCCUUCCUUUCCCCUCUUUUUUUCUUCCUAUUUCUUCCAUUUUUCAUGCUCCCUUCCAAUCUUCCUUUCUGUCAUUCUUCUCUUUUCCCUUCCCUUUGUCCUUCCUUUCCCUUUUUUCCUUCUCCUUUCCAACCCUCCUUCCUUUCUUUUCCCUCUCCUUCUUUCUUACUAUUCUUUCCUUCUUCAUUCUUUCCUUUCUACCUUUCCUUCUCCAUUCCUUCCUUCCUUCCUUUCCCCCCUCCUUCAUUCUCCAUUCCUUCCUUCUUACCUUUCCUUCUCCAUUCUCUCUGUACUUCCUAUCUUUCCUCUUUUCUUUCCUUCCUUCCUACCAUUCCUUCUUCCCCCUACUACCUUUCUUCAAUUCUUUUUCUUACAUCAUUCCUUCUUUCCAUUUCUUUCCUUCUCUCUUUCCCCUUCUCCCCUUUCCCUUCCUUCCAUUCUUUCCUUCUUCUUUUCUAUCCUUCCUCCCUCCUUUCCUUCCUCUCCCCUUCCUUCCUACCCACCUUACUUGAUCCCUUCUUCCUUUCUUCCUUUAUGUAUCUCCUCUGUUUGUUUGUGUACAGGUGUAUGGUGUGUUUUAUGCCACCUCUUUCCUGGAUCUGUACCGUAGUCCUCGUCUGCUCAGCACCUCGACUCUCAGCCUGACAGUCACCGUGGACAGUGAUGAGCAGUAUCUCUUUCUGGUGAGCUUUCAUUGUCUUCUUAUUACAAGAGCCAGAUCUGUUUGUGCCUUCCCUCUUUGUCUUGAAAUCUAACUCAACUGCCGCACAACUAAGUUUUCAUGCUGAGUUUGUGCAGUGACAUUAUCUGGUUUUAAUUUGGGAGAGACCUCCAGGCAGAUGUGUGAACUCCUCACGUCAUGGGUGAAACUCUUGUCACAUCCAAAUAAAACCUUGGAGUGCUGAAAAAGUUAAAUUGAAGAAAGUCAGAACUGAAGUGGGAAGUAUUCAGUGUGAACAUUUGUGUGAAUCAGGUGAAAAUGGGACUUGUGAUCUCCCCGACACCUCUCACAAAACCUGUUUUAAUGGGGAGCAGUGAACAGUUGCUAAAUUAGUGUUUGAAAUUAAAACACUUCAAUAAGUGAAACCGCAGGUGAUGUGCCCUCUAAUUUCAGAUCUGUGGAUUCCAGAUCUACCUUUGUUUAAAAGACAAACCUUGUUUUCUUUCAUACAUACUCAUAAACUUCUACUUUGUUUUGGUGUAAAAUUAAAGUACUCUGAUUCUGAUUUUUUAAAGAUGGUAUUACUGUUUUCACAGUGUUGUCACACCUGCAUGAUGAAACUCAUUUUUGUAUUCAUAUCUUCAGAAGGAGGAUGCUCCUGCCUCUGUAAAAACUGCCUCUGUAGUGAAUAUAUUUAAUUACACAAGAUUUGCAAACAUAAAUUGUUUUAAAAGUCGGUGAAAUUGGAGAAUUAAUAUUCGAAGUCUUUUUGUAUAAUUUUGUCACACACCUCGAAGACUUGGGAUUUUUUUAUCCCUGACUGAACGUCUUCUCUCUGUCUACAGGUGCGAGUCAUCUCCCCCUUCCUGGGUCCUCCCUCUGACUAUGCUGUGGUGAAAAUGAUCCCCAAUGAGAGGCUGCCCCCCAGGAACCUUCACCGAGUCAAAGUGGACAAAACACAGGCCACACUGAAGUGGCAGCCACCAUACGACGCCCCGAACGCGCCUCUGGUACAAGUUUUUCACAUGCCCAUUUUUCUAAAUUUCCACAAUUUAAUCUUUUUUUGUAUUAUCUUUACCUCCUUUUUCUUGCUGUGUUUGUUUAUGCAGACAUACGCAAUCCACGUGCGCGAUGCAAUCCGCAAGCAGGAGCGGGACUACAAGCUGACCACCAAGAACAACACGGUGGAGUAUCAGCUGAAAGGCCUGGAGCCUGGAGGACGAUACAGCAUCUCUGUCCGCCUGAGAAACAUGAGCAAGGAGGCCAGCUUCACUCUGAGCACAGGUGCGCCGACAGCAUUCAGCAAGAUAGACAGGAGAGUAAAACUCUCUUUAAAUAGGCACAAACUUUGAGCAGAACCAGACUCAUGUUAGACAGUCAUCUGCUGAGACCAUGAUGUGAUUGAAAAUGGACAGACUGACGCAGAUGAAGAAAGACAGCGGUUCAAAAGACAGAAAGGAUAAUAUUUGCAGCAGUGUGAGUCACACAGGUCCACAGCAGCCAGACGUCUGCAGCAGCAAUCCAGAGAAAAAGAAUUUACAGUCAGUGACUUCAGUCAGAAAUGAGGAUUUACAGUGACAGACAAGGAGGGAGUGAAAAACAGGAGUGGUCUCAGCAUAUAGCAGCAUAACUGAGGACUGGUCCAAGCCUGGGUACAUGGUGCAGUCCUGAAAGACUUCUGCAAAAGCUGCAUGCUGCACGCUGCAAACAUACAACUAAAAGAAACAAAAGCUAAUGCACAAGAGACAAAACUCAACAAAAUCAAACAGGUGCACGUCUGCAUGACUGAGCUAUCUGAGAAAACAGUUUCAGUUCAGGGUCAACAUUACUCCAGUCCAGACUAGUGACUUACAUUUUUUCAGGAAUCCUACAGAUCACGGGAAUCCUGUGGGAUGGGAGUCGACUUAACUAUUGAUCUUGUGAUUGAGACGGUACAGGAUGAAAAAAAUAAUCGGAGCAGACAGGAGCCGCCAUUUUGUGGUAUUUCCAAUAAGUCUACACUGUAACACAAGUCAAAUGAGCUACAAUGCCCAGCCCAGAAUCCAACAGUGCUUCCGGCCGCUACUUCCCACCGGUGAUUCAGAGAACAGCAAUGGAAGAAGCUAACAGCAGCAGGGAAAUUGAUGAGAAAACAUGAUUCACAACGGAAAGUUUACAGGAAGGACUCAUCUAUCAGGCUGACAGAACUGACAGGAAAGUCUCAAAUUUUUAUGAACUUUGUGAGAGUCGAGUUAAUACAGGUGCUGCUAAACAGGGACUUAGCUGCUGGUCAUCCACAGAAAAACUGUAGGGACCACAGGCCAUGUAUUAUUUACAUAAUUUACAUAUUAUUUUUGUGCCCUUGAAAGUUUUUGUUUGGAUAGAGGCAAUAAAUGCCCCCCAAUAUUACCGCAGAUUAAGUGUUCCUGUUGCCAUAUCUUAUAAAAAUAAAACUGUAGAACUCAAGGUAACCUAAGAAAGAAUGGGGAGAAAACCAAACCAAAUUCAGUGUAUUGCCUAAAAACUAAAAAAAGUAAAAUAAUGAUAAUAGUAAAUAAUGGGAGCAGUACAGGGAAGGGAUUUUGUUUUUCUUUUAGGCAGAAACACAUCAGUUUGUUUGCAGACAUUAACGUCCCUGCAGAAAGCUGCUGCAUCACUCAAAUGAAGUUUAAUGUUGCAGGGAAAACUACAGCAAGGAGUCAAGAAAAAAAACAGGUCAUUUCUCUUCUAUAUGAGGCAGCAGCCUUUAAUAACAUGUAGGGGGAAAAUUUGAAAGAUUUCCAUCUCCAGAGCUCUUUCAAAAGGAGAGUGGUUUGCUGGGCUCUUAGGGAACCUCUUCAAAGCUUUUUCUAUAUUGGUAUUUUAGUCACAUGUGGGACAGUUUUUCCAAGAGGUCAUUCAAAAUGUUUUUUGUGCUCAAAUGUUGUGUGAAUGAUGUGGAAAAACAUGAAACUAUUCAUGCAAAAAAGGCAGGAAGAGAUAUGGUAUGAGAUGUUCAAAUCUGGUUCCCUUCUGCAUUUGAUGCGGGGAGUUUCUCAUUGCUCAGAUGUGUCAUCAGUCCUGUAGCUCAGCCAUCAAGGUUCACUCAACAUGUUCCUCCUAAUAAGCAUACACUUUAAAAUUACACACUCUCCUCUUGCUGCAGUUCCUCUCCCAGCUCCAGAGGCUCUGAAGAUUUUGACGGAGAAAGAUCACGUGUUUCUUUUUUGGAAGAGUCUGGCAGUCAGGGAAAAGGGCUUCAACGAGAGCAGGGUGAGACUAUUCUCUUUUUCUUCACAUUGUCAUGACUCUCUCUUCACCUUUCUGCGGGGUUUUCUUGAAGGUUUUAUCACCCUUUUUUCCACAGUAACACUUUGCGCACUAGGUUGGCUGUCAGAAUCUACUACUUCACUUGUCCACCUAUUUGAAAAAACAGUUUUUUUUUUCUUUUGACAAGAAAUAUUGUAAAAUCCAGCCGACACCAAUGCUAAUCAAAAAAUCUGAUUUAACUGAGACCAGGAAGUAAAACAUGACUUAUUUGAAAUUAUAGCGGACGACCAAAUCAAGUCAGACUAAUGUGAUACUCACACCUUUUGGCGCUCUUUAAUUAUCAUUUUAAACAGACAGAUCAAAUCCACACAUGAAGCUGAAUCAGAGUCUGAAUGAAGCAUCUUCAUCACUCUGAUGUUUUCUGCUCUUCAUAUCUUCUUCUGUCAACAGGGGUAUGAAGUGCAUGUUUAUGACAGUGUGACCAACCAGACGUCCUACCUGGGAAACACCACAGAGACGUAUUUCAGGAUCAGCAGUCUGCUGCUGGGACACAACUACACCUUCUCUGUGCAGGCUCGCUGCCUGAUCAGUGGUCAGCUGUGUGGAGAACCUGCACUCCUGCUCUACAACCAGCUGGCUGCAGGUAUGUCAGAUACUCAGAGACUGUGCGGAUAGGGGUGGCAUCUCCGGACUGUUUGACUUUUAAAAUCCAUCAUGUUUCGCCCAACUCAUCCAUCACCUAACAUAUGAGCUACUACUGGUUAUUUUGUUACAAGUCUGCAACAGGUGCACUGUAAUUCUCGCUGCCUCCAUGGGUCUUCCUCAUUUUCAUUCAUACAUUUUUCCUGAUGCAUGUUGACAACGGAGACAGAACCAGCAGAUGAGGCCACGCCAUUUCCAUAUUUGUUGUUUUUGCUGCUUGUAGACCCACUGCUGACAUCUCUAUGUACAAACCUUUUCUUGUUGGACAAAGCUUUGAGGGCAACAGUCCAGAUUUUGUAUUAAUGAUAAAGAAAUGAUUGAAAAUGAAGCUGCAACUGACUGUCUCCACAUACCAAACAUAAGUAAAAUCACACGCGCAAAUGAAUUUCAUGUUAAGUCAAUGCAAAGAUGCGAUUAGACGCUCCUACUACUCUGGCAGUGCGAAUGACAUGUAUUGGGCGGGAGUUGAAAAUGUCUCAACCUGAGCGAAUAUUCGCGUCGUGAUAACUUAUCAGCAUGAAGGUUGCUAGGUUACAUAUGAAAACGUACGGUUGUUCACUGGUAUCUAAAAUGGAGGACAAAUUGAUCGUGUCGGUGUGUGGGUGCCCUGAAUUUUAUGAUACCCUUUCUUUCAAUUGCUGAAAUAAUAAAUUACAGAAUAAAAAGGAGCUCGCCUGGAUGCAAGUGAGUGAGGAGGUCGGAUUACCUGGUAAAUUGUAAAAAACCUUUGUCAUUCACUUGAUCCCACUGGUUGAAUUAACAGGGAUUACUGUUGAAAUUACUGUUGAGUGCGAAUGAAGCAAGUAAAUACUAUUCAUUCACACGUCUAGAUUAGCGCGAAUUAUUUGAGUAGAUGAUUUUACCCGUGCUUGGUGUGAGCGCCCCAUUAGAGUACUGUGAACAUCUUCUUUGUUCUGAUGAAUUAGCUUUAAAGACCUUCUGACCUUUCCAGGUGCCAGUGAUGGCUCCCGCGCUGAAGGCCAUUCAGGGGACAUGGCGGCAGUGGUGGUCCCGGUCCUCUUCCUCCUCCUACUGGGCAUGUGCGGCGGCUUGGUGGCGCUCUACCUCCGACACCGCAGGCUGCAGAACAAUUUCACCGCCUUCGCAAAUUCCCAUUACAACUCCCGCCUGGGCUCGGCCAUCUUCUCCUCCGGGGAUGAACUGGGUGAGAUUUCUCAGACCUUUCUGUUGAUGUGUGUGUUUCUGCUGGCUGCCCCGGUGUUCAGGUUCUCACACGAGUAAGGGAAGUCUGAUGGGGAUCAUUGUCAGGUGGCUCAUAAAGGGUUUAAGUUUUCGAUGCAGAAUUCAACUAGGAAAAAGAAAGAAAAUCUUGUGAAACUUCAAUAAUUGAGUUUCUAAAUUCCUGAAUCCAUAUCAAACAUCAGAGUGAAAAUGCUUCUUUUCAUUUCACCAUUACAACACUGAGACCUUUAGAGCCUCUUAAGAGCUUUCAUCACUUCUCUUUGAAGCUCUUGUCAAGGCUAAAAGACUUUGUACUAAGCUUAUCUUUUUUCAAAGAUCUAGUCCCAACUUUUAGGGAAUUUCUAAACAAAUAGUCAUGUUUAUAAGAAUUUCUUAGAUUUUCCCCAUCAGGUGCAUCUCUGUGAAUACAACCACAUGUGUUUAGGAAGCUUCUUCUACAAAUCAGGAGUAAAGAAAGUAAAGGCUGCUUGGUUUUUUAUCCUGGAAAUGAGAAGUUAAGUUCUUCAAUCAGUCAAUCAAUCUUUACUUCUAUAGCCCCAUUUCAGUAACAAGUGUUAUCCCAAGACUCCAAACAAAAAAAGCUGGUCUGGAUCAUAAUCUAUUUUCAAAGGUCCAAUAUAAAGAUGGGAUAAGAUUGAGUCCCAUCCUGUAAGACCAGACCCCCUCCCAUAUCAUCUUCAACCACAUGAGUUCAGUACUUAUUUAUUUAUACAGCAUUUAUUAAGUCACAGUGAAGAGGGAGAACUUCCUUUAACAGGCAGAAACUUCAGGCAGGACCAGACUCAUGUUAGAUAUCUGCUGAGACUGAACUGGGUUUAGAGAGGAGAGAGAGGGAGAUGGAGAAAAAGAGAGAGAUGGAUGGAGGAGAGGUUAAGGCAUGUUGUUGAAGCAGCUGGAAUGCAGGCAGGUCCACGGUAGCAGAACAGCAGCGAUCCAGAGGAACCUACAGCAUGAUGGAGCUCAGGGACACAAAAACUGAAGAAGAAAAUCACUCCAAAACCCUGAAGAGAACCGCUAAGUUAGUGUUACCUCUGUGAAUGAUGUAGGCUGCAGACAUUUUCUUUUACUCACCACUUUUCUCUCAUCCUCUCCAGGUGACGAUGAUGAAGACGCCCCCAUGAUCAGCGGCUUCUCAGAUGACGUCCCCAUGGUCAUCGCGUAGCACGACAUUACCCCUAUACCUUUUUCUCUCUCCCUUUCUCCCCCCUCUCUUCCUCCUCCCCUUUCGCUCUCAUCUGCGGCGAAGCGGUACGAUGGAGUAAAGAUGAAAAACUCUGCCGCUGUUCUAAACCCGUUGAUAGGAAAACAUCCCGAUUAGCAGGAGACAUGAAGAAAAACGGAAAAGUAUAAACAGAGAAAGAGAUAUUUUUCAAAUAUACAAUGCACUUUUUUGGAUGCGCAAUAACUUAUUUUUUAUAAUGUAAAAAAAGUAUAUAUAUAUGGGGUCAAAUGAGGACUGUGAGGAACAGGUGGACACUGAAGAAACUGUGAAGGAUUUGAGUUUGUGGAGCUUGCCCAGGGAAGGAGAGACCCUAUUUAUAAUGCAAACUCACUAUCCAUAGGAGCAGUUCAUUGCUUAAAGCCAAAAUAAGCAUCCAGAGACUGUAAUAUAGAAAGCAAAAAACACACACACUUUGAAAAAAUAGACAUAGACAAAUGCUGUAUACUAUAUGUACAAAAGUAAAACUAUUGGAGAAGUCAUUACAUAUUUUGGUUAUAGUACAGUGUGUACUUAAGCAGUAUAUGUAACAUUGGUGUCCAGUAAGAAGCAGAUUGAUUAUUUAAAGGGGGAAUCUGUUAUUUUUCAAUCUUGGCCUGUUUUUGGAAAUAUUUCGGUGUCUUGAUGACUUAAAAUUGUGAUUUGCUCAAUUAGAUUCUUAAAGCUUUGCAUCCAUGAAACAUGCUGUGCCAGCUGUUAGAGGUCUGAAAAUGUCAAACAAAUGCACAAAUGUUGGCACUGAUCUGAUCAAACUGUUCAUGAAACCCUUUGACAACAUUACAAAAAGGAUUUUUAUACAGAUUAGGCUUUUUUGCGAAGGGGUAAGUUGCUUUUAUUGAUAAAAGAACAGCUGUAAAAUCCCACUGUGCAGUGCUUCACCAGACUCCUUUCAUAAAAACAAUGAUUUUACCUCACAAUGCACAGGAGAUGCUGGUUUGAAGCCAUCUGUAAUGUGUUUGUUAUUUGAUUUGUUGUAUGACAUGGAGAUUUUAGAGAGCUGGCUUUAAAUCAGCAGAGCACAAGUUUUCAAACCUUUCCCCCACAAAACUGUGCUAGUAGUAAACAUUUUAUUUCUGGUAAAAUGAGUGUUUUUGUCAAUGGGGUUUGGUGGCUUUGAAGUGAGCCUUGAAAUAACGUUUUUUCUGAACAAAAACUUUAUUUCUGUAAAGAUCCUUUGUGUAAUUUUGUCAGACACUCAACAAUUUGAGCCUUUCAGAACUUUUGUCUGGCAUUGUGCAGCAAUGAAAGGAAUAGUUUGGGGUUUUUUUCAAGUGGGAUUGUAUGAAGUGCUCAUCAACAGUAAGUCCAUGACCCAUAAGAAAUUCUGUUUAGCUUUUUUGAGCUGCAUCCAACAAGAGCAAAAACAAAGCUCUGAAAAGUUUUAAACGUUGGUUACACCUACACUGAAAUAAAUGCGAGGCUCUUCACAUAACAUCAUGAACUUUCUUAAGAAUAAGUGAUUUGGUACAAGCUGUGAGCUGACCGGCACCCCUCUGUGGAUAAUACACCCAUUUUUAAUGCUCACCUCAUACAAACCCCUUCAAAAAACACAAAAUAACCCUUUAAGGUUUGCUUUGCAGCUGCUGGAGCAUUUCAAACUGUCAUACAAAACAGGAACUGAGUUUGAAAAUCCCAGAUUUCCCCUUUAGCAGUGGAUCAUUUUGUGUACCAUUCACACACUUUCAGUUGUUUGUCUGUUUGAAUGAUCACCAGUUUAGAAACGGUUGUUACCUGUAAAUCUACAAAGUCUUUUCCACUCAGCGCAACCAAACAGCUCAGUGACUGGGUCGACCAGUGGCACCAUGCAGUGUCCUCAUUGAAACACCUUUGUUUUCUCACCACCAGCACACUGUUGUUUGUCUGCCUGUAAAGGCAACACAUGUACCAUGAAAAAAUUCAUGGCUUUGAGGGUGAAAAACCCCAUCUGAAAUAUUUGUAAAUAUUGGCUUUUAAUAUGUCCUCUCCUUGUUAUGCUGCACCACAUUACUCUGUGUUUUUCUUUUUUUUUUUUAAUUGUUCAGGACCACAUGUUUUGUCCCCAGCUUUUUGCCAUAGCUGUAGUCAUAAAGAAAGUGGGUUCUCAGGGAACUGUGUCGGAGCAGACACCCGCGCAGCAGCACCAUCACCCCCAUGGCUUAGGCAGCACCGUCCAUGGACUGCUGAAUAAAUCUUGAUAGAGGUACUGGAUCAGCUGACGUAGUAAAUGCCAGAUGCAGGUUAUUUUUCAGAAGUCAGACCACCGUUUAAAACUUCUGAGUUGCUUCAGACAAAAUUGCUCAAAACAGGAUUUGACGGGCCUGUCGUGGUGUUUGGUAAAAGUGUGAGAAUUCAACCACAAAAAGUCUGUCCAGAAACAGUUUACCUGCUUUUAUGAAUUUUAACUGGAACACUCAAUGAAAACUUUAAUCUCGAUGUAAACAUUUCUAAUUUAAUAAAAAAGUUGUCAGAAUUUGGUCCAUACAGAUAUAAGUACACAAGAUGCUGUUUCUGGGAAGAUUAGGUCUAUUUUUCAUAAUAUGAGUUUCAUGCUCUGCCAGACACCACUCAUGUAAGGGUUUAUAGCCCAGCAUAAUUGUUUUGUCAUUGCUUUAUUUGGAUUCUUAUUAAAAAAAAAGUUCUGUCCCUGUCCGGUCCCAGUGUCAGGAUAGUGAUCAGAGCCUGUAAAGGUGAUGCCACUGAGUACAUAGACUGGUACUGUUGCACAUCCAUGAACAUAUCGGCACAGAAACAUUUGGAGGACUGUGAUUUUUUUGCUCCCCCUGCUCAUGUCACACGGCUGUAGUCCAUUUACUGACGUUUGUGUUUGCCUCUCGGCUUGAGCCAUUUGAACUGAUGGUGUCCUGCUCUCUAUUGUUCUUUGUUUCGUUUGUAAAAAUGUCUCCAUGAAUGUAUUUUAUAUCUGUCAUUUUUAAGGUACUGUCCCAGCUCAUGAUGCUACCAUCACCACCUGUGAAAUUCAUGCACACUCUCUGCUUCAGCCCUUUUUUGUCACCCUCAUAUAUCAAAGUCUUUAAAAACCUUCAAAGUUUCCUUCAGACUUUGGUUGUAACUCCCUGCAGCUCUUUACUCUUCUCAUGACGUUUUUUGUUCGUUUUUCUUGGCCUUAAAAACAGAUUUUCUGGCAUUGAUGCUGUUUUUUUCUGGAGUUUCUGAAUUUCUGUUUUGCCACAUAAUGCCUUAUUAAACUACAUUAGGUUCUUAUGUGAUGAACUGUUUGUAGGGCUGCAAGUAGGAUUAUUUUCACUGUUGAUAAAUGUGCCAAUUAUUAUAAAAAUCAAUUGAUUAAUCAUGUAGAAUGAAAAACGAGAAUGUGUAAAAUUUUGAUGACAAUUUAUAUGGGCCCCAACUUUUUUUUUUUCAAACCAACAGCCCAAAAUCGUGAUUUAUAAUCAUGAAUAACAAAGAAUCGAGUGAAUUUCUGUAAAACCAAAAGCUGGAUCUGUAACUAUCACCCACGUUUUGUUUUAACAGGUAAGGUAAAUUCCUUGAAGGUUAUAAAACUGUUGCUGUCCAAUUUUUUUUGACUGGAGGGGAGUGGAAGUCCCGGCUUUUUGUAAUAUAGAACACAGGUGCACACACGUGUAAACGAACACACCACCACACUCAGCCUGUACACAACGCUCAGGAGGCUGAAAAAGAGCUUACUUUUAGGGCAUUUGAUUGAGUUUGUCAGAUCACUGCACCUUUUUACAUCGGCUGCUGCAAGCCAGUCGCUGAGUCUCUUUAAGUCAGGUUUUACACAUGUACAAAGUAUAAUUAUUGGUUCAUAUGUGACCGUUUUGCUCCCCACUUGUCUUAAUUGUUGACUCUUAAUGUCAAAUAGUUUGCUUUGAAAAUGUUGUUGGGCACAGAGUUUAAUCAUGUUGACCAUGUUUGAAGAUGUUAAUGUCUUGCUUGCUUAUCUCAGAGGUUUCAGGAAAAUGGAGAUGUUUGGAGAAACAGUGUGAGGUGUUUUAAAAACCACUUAUACUGAAAUAAACUUGUUGAAAAUCUAA
Molecule: messenger RNA, 94579 nt
Organism: Xyrichtys novacula (pearly razorfish)
Lineage: Eukaryota; Metazoa; Chordata; Actinopteri; Labriformes; Labridae
Source: the annotation of a GenBank genome assembly